AGUGCCGGGCUGAAGCUGAAGGAGCGCUGUGGACUCCACCACAGUUGAGGAUCACAGGAUCUCUGGAGCCGCCGCGGAGAGUCUGCUGUCCUCUGCACGGUCCGCUCAGGUUGACAACUGCAGCAGCCUGCCCCGAUACAAGUCCGUAUGGAGACACCUCCAACCCCGACACCAUGCACCUCUGAAAGCUUCGGCACACUGUCUUUUGUGUAGCCCGAGGGGGGAGAAAGAAAAAAGUCUGCAGGAUCACUUUUCCUUGACGGAGCGUAAACGGAUUUUUCCUCCUCUUCUUUUUUUUAGUCGGGCUCCUUCUCAUUCUCCUUCCGCCUUUCACGGUCCACCACUCGAUUUUUGGACUUUUUGUUUCCUAGAAAAGAAAGCGCCUCUGUUCCCCUGAGUCUACCUGCUCGCCUAGCACCCAUGAAUUCGGAUAAAAAUGUGUACCUCGGCAGGGACAAAGGCAUCAUGCGGAAGAGAGCUUUGCUCCUUCGGAAAGGUUGCAGCUUCGAGAUUACCAGGUAUGUACAAUGAUUUUUUCCCUAAUUAUUUAAGGUUAGGGGUGCUUUUGUCGGGUGCAAGAAGGCGGUCAAAAUGGCCAGACUAUCCCAAAGACACUGUAACCUCCCUCAUUGAAGUGGACACACAUAAUGAGUUUCUAAUGUGUGCCUUUCACCUUGCUGGUUGGUGAUUCAGCCACGAUGUUGUGUGUGCGCACAAGCUGAGAAAAGCCCCCCCAAAAUACAUGUUUCCAAACAGAGUGAGGUCAUAUUACACCUCAGCCAUUUAACACUCCACUUAAAUAAGCUCCAGGUGUCUUUUGUGCAUUUUAUUCCCAUUUGAAUCCAAAAUCAUGCAUGUGCAUCCUGUCUUGGACCGUGUAGUUAGGCGUUACGCACGGAUACAUUCCGUCUGCACCUGACUCUGCAAUGUUGACAAAGCUGCUUAGUGGCAGGACGCCGCCAGACGUCAUUUAACAGCCAAAUUCAGGUGUUGAUUGGGCAGUCGAGCAACCUCAGAGCCCCGGAGCUGCCCAAUCCUGCGCCACAGAGGGCUGAAAAUAUGCAGGUUUUUAGUUCUCUCCCAAAAUAGAUCCACUACAGGGGAUGGUUUGAGGGAUCACCUGCUGUAGUCUGAUACCACUGAGGCUCAGUCCGACCCCCGUGAGUCAUACACAUCCUAGGGCAGCAGACAAACCAAGGCAGGGGGGCUUCUGCCAGCAGGUAGACCACAUAAGGUGCAAGUGAUUUGGCUUCUCAGUGUGGGUGUACUGGUUAUAGGGGGAACCUCCUGGUGCUUUCUGAGAUGUCUGGCUUCUUGUCAGAAGGACACUGACUUUGUGGAAUGGGCUGAGAUCCAUCAGGAGGUUGUGCACAGACGUUUGUUUGUCUCUCUCAAAGGUGGGAUUUCUUUUGUGAGACAUAAUGUUAUCAAGAAGGUGUUUUAGGGCUAAGUGCAACAGCAAAUAUAUGCAUUUAAUAAGCGUGAGAUAUUUACAUUAGUAGUGCAGGAAACUGCGGUGUGGUGGAUUACAUUGGCAUUAUUUUCUCUGUUGUUUCAAGGUGUGUAAAACACUCAUCAUGUGCGCCUACUUAAUCAUAUGCAUGUCAUUUGGCGUUUGAAUAGCUAUACUACUCCAAAAGCAGAUCUAGUUUCAACCUUUAUUUUAAUAGUUUAAAUUGUUGGGCCUGAAUUACAUGUUAGGUGAGAGUAUUUGCUCAAUUAAAGACAGGGGACAUCUUAGAGAUAGUCUCCCUCUCAGAAAUGUUGCAGAGGAACUAUUCUUUCAUAGGUCCUGUGAGGGACUUUAAGUUUGUGUCAAUUUUGGCGCCACUAUAGACAAAGCAAUCUUUGCUUAUCUUGACGUCUCAAUGCUUAAAAAAAUCUCAUCCUACUGACUUAGGGUAUUCUAUGUGCAAACGGGGCUGUUUCUUUGCUGCUCAGCUGACACCUACUCUCCUUGCACCGGUUUCAGGCAUUAAAAAUGACAAUAUACAAAUUGUCUUGUUUGGUUUUGGACAUCACAGAAAGGCAUUAUUCUGAAUUGCAGUCUGUUUCAUAACAAUCAAAGAUCUCUUUAUAGGAGCUUUAAUGAGGUGCAGUUGAUUAAAUUUAGUUUAUUUUACAUGACAGCUAUCCAUCAAGUAUCCAAAACCAUCAAGUGAUAUUAGCAAAAUGUUUAAUUUAAAGUGAAAUGCUGCAACAUGCAAAAAAAAUCCUAGCAUUUGCAAGCUUCAAACUAUCAAAUUUUGCUCAAGAAAACGACUUAAUCAAUUAUUCAUUCAUCAAAAUGGUUGUGUAGUCAUUCCUUGUAUUGACUCAUGAGUUAAUUGAUAAUCUGUGCAGCUUUAAUUUCCAUUAUCAUGAUCAUUAUGUCCAAAGAAUAUUGUUCUUGUCACACCACGUCCCCUUCCCCCCUCUCUCCCACCUUCAGCAUAAUUUCCUGCCAUUUCCGAUGAUCUGCGGGGGUGCAGAUUUACUCAUGAGUUUUGCUUCGCUGCUCUUAUUGCUGAUAACUCCGUCUAAGUAUGUGUGUUUUUGUGUGUGUGAAUUAAAUGUCUCCAUCCAGGCUGCCAGGUCUCUGCUCUCUAAAUAGAGGCAUGUUCUGAGUAUAUGCAGGGACCAAAUUUGGCAAGCUUUGUGCCAAACACUUACUUUCAAAUUACACACCCCUCCUAAUGAGCUUGAUUUAUCCUGUGUAGGAUAAAGGUGGACCCAGAGUCACCCUGCUGUAAGGCUUCCUGGCACACACUCUCUCUCUCAGACACUCGCAGUUUAACAGACAAUCAAUCAGAGUGCUCCUGCAUGGGGGAAAUAGACUCUGCGCUUUACUGAGGAGAUAUGAAAGACACUCAAGUAAAGAGCUGCUACUGCUGAGGAGUCUCUGGGUAAUUUAUUGUACUGCAGAGACACAAACAGACCUUAUACUCACAGACAGCUUCUUAAGGACGUGUACAGUACGUUUAUAACCUGCUCUCACGUGCAUAAUGUGCUCCAACACACACUCACAAAGGCUGGUGUGUUUCCCCGUGUUUGCCUGUGGAUGUGAGUCAUGAGGUUACUUUAUCUAGACAUUGAUCUGCCCUCUUCUUUGCCUCCAGAUGACAGACACAGUCUCAAUGUGACACAGAGUUGACAGUCAUGAGAAAAUGCACUCUAGUAUCAAAAUAAGAGUAUUUUGUGCAGAAAAUGGCACCUGGAACUGUUUCUGAAUUAUAAUCCAGGUUUCCUCUUGUAGUUUUAUGGGGUCUCUUCCAUAGGGCUCAAAGACAUGAUUAAACCACAGAUGUCCAUUUGCCUUGUCUGUGGCAGGACUUCUGUGAAAAACAACUACUUGUGCUGCAAUAGGAUGCUGUUGGCUUUGCUUGCUUUUCGAUUUCACACAAAUUGAAGAAAGUGUUGGUUCAGGCAAGCCAUUGAGCCAAGCUUGGCCUGUAGCUCAUGUUAUUGUGUUAGUCCAAUUGAAAUCACACAAAAUUAAAUUUUGUAUUGUCGGACUAACAUACCAAGAUGGUGCUGUUGGGGAUCGGUUUUCUCUUGCAUGCACAGACCUCAAUUUGACUCUAACUUGCCUUUCUAACUAAGUCUUUCUGUGCAUGCUUGGCAGUUUGCAUGUCACAGCUUUUAUUGAAGUUGGACAGCACUUAUGCAUUGUAGGGAGCCAGGAGGUAAACAAAACCUUGACAGAAGAAGAAGAAGAAGAAAGAGUUGCAAAGAUGUUGUGUUUUCAUAGUUUGACCAAACUCAGAAGCCUCCUUAUAACAUGUUUCUCUAUAGUUUUGGUACAUGACAUAAUAGGUCAACCAGGAGAUGGCCCAAUAGUCACUGAAAAGGGGCAUAGUGCCACCUACUGUAGAGGAGGCAGACUCAUUUUUAUUAAUUUUUAUGUGGUGAUUGUACUGGGACAAGGACAUAAGCCCGGCAUAGCUAGACUUACAUGUGCAUGUAACCAAACUGAGUGUCACACAUAUUGUCACGGAUGCUUGCUCUGGUCUUGGAUGCUUUGUCUGAAUUUAAAUUUCCAUUUUCGAAACUAGGAAGUUUGUCCCUUUCAAACAUGCCUCGGCUUCCUCUUUAUUAGCAUUGGUUCAAAAAAGCAUGAUCUGUUUUAUCUCUAAAUGUUGCUUUGCUUUGGGAAAAAUACAACACAUAUUUUUAUGUCCGACUGUGUAUUGGACACUGCUCAUGGUGACUAAGCCUUAUCUAACAAAGUCAGUGAACUGCCAGCUGGCAGUUGAUACUCUCUCUGCCAGCAGGCAGGCAGCUGCAGAGCUUCUGCUUAAAGCACAAAAGUUAUGUGACAUAAAACCAGUCGUAAGGUUGUUUGUCUUUUCUGGAGUUUUCUGGUUGCAGGUUGGUUGAAGUUGGAAGGAGAUUUGCAAGGUUGUCUCGCUGUAUUGUGUGGCUGUGUGUUUGUAUCUGUUUGUGUUCACACUUGUCUAUUUCGGGGAAAUACGCAGAUUUUUUACUCAGCAGAGUCUUUGUCCGGAUCUUGGUUAGUAUUGGUGCAUUCAAAACUGAAAGUGUUGUGCUUAGUAAUUUCUAUCUAUGAGGGGCUGUCUCAAAAAGUCUCACAAACUGUCUCUAUUGACGUAAUUUGAGUCAGCAUCCAGUUUUGCUACAACCGCAAAAAAUAUCUCAGUGGCUAGUGACUGUGGACUUCCGCAAUGCUUGUUGCUGUGCUCAUGUGCAUUUGAGUUAGGUUGCAUUUUGAGUAAUGUUGGCCUCAGAUGUAAUCAUAAACUAUAGCGGCUGAGACCAACUGAGUCACAAUGGGGCAAUGGCUGUCCCACUCUAAAGGCUCGAACACUACCCUCUGUAUUGGGUACAUUUGUGAUGGCCAAACAUAUCUAAUGACACCAAUUCAAACAUGGUGGACUCUCUAGUACACUGUUAAACAAUAGCUGUUAGUAUUAGCGUAAUAGCCAUUACAAAUCUAAUAAAAGACAAAUGCACUGAAGCUUGAAACCGGCUUUUGAAUAUUGGUGAAGGUGCCUAAGUUGUGUGGCACGAACUAUGCCAGCUAGUUCUGUUUUUAGCCACUUGUCGCUAAACGACAGGGGUCAGCACUAUGUGAUGCUAGCAUAAAGGGUGGGAAUGGCAGCUGACCUAAAUGGGGUAUCCUCUGUAGGCUGGACCGUCAACAUUCAGUUUAGCUGUACUGGUCUAUGCCGUCUAGGCUGGGGCCCUCAAAGGCUUCAGCUCCUAAUCAAAGGCACAUUAAUGAACUUUGUUGCAGGGACGGCAGCUAUUGGUGGUCACCAUGUUGGAAAACCUGACUCCUGUUGACUUCUGACUGAUCUAGAAACAGGUACAGGCGAAAUUUACACCCCUGCCUUGCUGAAUGGCAAACAGGUGCGAGUGCCCACCUGUCAAUCAAAUCAGCCACAUCCCAAUUUUGGUUGUGUUAUAUGGUACAAUACAGUUAUUUCAAUUACAGGGAUGAAAUCAAGAGACCAAAACUCUUUUUGAUUCAGAUUUAACCAGUUUUUAAUUCUGCUGCAAAAAUGGGCAUUUAAACCUGGCCUCUGAUGGGGUUGUCUCGGACCUUGGAACCAGCCUCAAGUGGACACUUGAGGAACUGCAGUGUCUUCAUCCCUCCACAGAGUAUAAACACCUGGGGUUGCUGCUUGGUUUUAACAAGGUGGAGGAAAGUGGGAUAAAAAAAAGAUAUUUCCAUCUUCCUUUCAAUUAAUAGUGAGUUUUGACAGCUUUAGAGGAGUGCUAAAUCUCUCCACUGUGGAAAUCGGAGCUUAUUACACCGGUGCAUAAGCAAGCACAAGCAACUUUCAACAUGUCCUUUGCCCUUGAGUCUCUUGGCUGUCAGAGUCUGGAUUUCUUCCAGGAACAACAAACCCUCACCUCAUAGUGCGUUUUCCCAUUCAUUUUCACAACACUUGCUGCUUGUCGCUUUGAAGCCAUCACACUCCCCUGUCACUGAUGCUCAGCUUUGGCUCGUCUCAAACCACUUCCAGUCAGCUCCGACUCCUUGUGUGUGAUGAGAUUAGGCUACAUGGUGACACUUGCAGGAGCCAAGAAAUCCCUGGCUCUCCUCAGACCAUGAACUGGCAGAACAAACAUAAGUUUAAGAAGCAGUGCCAGAGAGGCGAGGGGAAAUUAUGCUAACAGGCCUUGCUUCCAAGCAGUAAAACACACAGUGAGGCAGCAAACAUACAAACACCGACCACUGGAGGAAGAUUUUAUCUCAUAAAGCAAGUAUCAAACGUCAGGAAAAGUCUUGCUCUCCAUGAACUCAGAGGCAACAUCAGCGAAUUCUGCUGUGGUGGAAACUAACCUCAUUGUCUGGAUUCUGUUAGGGCUCACUUGUCAAUCCAUAACAGAACAUUUGUAGUUCAUUUAAGGAAAGGCAUUUGCUGGCAGAGAGCCGCCCAAGUACAUUACUGGACCAUGAGGAAAGAGCAGCAAAUUUAUCAUCAAGACAAUGCAGGGAAACGGGAUUAAAACGUGUUACUAUGGUUUAAAUAUGUAACUCAGACACAACAAACCCAACCCAAUAAGGAGCUUGUUCACGAUGUAGGAGGGACAGAUUAGGUUUGAUGGAUCGGUGCCCCAGUUGGCUAUAAAAUGUGUGCAAAAACCCAUUAAUCAAUCUAGCCCCUCCUUGCUCUUACCCUCCUCCAUCCCCUCUCUGUACGAAAAGCCCCACAUAAAUCAGGCAUAACUUAGGCUUGCGACUGCAGCCACAUUAACAGAGCAAAAAAUAGAUCCUUGGCGGGCUGCAGCAACUGAAACACAUAGACUCCAUCACUCUCGCCCCCUCAUCCUCCUUUCUGUCUGAACUUCUCACAUCAGAGGUCAACUGAGUGCAUUUUACUUGUGCGUCUUCAUUAACCUCUCCAGCUGCCAAAUCUACAUUGUUAUGUGGGCGCUGUUGCCAGGGUUUUUGCUGUAGCUUGUCAGAUUGGUGCAAGACUGGAGCCAGAUGUAGCUCACGCUGCUGCAAAGUUUAGAGACAGGUUUGUGAAUAUGUGCCGUUUCAAGAUAGAAGAAAAAAGAGAAGGAAAUAUGUAUUAGGGUUUGUCCUCUUGUGGUUUCCUUGUGAAGCAUUUACAGUAGGCUUCAAAGCUGAGGUUGAAUGAAAAACAUAUGGUGUGAAAGUCAGACAUGAUUCUAGGUCUAGGGAACAGACAGUGGAUAAGGACAGAGCUGCAGGAGGAGCAGAGUGAAAGUGGUUGUAAUAGACUGAGCUCUGGGGUCUCCCUCUGCGUUACAGUCUGUCAUCAAGCCCACAGCGGGGAGUUAAACUGAUGGAGUACAAGACUUUGUGCUGACUCAAGGCACUUGGAUGUUUUGCAUACUGUGAACAUUAUGUAGCUCCCUCUCACACAUUAAAUGCUGCUCACACACAGAGAUUAUUGCUGUAGUGGUUGUAUCGUGAUUUGCAAUGGAAAUAAGAGAAGAGAGAAGUGGUGCAGAUGGUUUAUUAGAUAUCAAACAUUUCCUGAAACUUACAAUACUGUUGUUUUUAUUUGGAAAUUAACAAAAAAUAUCCAUCUUUGAGUCCACUGAAAUGUCCUCCUAUGUUUUUUAUUGUCCAACCAACUCAUAAAGUUCUAGUUAACCAUCUAUAAGAUAAAAAUAGUCAUAUUUAACAAAUUGUGACAGAAUUUUAUAGGUCAUUCUUGUGGCAUUGCUGAUUUGAAAGUGUUAGAACAUAAAAAUUGAUGGAACUGAACCCAAUAAACAAACUUUAUGUUUGCUGUAUUCUUCUGCCUCGACUUAAAAUAGCCUCAUGUUGUCAACUACGUAGUUUCCACAGUGGGCGCAGUGAGAUUUACACACCAGCGGUGGAAUUUUGAGAUCAUAUCUCUGAUUAGUUGGUGGCCAGUGUAGCAUCUUAGUGUCAACAUAAGCAUGUCUGCUGCAUUAUGUCACUACGAGUGUUUCUGAAGUGUAGCAUAUCAGUGUGUUUACUAAAGCAGCUGGACUUGGGAGUUAAUGCAAUCCGGUGUCAACUCCACGAGAUUACAUGUAAGUAUUGAGAUUACAAUGUGUAUCAACACAGCAGACAACUUCAAGUCCAAAGCAGAACAGGUACACAAGCUGGUUUUGCUGACAUGCCUAAAAUAGUCGAAUGACACCUUUUACUGCAGGCAGUCAGUAGGGGGAGCUCCAAAUAUUUUGGCUUCACGGUCAGUUAACUCGCGUGGCAACAUUUAAAGGGAUAUUCUGGCAUAAAAUGAAUUUAUGGUCAAACACACCGUAACACCUCGAGAGAUGAAUGUUGCCGACCCUUUGCUUCUCUAGUUAUACCAACUUUAGUAACGACCACACAAUAGCAAUACACAGCGGCCUGAGGAGCCAUAAACAAAUCUCAACCAAAGCACCACUCUAUAGCCACAAAUAAUGCUCAGAACAGCACCUAACUUCAUCAACAGGACAUAUAGGGUCCCAGCCAUAGUACUAGCCACCAAACAUCUUUUUAACUUUGCCUAAUUUCUUUCGGGCCAGUCCAUCACCUACUGCUGCGGGGUGAUGCAGCUCAAGGACGAACAUUUAUGAUAAUUUCUUAAUCAUUUCCUUGAAGUAAUAAUCACCACAGUAAUCAUUUUGCACUGCAGACGCGGUAGUUCUUCUGCCUUAGUGUCUUGGUCUGAUUGCAUUUCCAUGAAGAAAUGAUCAUGAAGGUUCUUCCUUGAGCUGCGAAACUCCGCUGCGGUCCGUAAUGGACUGGCCUGAGGUCUCGCUACAAACAAGCGUCUGCUGGAAGAGAGUAGGUGAGUUUUUUGGUCUCUUUGCUAAAGAAAUUAGGCAAAGUUAAAAAGAUGUUUGGUGGCUAGUGCUGUGGGUGGGACCCUAUAUGUACUGUUGAUGAAGUUAGGUGCUGUUCUGAACAUUAUUUAUGGUUAUAGAGUGGCGUUUUGGUUGAUGUUUGUUUAUGGCUCCUCAGACUGCUGUGCAUUGCUAUCGUGCAGUCGUGACUAAAGACGGUUUAACUAGAGAAGCAAGGGGUCGGCAACAUUCAUCUCUGGAGGGGGUGUCUAACUCAGUGUUACGGUGUGUUUGACCCUAAAUUAAUUUUACGCUGGAAUAUCCCUUUAAUAUGCAGUUUAACAUACACCAACCCUUGCGUAGUGCCCCCUAGAGGCUUUGUGUGACUUUGUGUGCACAUGCAGAAGAGCUUUUAUCAGUCCGUGAACAGACUUUAUGUGUUGAAUGCUUACGAGUGAGCUAACCAGCAGCAUCAGUAACACAUAAUCCUGCUCCACGGUUUCUUUCAGGAAUUAUGAUUGCAUCACACAGCUGGUGCAAGACUGUAUCACCUUCCUGAUUUCCAUAGAAGGUUGCAUCUGAGAAAUUGAAAAAGUCUGCUCGGCUGGUUCUGCUCCGCUCGGCCGUACAGUCGGUCCCUCAGUGAGGUCUGAUAAACACUGGACUGUAAUCACUCCCAUAUGUGUCUGCAUAGCUCAGCACAGUCCAGCCAUGCGCACAAUGCAGAACACCAGGCUCAUUUAGACAGAAAAAUAGAUUCAAAUUACCGGAGAAAAAGUGCACACAAGAAAAGAGAGAAAGAAAAAUCCCUUGCUCGAUUACAGCCCUGUGUAAACUUUAACUCUUCUAUGGGAACAUCUGCUUCCAUUUAGGGUUUUAAGACUCAUACCUACACAUUAAAAUGCACUGUGCACUGCUCCGGGAAAGCUUGGAGGCUGGAAAAACAUUUCCCAUUAUAGUUGGCUGGAAGGAGGCCGGUGUGGAGUGAGUCGUACUCAAGGCAGGGUAUCGGUUGAGAUGCGGCCAGUGCGAGCACGAACCACAAACCGCUCACACAUAAGAGUCACAUUCUGAGGGGUGUUUUCAUUUUUUUCUCAAAGCUGAACAAACUUCCUUUUUUAUGUCAGGGAUGACGCAAAGUGAAAGUGAGUGUGUGUUGAAGUAUGAGAGAUCAAAGGGAAGUCUGCACAGUAUGGUCACAGUCUGUGUGUACACUGUGAGCCGCUUCACUGUGAGCCCACUGCCCCCCUCAUAACCCCUGGAAGAGAGAGCUCGGAGAGACAGAGGAGGAAAUGGAGCCUGUGAAGGGUUACUGUUGUACAUUUUUACCCUGCGGUUUGAAGGGGGACGGCCAGAAACCUCUUCUCGGUUAGAGAGAGAGCAACAGAGAGAAAGAGGGUCAAAGAGGUAGGGGUGCAAAGUGGUCUAAAAGUACUCGCAGAAGCUCAAGAAAAGAGAAGAGUCCUGACGAUGAAGUAGCUAAAACGUGGAGACUUUAAAGAGCCGUGCACAAACAGUUUCCCUCACUGCAGGCCUCUUUACAUUCAAGCAGUUUUUUCUGAUCCAGGCUUUUAUUAUAAAACUCAAAGCGCCAAUACAAAGUUAAAAUCAAAUCCUUUCAGUAGCGUGUCUGACAGGGCUGAAAAAUUCCGCUAGCGGCAAUUUACAAUUUCAAAAAUAUCAAUGGCUCAUGGGAUAUUUCUGAUGACUCAUACAAGGAACAAAGUGAGUGUAAUGUUUUUUCAGUGGGUGUGCGAAUUUGACACACCCACCGAAGUGUCAAUGAAAAAAUAAAUAGGUCUUACCGCUAUCUGCCAACAUGAAAAGGUCAAGCCGACCAAAUGUUCAACAUCCCUGUUUAGAGUAUGAGCAUGCUUAAUAUUCUACUACUGGUAUUAAACAAACAAACUGCAGAGGAUCAUAGUAAUGUUAUUAGUGUGAACAGACUCAAUUAGAUCACUGGAGAAAGUCACUUUUAAAGUAGGUGCUGGAUGGUAAGUUUAAAGGUGGGGUAGGCAGGAUCCGAGGAAGUUCCAGUUUUGGGGAGAAAUGUUGAAUGUAAACUCUACCCCUCCCGACCAGUUUUUCCCUCAGCUCCUCCUCUCCCCUCCCUCUCUGCUCCAGAAAGCCCCGCCCACAAAGUGACGCUUCUGCUCGCUCUUAUCGUUUCAAUUAAAUUCAGAUAUAAUGCAGAUAAAUACUUCAGAUAAUUACAAAUGGGGCCCAGUCAACAUAAAAGUAAACAGCAUUGGUGCUACUGUAGAUGCCAACAGACUACUGGAAAACACAAUGUUUGCAGGACUUCUACAACUAGGAUAAAGUGACAUAGUCCAGGACCCGAGGUCAACAAUUUAGUGGCGCUUCAACAUGCAGCAGGUCCCAUUUGACAAGAAACACUUCUGUCACAGACACUUGGCUUAUUUUGUUAAAGCGGUUAACCUGUCCAGGAGAAAGGUUACAGGGUCCAGAAGAUCCAGAAGAAUCCCCCAUUGUUUAUGUUGACCCAGCUUCUUAGCUCUUGUCCAGUCUACCUCCUUUUUAAGCGCCAGUUAUUCCGCCAGAGUCUCCGGUAUUUACUUCAUUUUCUUGCUUGUGUUGGCAGUGGUGACCAAAGGAGGAUUCAGACAAUUUUCUGUACUUUCUGGUUGGUUUCUAUGCAGCAAAAAGUCAAGGCCAGGACAUAAUAGUGCCAUAAGAAAAGUCAGGAAAAUGGUAAAAAAAAAAAUUUUGGGGGGGGGGGGGUUCAUCCUCGGAGGACCACAAUGUUCUAACACAUUUUCAUGGGUAUCAAUUCUGUAGCUGUAAUGAUAUUACAGUAAUACCAACAACCCUUAAUGUCAUGAUGGUUAUUAUAGAAAAGUGCAAAAUAUCAACAUGAGAAAUAUUGAUGGGUUCAUCCUCAAGGGACCACGAAUAGCCAAACGCUAUGUCAUGAAAAUCUAUCCCAAAGUUGUAGAGAUGUUUUAAUUAUAUCAACAAAUGUUGCAAAAGUAAAAGACAGGAAAUAAAUGAAAUAAAUAAACAGAGGGGUGUAUUAUGCGAGGACCAUGAACAUGGGUUCACAGUUUCACAAAAAUGUACUCUGUAGUUUUAAAGAUAUUUUGUAGUUGUAAAGAUAAAUGUCUUUUUUAUGACGGUAUGAGAGGAAAAGCCAGUAGUGUUCAUCCUCUGGGAACCAUGACUAUUGGUUCACAGUUGGCAAUCCAUGUUGUAGCUGUAAAGAUAUCUUAUAUGUCCAUUUACAUACAUGUACAUGGUUCUGGACAGAAUAAGAAACAUGAUGAACAAACAGAAGUUCAAAAAUACGUGGUUAUUUAUAGAAUAUCUUCAAAUGCGAUCAAGUAGUAAAUAACUAGCAACAGUGGCAGAGUAUUUUGUUUACUAAUUCUGAAUUUAAUGUCAGUGCAGCACAUGCAGUCUGGUCAGAUCCCUUGCGGUCACUGUGAUAAAUGUUGGUGCCACAAGAGGGCAGACUGUCACUGUAAAACCACAGCUGUUAACCUACGAUAGGGAGCCAGUGGUUAUAAUUAUGUAAUAUGUGACUAAAGCUCAUUAUUUAGAUAUAGAUUCUAGAGAUUGAAUUCAAAGUGUAGCACAGUUAAGAGAAGAAGAAAAUUGCAAAAGAUGUUGCUUCAAAGUAGUUAGAUUAGUGUUGAUAUCACAAGCCUGGUGUUACCAUUCAUACUUUUCCACUAGGAGGAGUUGGUGUGUAAAACACAGACAUCGAUGUGGAGAGAAGCUGCACUCAAACUGAGGGUUUCAUUCAUAAACAGACCCUGUGUGUUCAGUUAAUUGAUGCUGUGGCCCUUAAAUACAGAAACCUCACUCUAUACUUAGACUUAGCAGUUAUCAGGACUUCACAGUGUUGAUGCACAAAAAACGCACAGCCUCAUGUGGUACACAUGUAACAAAGGGUGGAGGGCAGAGUGUCGCCCAGAGCAGCUCUGAUGGUUACAGACAAAAGGUUAAUUCACCUGAUCACAUUUAAUGAGAGUGCUGUCAUUAAUCCAUGCUGCCUGACGCGGUGACAUUUCACACAGGUCACAUGGUGACCUGCUGGCAUUUAGGAUGCACUGAGAAAGGAGAGGCCAAGCUUUGAAUCCAAAUCAUCUGAAUGUGUAUUUGUAUGGGUGCAUGAGUUUGACUUUGCUGGAACACAAGAUGUAAAACUGUCACCACAGACUGUUGACUUAAACCAAUAUGCAAACCCAAAAGAGUUCAUCUGUAUGGAAGCCCAAAGUAGACAUGCAGCCCAACAUUGUCUUUCCUCUGUCUUUGUGUGGAAACUAAAAACAGCUGCUUUCUUGAGAUCUUGACUGAAUUAAUGGCUUUACCGUUAUUAAGAGAAUAAUAUAUCAAACUGUCACAAAGUUAAAAGCAUUUUCCAGCCUUGACCUUUAUUACAUUAACCCUCCACUUGUGUUAGGGUCUGUAGUGACCCGUUUUUGUUUUUAAAUGCUUAAAAAAAAACACUUAAAUUAGCUUUUUUGCAACAAGACUUUUUGACUUUGUCAGGAACCUCUAUUUCAACAAAAUAGAAAUAAAAAAUUGAUUAGACUAAAUUAUAAAGUGCUCUUAUUAAAAUCAUGGCACUUGUCGUGUUGAGGUCACUGUUGACUCAGUUAGAUCAAUAUCUAAUAAUUAGAGCAAAAACUGAAAUCAUAAGUGCACUGUCAGGCACCGCACUGACAGUCAGAUCCUCUUCCAAUCAUGUGAGAUUAAGGAAAUUCUUAUUUUGCCGUGUUUUUCCCUGCACUAAAAACAACUUCAGGCAUGUGCAGACAUAUGAGAUCAGUUCAGUAUGGAUAUCUGUGUGAGUGGUAUACUGACAAAGAAAGGCCCAGAGGCCCACAACAAACUAUUAUAAGCAAUAUUUUCAUGGAUAAUGAAGCCUAACAAGGUAACCUAGAGAUGAGAACCAAACUGGAGGAUAGAGAAUUGUUUUUAGUGUAAUUUGCAGCUGAUUUAAGACACAGGUCGAAACCGACCCUUAACAUAGUGGGUGCGUAGUAAAAGCUCACACAGGUGGAAGGUUAAAACUCAGGCCUGUGUUUGAACCAGGAAACUAACUCAUUUCACUCACUGUCGAGUCUGAAAGUAGUUUGCUAGUGCAUGCUACAGCCUCUUUUUGUUAUGCUUACUCCAUCCUAAGACACACUGCCUUUUCCUGCUCCUCUCCCUGCUCUCCUCUCUCCACUUCUAGCUACAUGAUUGUUUAGCAUGUGUUGAAAAUACUGCAGCCAACAAUUAAUGUUAACGCCAGCUGCAACUUCCUUGUGCUCCUGAGCUUUAUCUUGCGUCAAUCUGUGCUCAUGAUGAAGUGAAACUAAGAGCUGUUCAGAGCAGAUCAUAGCGUUUAAAAAUAAAGAUAGAAUUUACUGUGAAACACGUCAUAUUGUGAAAUUAACUGAAAUAUGGGAGUAGUUUAGUGAUUCCCAUCUACAGAAAGUACAUGGGCAGGCCGCUCGAGCAUAAUCACAGACCAAUUUUUCCUUUUUUCUUCAUUAUUUAACCCAUAUGAGAUCACCAUCUAUUAUCAAUAGAUGUUUGAUCAAUGAUUUCGGUGAUCUCUAGUCUCUAGUUGCUUUCAUCGCACCUGAGAGAGACAUGAUGGGGGGUGGGUCUUACAUUGCAUGGAUGCCAUGAUGUAUGAAGGACAUCUCAUGUUCUUAAAUCGCUGUCAUAAAAGUUAUGUGCAGCUGGCACAUUUUACUGCUUGUUUGACUUUGUGCUGCAGGUACAACGCCGCAUUCAUUGUCGAAUAAAGUCAUGAUCAUCACUGCUUCCCCCCUCCAGGUUACAUAUUAUCCUGACACAGAACCUCGUCAAUGAGAGGUGACGUCAUGGCAGGCUGAUGGAUUUGCAUUUUGAGUCUAAAUGUGUGUGACAGAUAAAACCACACUGUCCUGCUGCUGCUGCUGCUGCUGCUUGAGAAACACUUUCCACUACACGUCUAAAAAAUUCACUCUGAAUUUUCAUGCUACUCUAUUCAUAGAAAUGACUCCCAGUGUGACCCCGCGUCAGUCGCUGCACAGCUAAUCACAUUGUGGACUCUCACACACUCACACAGUAACAGAGGCCUUGUUUAUCCUGCGCGUGGGAAAGGUGCCGUGGUCAGACAUGGCUUACUCUGUGAGACUAAAAGGCCGGAGUGGCAGCUGUCCAGAGAGAAGGCGGCGGAGCUCCCGGGGAUUAGCAGACUAUUGAGCCGAAAGCUCCUGAUCCGCAUCAUGCUGCUCUGAGGGGUUCGACCGCAGAGGCUAACGUGUGUGCUUGUGCAUACACACUUAAGUUUUGUGUACCUGAGCAUCACAACUCUUACUGGCAUGGGCACAAGGCUUUAACCCACGCUCUAUAAUGCUUACACCUACAUCUACAUCCUGAUCUUUGAAGCUGUUUUGGUCUCAGGAAAGGAAAGCAUGGGAUCGCCUGACACUGCCAGGUCCCAGAGUUAAAGAUCAAACUUUGUAGUAUAAAUUUUCAGCACAAUUAAAAGUCAUUUAAAGGGUGUGUGAACCCUUCCAGUGUGUUUUAUCUUGAUGACAUGAUAUAUGAUAUAUUGACACAAACUGCCUCAAAGGUUUUAGCUAAUCCACAAGCAAACAGCAGGGUUGCAAAAACAAAAGAUGACAUUCAGCCUGAAGAUCAGUCGUCACAUUAUACCAUCGUGGGAUUAAAUCAGUAUUUGAGGGUUGUAACAUCUCAAUGGUUCCAUUAUUUUCUGUCAUGAAUACAGGGAUAAAGGCAUUUGUAGAAGAAAUGUCAAUGUUCACUUUUUCCACUUGCAGUAAUGUCAAAUUCAAGGACCUAUUUUACAUAUGGCUUUAGAGCACCCUCUCUCAGUUAUUUUGUAUAAACUUGACUAGCUGCCAGAAUGCUCUGCUAGUAUCUGAGUCCUGCAGAAUGGACUCAUAUGCUGCGUCCGAACUGCCCGCUCGGAUACUACAUGCUACUGCUACGUGCUACUGCUAGAUCCUACUCCUACAUACUAAAAACGUUGGCCCAAUUCGGACACACUAGACGAGCAGUGGGGAAAGACGACCCCCGCAGGCAGAGAGUAGGUACUGCGCCCGUGCAGACAGUGGUAACUGAAGCCCCUCAUCUGCGGGCCUGGCUGUAGUACUGCAGCUGUGCAGUUUAAUGAUGGAAUAAGUGAGCUUUACCUCCAUGAUGUCGCCACUUGCUCAUAAAAUGAUUACUUGGGCAAAUAUGACACCAUGACAUGACAAAGAGAUACAACCGCACAUUUUUCAGGACAGUGUGUGAAGUUACAUGAAAUUUACAUCUGUACUGCUGCGGUCCCGCCUGCUGCUGCUGCUGCUCCGACAUGGUGCGCGCUGCUGUGGCCAGCCGGCGUUCGCGACACAUUUAAAUAGGCAGAGCAGCUGGUGGCGCUAGCAUCACAUGCGCUUCUACAACUUUUAAGAGGACGAAGAAGAAGCCCGCGGUGCAUUUUGGGUCAGUAGCAUGCCCGUAGGAUGCACCGAGACCAACCUACAAUGUGGGCGUGUCUAGCAUCUGAAGUAGUAUCUGAAGUAGCAUGCUACUCGCUCCGGUGGCCAAUUCGGACAUGCUAGAUACUACUUCGACUACUACCUCGACUACUACUUGGCAAUUCGGACGCAGCUAUAGUGCGCCAUAAUUUCUGUAACUGUUGUCAAGUCCCCUGUGAGGUCACUGAGAUUUGUAAGAGCUAGCAUGUCAUAUAACAAUGAUGUACAUUGUCGGGCCGAUUUAAUCACCCGAUUUUUAAAUUUUUUUAUGAAGUACAUAUAUAUAUAUAUAUAUAUAUUUUUUUUUUCUUUUUUCUUUUUUUUUUUUUUAUUAUUAUUUUUUAUUUAUUUAUUUAUUUAUUUUUUUACACUAUACUGUAUACUGUAAAUAUACUGUAGGCUACUGCUCUUCACACCGACAGGAAGACCAACUGAACAAACCCCGGACCGGAAAAGCGUUUUCAACUACCCCCCCUUGCAUUUUCAUCUUUGAUAUUACUCCUCUACCUUUUAUACUUCUUUCUCGCCGACACCAAGGAGAGUAGAAGAACUCCAACAUACAUGUGUUGGGGGUGGAAAUAGCAAAGUGACAUAUGAUACAAUACAUUACAACACAAUACCAAAUGAGGUACAUGUAUUUAAAGUCUAUAGGUUAAAUACACAAAACUCAGGAAACAACUUUCUGUUGAUUCUAUUCAUCACCUGUUGGACUUUUUCCACCUUAUAGUAAUGCAUUUUUGUUAUCAUAGCUGUUUUGUUUAUGCAGUCAGGGUCACAUUGUAGCUCCGAGGCCACACUGAAAGACUGAUCUUUGAACGGGAAGUCUUCCUCUUCUGACUUCCUUUGUUACAGACGGGCUUCACAGGCGACUGUUGAAAACCAGACGCCUUCAUGCAAAGGCCAUGUGAGCAGAGCGUGUCAAAGUGUGACAAUGGGAGUGUGUGUGGCAAAGUUGUGUAUAUGUAACAUGCUUAAAGGUCUGUUUGUGAGUUUGUGUGUGAGUGUGACAGGCCUCGAGCGCUCUAAUUAGAGGUGGGGGUGUUCAGGUAUCUCAGGUUAAUUGUUCGUAACUGGAUCCUGACGUGAGAAAACUGAGGCUGUAUUUUCCAUGGUGUCUCAGGAAAAGGCUUUUUUCUCUCUUCAGGCUGUUUCAGAUUUUCACUGCAUUUUAACAGAAGUUAUUUUUAAAGGUAGUUGCACUCAGAGAGAGAGAGCAGGAGGGUAAAUGCCAUGUGUGUAGUAGCUUUAGGUGUUUUCCUGUGGUGUGGCGUGCCACAGAGGGGGGUUUCUGCUGAUUAAAAAUUGAUGAGCAGCUGAGUGCUGUGUAGCCUGAGCCGAGCAUUCCUGCACUCUUUCAUGUUGUGUGUGCUUGUGUUUGUGUGUGUGUGUGUGCAGACUGAGCCAGGGCCGGGCUAUUGUAAAGGUAUCGGAUUUACCUAAGCUCUUGUUUCAUCUGCUUUUCCAAGUGUGCGUGCGGUUGGUGUAAAUGUAAAUGUGUGAGAGCAGAGAAUGAAUACAGUCUGUUAUGACAUGUUCCUGUCAGAUUCCUGUUUUAUUUAUGCUCUCACCCAGACAUGUUCAGUAUUUUCAGUUUCUUGUGUGCACCAGUUUUUUUUUUCUUUUCAUAAAAUGCUAGAUAAAAAGUUUAUUUUGAAACUCUCAUCCCAUUUUGAGCCUUUUGAAUAAAUCUGAGCGUCUGCUUUGUUGGCUCUAGAGACUCUUUUUAACGGCUCAUAUAAAUCACAACAUACCAUGUUUUAGUGCUCUGAAAAGAUGUUCCCUUCAGUUUUAGAUGAAGCAGCCAGACAGUCUUUUGAUAUUUUGUAGCAUGGGAGGGAUUAUUUUUGACGUACUGUCAUGACCCGGCUCUUAAAGGGAUAUUCCGGCAUAAAAUUAAGUUAAGGUCAAACACGACUUAACACUGAGUUUGGCACACCCGUUGAGAGAUAAAUGUUGCCGACCGCUUGCUUCUCUAGUUAUACCAACUUAUAUAACGACCGCAGAUAGCAAUACAGAGAGCCGCACGCUCAACCAAAACACCACUCUAUAACCACAAAUAAUGCUCAGAACAGCACCUAACUUCAUUAACAGUACAUAUAGGGUCCCAGUCAUAGUACUAGCCACCAAACAUCUUUUUAACUUUGACUAAUUGCUUUAGCAAAGAGACUAAACACAACUCACCUACUCUCUUCCAGCAGCCGCUUGUUUGUACAGAGACCUCUGGGCAAGUCCAUUGACUGCGGCGGAGUUUUGCAGCUCAAGGAAGAACAUUGAUGAUCAUUACUUAUCAUUUAUUUAUUUAUCAUUUCCUCUGAGUAAUAAUCACCAUAUUAAUCAUUUUGCACUUCAGACGCGGUAGUUCUUCUGCCUUAGUGUCUUGGUCUGAUUGCAUUUCCAUUAAGAAAUGAUCAUAAAUGUUCUUCCUUGAGCUGCGUCACCCCGCUGUGGUCGAUGGACUCGCCCGGAGGGCUCUGUACGAACAAGCGGCUGCAGGAAGAGAGUAGGUGAGUUGUGUUUGGUCUCUUUGCUUAAGUAAUCAGGCAAAGCUAAAAGGAUGUUUGGUGGCUAGUACAUUAAAGUUGAUGCGGCUGAUCAGUACCUCAAGUACCAUCAGCACUUUGGAAGUAAACUAUGCAAAUUAAUGUGAAACUGGCUAACAGGAGCUGUUGUAACAUUCAUCAUGUGGCCAGAACGUCUGCAAACAAAUGAAGAUAAAAUUGAGUAAUGGCAGCUGAUUCAUGUGGCAACUAUACAACUGAAAAAGUAAGUUCAUGUUAAUUUUAUGUUCACAGUUUGUCUAUGGGGUCCCAGAGUGGCCAAAAGUUUCUGUUAUUGCUGCUUUGUUUAUUGGCCUGCACUUUUUAUAUGAAUCCCAAAAUUUGAAUAAAGCCACAAUUCAGAAGACUCAGCAUUCACUGACAAACUUAUUUACGUCAAGCUCAUAAAUGCAAAUGCGACUGUCAGCAUUUACACAUCAGCCACAGUGUGAUUAAGGUCCAAAAUUAACCUGCUUAUGUAAACUUAAACACAUAUUAUUUCACUGCACACUGUAGAUAAACAAUGGCUGUUACUCCCUGAUCUACACAUGAUGAAAAACUGCUCUAUUGAAAGGCACGUUGCCCUAAAAAUGACUCCAAGAGGGUUAAAAGUCAAAAGCAAUAUGCUUUUCCUGUCAAAAAGGAUUAAAAUAUUACUUAAGUAUUUUGAGUUUGAGCUGCGUAAGAGCUAAUCAUCACUGAGACCUGACAUAUGACUAAAAAAUGAGCACUAUUUUGGAGUGAGGGGAUAACCACAGACCUCUAAAUAAACUAACAUAAGAAAUGUGGUGACCAGUCACAAAAAUCCUCAAUAUGACUCACAUUAGUUUGGCCUGUUGUGAUCAGUCUAUGCCUGUCCAUCAUGGGGAACAAUAGUCUUUUUUAGUUUUUCUAAACAAAGAAAAACAACCAAACUGGAACUCCUGAAGAGUGCCAAUAAUGUCUCAUCGAUCUGGAUUUUCUGGAUUUUAGUGAAGAAUCAAAAUAAUCUUGUACUGUGCGCCAAUGUGCGAUAGUGUUAUCUCUAAAGACAUAAUAAGUAGGGACCAGCCGAUAUGGAUUUUUGGAGGCUGGUGCCGAUACUAAUUAUUAGGGGAGAGGGAAAUCCAAUUACCCAUUAAUCGGACGAUUUUUUCAAUUUUUUAUUAAGUUUUAAAAAACAUAUGUAUACUAUAGAUAAACUGUAGGCUACUGCUCUUCUAGCCGACAGGAAGACCGACUGAUCAAACUUGGACCAGAAAAGCGUUUUCAAAUAUCCCCCCUGCCGCCAAUCUCAAUCUCAUGUUACUCAUUUCCGGUCUGCUCUCAUCUGGAGACAUGCAGCUGCCUCAGUAAGAGAAGUAGCUCGAUCAUGUAAUGUGCACUGUUGUUUAUUCUACCGUUACUGGCACGGCUAACAGUGUAGCAAGGCAAAUAGCAGACGGCUAACUCUAACUUUGGGUUGAACUGAAACUUAUUGACUUAUUGUGUACUUCACAAAAACCGUUGAGGUGGACCACUUUCCUCCGUGCGUCCCUGAGCUGCCUGCUUCAGAUCUGUCACUGCUGUGCUGUGAGGUAGUUAGUGGAUGAAGAUUGUCAUGAGGACGCUGCGCCAUCUACAGGAUAAGUCGGGGAACUUUUCAAAUGACGGAACAUUUCCGAAGUGAAACCGAAUCUUAUUCUUGGUAUUUUGUUUCUGAAAAAAUUGGCGAAAAUCGUUGAGUCUUGGCCGAUUACUGAUUAGUCUCAAACAGGCUUAAAUUGGCCGAUUAAAUCGGCUUGCUGAUAAAUUGGUCGGGCCCUAAUAAUAACAAACUUGGUUUUUCACAGAAAAGCACUUUAAAGUUGUCUUUUUUCCUUUGAGCCAUGCUUUCAGACACCACUGCAGUAGUAUUGCAGCAUUCAUUUGAAUAAACUGGCACAAAAGCCAAGAUCAUAGAAUAUAUAUGAUCACAUUCAUUUGACCCCCAAAUGAAGACACUGGUAAGGAUCACUUAACACUGUUAAUAUGGACUCAGCUGUUGUGAAAUUCAAAAUAAUAAAAGUAACUGAUGCCUUUCAUCUGAAUAAUCAAUGAAAAUGACAUAUCCAUUAAAUAAGACAGGUGCAGAAGAAAUGAGUGAGUUUAUCAAAAUUUGCACUCAUACCAACCUCAUUGACAUCACUUCACUGUUUUGCAGUGUUAUUUCAUAAGAGAGGGAGAAGAAGUGCGAGCUAACUCCUGCAGCCUCCCUGCAGUAAUUACAGUUAUUGGCAGUGUUUCAGUGCAACUUUUCAAGUACUAUAGUUUUCACUUUGGACAUACAUCUUCAUCUGUCUCACACCUUGAUGUUAGUGUGUAAAGUAGAGAGGAUUAGUGAGUAUAAAAUAUCCAUCAGCCUCCAGUCUGAGUGAGCUCUGCGUAUGUUGUUUCUCCAGCACAGACUGACGAAAACUGUGCAAUUAAAAGGUUAAAAGAAAGACAAAGAGGUAGGAGAUGAAUAGAGAGAGAGGACAGGAGGGCAGCUGCAUGAAUGAAUGAAUGAAUGAAUGACCUCAUCAUGGCCUGGACCUGCUGUUCAGAGGGAUUAUGGGUAGACCCUGGAGAGCACAUAAAUGGGAUUGAUUGAAGAGAAUCUGAGAGGCUGAAGAAACACAAAGAUCAGUUUGUCUUUAAAGACAAAUGUCAGGGCAUGUGGUACCUCUUUCUAAUCAGUCAGCCAUUUAUAUGUACAGCAUUUUAACCAUGGAUGUUGGCAGAUUACUCACUGGUGAUUUUUAGAUUAGCUUUUCAUAAAGGUGGACAGUGUUGCUUUCAAGACUAUCACAGUGGUCAGCCUUUUAUGUUGUAAAAAUUGCAAGAAAGGUGUUAUUUGAUGGGAUAACUGGGAAAAACAAGACCAAAAAAACUGGACACUACUUUGAUUCAAUGAAAAUUGAGUAAAACUCAACUCAGAUGUAUGAUUUGUCACCAUCCUCAGACCCAGUGUUUAAAAGAAGAUGGUUAACGUCAGUACCAAUUGAAACCUAGCCUGUAUGUUCCCUCCUAAGUCCCCCAAAACACUCCAAUUCACACAAUAAAUUCACAACUUACUGAAAAGUGAGUCAUUACAAGCUGACACCUGCAUGAGUUUCUUUAAUUUUAGAAUAACAACUGAUAAAUAUAUGUAUGUUAGGACACAAAGCUGGUUUGGUUUUUUACUUUGCAGUUAAGGACUGUCCAGGAGUCACAUUCAGAGCAGAAUAUGCAUUUUUUUAGCACACACACCAGAUGCUGCAGCGUGACCCUGAGCCUCUUUCCUGCAUCCUGACAUCACUUUAUGCUCCAGGAUGUUGUAUUUGUAAAAGAAGCUGCACAUAAUCGACUAUGAUGUAACUGCAAGUCAAAGAAAAGGAAAGUACACCCCCCAUCCCCCGAUAAGAAUAAUGUGUUUCGAACUGUGCCUCCUGCUCUGCGGAGCCUGCAGCCACAACAUUGUGGGGGAUUGAAAUGCUGAGAUGCACCAUUGAUGUGAACGAGAGAGAGGGAGAGAGAAAGAGAGAGAGAGAGAGAGAGAGAGAGAGAGAGAGAGAGAGAGAGAGAGAGUUCACAGUAAACACACAGCUCCUAUGGCAGAUCCGUUCCGCUUUAUCACUACGCUGUUGCGCACUGGAGAGUAGAGAAGGGAGCAAAAAGAGUCGGACCACCAGCCGGGUUUGGAUCAGCUGUUGCUGGAGUUUGGUAUGAAGUGAUGCUCCUGCGCUCCUAGCAGCGAGAGGAGAAAAAAAGCAGGGGAGGAAGAGAGAAGGGGGGAAAGACGCCGGUUUGUUGCUGUCGUUGACAUCGUAUGGGGACAUGAACAGUGUGGAUCCAGCGUCUACCAAACUGUUGACUUUCAAUCAGCGGUAAUGCUUCUCUUCACCGUGUUUUCUGCAUGCCUCCUCUCAUCUGUUGAAUGCCCUGUAGUUGCGCUGUUUCCCUGCAGCAGUGGCAGAUUUUAACGCAGCCCUGAGCAAUUUAGCCAAAGCAGGGGACGCCUGUGCCAAGCUUUCUUGGGUGCGUAAAGUACCAAAUUGCGCUCUUCUAUUGGCUAAUAAUGAUGCACCAGUCGACUGUUUGUGUCUAGAUUUCACACUUUUCUAGUUAUUUGUCGAGUGCAUGACUUAUUGAUCUUUUUCCAUUCACUCCUGGCAAACUGAGCGUCACUGAAUCCACAAGUCUCUCCGGGAGUGGAGGUCCUGACGCUCUUCAGCAGCUACAGCAGCGUCUAAUUAAACCACAGACGAAGCUGCAUCAUGCGCAGCUUUGUCGCCACUUUUAUGAGAUGAAACCGAAUCUACUGCUGAAUACUUGAGCUACAAAUCUCCUUUUCUCCCAAAGGAAAGACAUUUCAGCAUGUACAUGGAAAUAUAUGAAUAAUUCAUGUCAUGCGUUGCGGUUAAAGGCAGCAGCUCUGGCUCUGUGUGUGACAGCGACAGAAUAACGUAGAAAGGCAGCAGGCUCUGGCUUAAACUGUGCAGCUGAGUUCAGACGCAGUCCAAGGUUACUCUCUAGUAGCUCAUUUCAAGGCUCAUAUCUGAAAAUGCCGCCACUGCAGCUCUCAAUACGGGCAUCAUGAAAAAGCUGCAGUGACUCCAAUGCAAAGAGAAAGGGAGAUAAUAUAGUGAGAAUACAGCACAGCUCUUAUGGCACAGUGCUGCCAAUAACAGAGAGGCUUUAACCAUGCUGCACCAAGUGAGCCAAGAGGGGGGAGAGAAGAGCCAAAGAUGUCCUGAAAUGUUCAUUAUACGCUCUAGUGACUCGUCAUAUUGCUGGAAUGGCUCGUUAUGGCAGGAAUUAGGCUUUUCUCUCUCUCUUCAGCAUCUCUGUCAGCUCAUUCUCAUAAUGAUCACAGCAUGCUUUUCUAGAUUUCAUACAAAAAUGACUUUUUAUUGUGAAAAAUCCAAAGGAUCUGUUGGGGAAGUAUAUAAUAGGUUAGUAUUAGUCUGUACUUCAAAUAUAGAGUGAAAAGCAGCAUCUCUGACUCAUAGUGUUUGGUUCAGUAUGCACCAGUUGAGUUUAAAUUGGACCAAAGACGGUUUUCAUGACAGUUUUAUUUAUUUAUGUCUCAAGUGGACUUGAAGCUCCAGUGGGGGGAUAUGAUAUAAACUGGAAUUCAUUUUAAUGCCUUUUUAUGAUACCGAAAUGCAAACAAGACUGUAGGCGAGAAGUAGGGAUGUAACGAUAUGAAAUGAAAAUUAUAUGAAAAUUUAACAUCACGGUUAUUGUGACCAAAAUUAUCACGGUUAUCAAUAUUAUCACGGUAUUGUUGAAAUAUGUUAAAAAUGUUUAAAAAGUACUUAUACACGCCCUGAAAUCAUUUAAUAAAGUUUUAUUUUGAAAAAAAACCCAAUCAAAAUAACACGCAAAAGAACUUUUCCUUAACCUUAAAUAACAGAGGAACGAUAAUCUUAGAAAAUUAAAGAUGGGGCCUUAAAAGAGCCAGAGGUAAUCAACACUAGCACUAGUAAUAUCAAAGUACAAAGUAAUGUGCCAGUGACAUAAACAUUGACAUAAUAACAAAUAAAUAAAAUUUAAAUAAAAUGACAUUUCUUAUUGUGCAAAUUGUAAGAAUCUUCAGUGCUCAAAAAGAUCUACUCUUACAAAUAUAAAACAGAGCAACACUACUUUAUGGAACAAUACAACCACAUGUAAACAAAUGAGUAAUGCAGGUGUUUAAAAUAACAUAAAAUAUAUCAACAAAUCAAAUGAACCACACUGAUUGUCCGUUUUCUCCACAAUAAGGUGCUGCUGCUGACUUUGUUCACUACUUGUGAUUGAAAUGCAAAAAUGUCGUCAUAUUUACUUUCCUGGUUUGAGAGUAGUGAUCUGCGAGGGGAAACGAUGUGCCCGCUGGCACUGAAUAGCCUCUCAGAUGGCACGCUGGUUGCUGAGAUGCACAAAAGCUUCCUGGCAACCCUUGCAACUCUAUGUAGAAGCCGAAAUAUGCCCAGACUUUGGACUUCAUUUUCUCUGACAGCGGAAAAAUCUCUGCAACACGGUCAGCAGAACUUCCCGCCGCCAUAUUUACUAGUUGCAUACUGCGCAAUGCGCUUGCGCGCUGCAUGUUGUGUCCGAAGGUUUAUCAUUUUACCGGUAAUCGUUACAUCUCUGGCGACAAGGUUGAUGAUCAUAUAAUCGUGUUUUAUGUUCCAUUCGAGCAAUUUCAACAUGAAAUAGUCAUGUUGAAAGACACAUGUGACUGUCAGAAGUCAGCAGGAUGAGAUUGUUUAGUGUAUGUGGAGGAUAAGAUAGGAUAAGAUAAGCAAAGAUUGCUUUGUCCCCAGGGGGCGCCAAAAAUAACACCAACCAAUAGUUCCUCACUGUAGCUUUAAGCUACACUUGAAGGAAAUUGUCUUCAAAACAGUUAAUUUACACCAUGAUUAUGAUAUAAUUCCAACAUUUCAUGCCCAUGAUAAUCGUGCCCUAUUACAAAGGUACGUUCUCAUCUAUUGGCAUACAUAAAUAAAAAAAAACACACAGAAACAAUCAUGACUUUUAGAUACUUCGUGUAGAAAAACUGGUAAAAUUCAACAUUUGCACCACCUCAUGUGCCUUUUCCUGCACUUCAUUGUUCUUCUCGGUCUUAUGCUUGCAGCUAACCCUGUUAGCAUUGAGGUUUUUUAGUGUAUUUGGCUUUGCUUUCCAACACAAUCUCAGAAAGAGUAACUUUAUGGAGCAGUUUAAGACUCCUAAGAGACACACAGUGUUUGAUAUAAGUGCUUAAAGGAUUGAACUUGUCUGGAGCAGCACUGGGAGGUUUGGUAUGAUGGCCAGUCCUGUGAUUUAUACUCCACAUCUCACUGUAUUGUAAGGAGCCUUUUAGUGGCCACUGUCCAUUGUCUAGUGACAGAAACCACAAUUUGUAACCUUUCCCGUACUCCAUUACUGAGGGCAGCAGUUUGAGUAAUGAAUAUCCAUUUUACUUCUUUCCGUGUCAGAGUGAUUUCUCUUCAGUCUGGGCUGUAGGAGUCAUUUUUCUUUGGCUAACAGCCACUGCGCUGUUGGGAAUCUUGAGCUGCUGUGGUGCAGAGUUCAAAUGAUGAUGUCAAAAUGUUCGGGUAGAUUUGAAGACAGGAUGAUGAUUUCAGGUGUGUCAUAUCUGUGAGCAUGUCAGAGUCUGCGUGUAGCAGCUUUAUGAACCUCUGCAAACACAUAUGUGGUUUUGUGCAAUAUAAUAUCUUUAGCAUGACUGCAGCAAUCAUAACAGGGCCAACUAUGGAGCUCCACUGCACAUAAAAAUAAACAAAGCAACACAUUAUUUCAUAAGCUUGACCAGUAACCCCAAUUAACUUCCAGUCAUCAUCCAUUUCUAUUUAAAUGCAUGAUUUACCAUCGGCCUUGUGGCCAGAACUCGUUUUAAGAGGACACUGUCUCAUUUGUUUGUCAUGCUUUUAUUUUGAUAGCUUUUCUGUCUUGCUCCCUGCUUUGUCAAAUAGUGCUUUUAUUUUGAAAUGUCGCCUACUUGCAGUGGAUUGUAAGUGACAAAGCUGAAGGAAAAUAGUGAAAGAAAGGUUAGAAAGCCUACAUUUUCAGUCGAUUCAUAUCCUGGAGAGGCACAAGCUUUUUUUCCUUGGAUUCACAAUGACAUUUAUCGUCAGUACUGGUUGGUCACAGCAGCCCCAAAACAGACAGUGAUCAACAGUCCACCUGUAAUAACUAAAUGAUUAAGUCUAAGCAGGAACUCAUGGCUAUGAAAAGUUUAGUGACUUAUAUGUAAAUGUUUGUUAUUAUAUUUCAUUUCUAACAUGAUUCCUCCUGUUAAAAAAAGACAUUGUUUUAGUUUGAUGCUGACAUUAAUUUUCAUUUUUAAAGUUUGACCCAUGUCUUGUCUGUAUUAACAGAGGGUACAGGCCUUACUUAGCUUCAAGUGCCAAGUUUUUGUCCCCACUUUUGGAGAUCAGCUGCGUCGUCCAUCUAUUAAGUAGUCCAUAUUUCAAUGCAAGUUUCAGGUUGAUAUGUACAUUGUUUGCUUUGCUUUUGACCGUAAUUAUUUCCGGCAUAAUGAAUAUUGGAUGAAUAUUAUUAAUUUCAUUUUAACCAAAAGGCUACUUUCUGCUAGAGAAAUGCUUAAGUAGUGACAUUCACAAGAAUACGCUGCAGGGUGUGUUCGUGUCUGUGAACAGGGCUGAUUUUUUAUCAAUGCUGAUAUUCAACAGAUGGCAGAGCUACAUUUUAACCUGGGUUUGGUGGAAUUACACAGUGGAUGAUGGGAAUUAUUUGAGUGGUGUAACAAGCAUUAAAGAAUAGUUUAUUUUAAAAAAUUGGUGGAAAAUUUUAAAAUUAAUCUUAAAUGAAAGCCAAGAUUUGGAGAUCUGACAAUUUGGAGUAAGUAGCUACACAUUUGAGGCCAUCUUAGACUCUAGUUUUGAAUUGCAGUUUAAGAAUAUAAAGCAACUUUUUUCAUUUAAGAUUCCUUGAUUUAAUCUCUGCACACUGUUCUUGAAAAAAGAACAUUUCUUCUCCGCUGCAUGGCACCCCUGCAGCUCAGCUGACGGGUACAUGUUCCUCAUCAGACGUGAGGCACUUUAUUUCCUCACCUCAUUCCACCUCUUUACAGGCGUUAAAACAGCUUUUUAGUUUGGCAGAAACCGCCUUCUGCAGAAACACCUCCUCCUUCACCACCCUUUUUACUUCUGUGUUAAAAUGUCUCGUUUUUAAAGUGUAAAAGCUAUGACACUUUUUUUUCGAUUUAUACAAGGACAAAGGAACCUCAACCUUGCAACUGCACUGUUCCUUUGAGCAUUCAAUAACACUUCUGGUGCCUAGGUGUUGCGGUUUAGUUCAGUGAAUCAAGUCCUGAAAAAGGCUGCUUUAAAGUGUGAUUUCACCAGAGCUGCAAAGCGAGACCAAACUGUCCAUCCAUCUCGGUUUUUUAAACAUCACAAGACACCAAGAUUCUCAGGAAGGAGAUUAGUUUCUGUAGUGGGCUGGGAUUCAUCGCAAAGGUGGGUGGGGUUGAAUCACUUAAUCAUCGUCCUCCAAGGUGCAAACCUCUCAGUGACCCCCUUUCAGAGGGAAGGUGGCUGGAGAAGAGAUAACAACUUCAGCAAGAAGGGAAAAAAAGCAUGAUGCUGUGAUGCUCAAGCAGACCCCACCCUGUCGCUCCUAUGUAAAGGAGGCGAGCAUGCAGUGGGAGAGGGGGUUAAAGACUCAGUGAUGGAUAGAUCCUGUAAGGAAGACACACUUUAAAAUGCGUCCUUUAAGCUUGUGUCUACAUUAUGUAUUAACUGCUCCACUCUGCCUUUAUUUCCUCUGCAGAGAGGGAACGAAACCCUGCCAGGGAGAGAAAAGUCAGGGGGAGAUAGAAAGGAGUGGGGGAUGUGGUCAGGAGAGAAAAGGCAGUAAAAAGCAGGCAGGUCAAAUUGUUUGUGCAAGAACACACUAGCAUAUUGUUUUGCUGUUUUGCAUGUUGUGAAGAUUCCUGGCACCAUAAAUUCGGCGAAGUCUGGUUUGAAAUUUGCAGGUAGAUGCCAGUUCAGUGCGAAAUCAAGACUUAUUAAAUGAGUAUAUUGAAGGAGAGGCGGUAGCAGCACAGGAAAACCCUUCCCAAGCUGCCAUAGUCUGAUAUUUUAUUUAAAAAAAAACAAAAGGAGUUUUUGACGGAUUAUGAAGCAAAUUAGAAUUAACAUGCUGCCUCGUUAUGACCUGAGUUAAUGAGAUAAUCAGCGACAGGAUUGGCAAUUUCUACUCUUCAACAAUUGUACCUCUUCUAGAGCAAAUAUUCACAGUGAGAGAUAUUUCUGUGUUAAAGUACAGUAAAUUACUGUGAAUGUGCCAAAAUCCUGCUGUUCUUUAUUCCAGAGAGGAGUCGAAGAGUUCAAAAGAUGACUUUGUCAGACUUGUGUUGCUGCUUUUUAUGAAUUAGAAGUAGCCUUUGACUUGUCUGUGUGUGCGCAUUGGCAUAUUAGACCAUCAGUCAGCCCUCCUAGCCAGUCUCCAUCUAUCACUUGGGCAUAAUUCAAUCAAGACCGGGGUCUUAAUCAGAGCUGGGCUGGCCGGCGCUCCUGGCCAGUCACUGUGCCACUGGCAGAGCCUUGCACUCAGACAAACACUCAGACAGAGAAAAGAAAGAGAAGGAGAGAAUAAGAGAGAUCAUUAGAAUAAAUGUCAAGUAGCAGGAGCAUGAAUUAGAUGACUAUGUGAGAUCUAGAUGCCUGUAUUUCCAAUUGUGUCAUGUCACAGUGCAUGUAUGGUUAUAUUAUGUGAUGGAGGCCGUGUGUUUGACUAUGCGUUUAUAUUGCAGCUCUGCCUCGGAGGACUUGGGCUGCAGGCGUGGAGACUUCAGCAGGAAGCAUUACGGCUCGGUCGAGCUGGUGAGUCCCACCCAUGAUGCACUCAUCUGUUUGAUGCUCUCUUUGUGUGGCAGCCUGUACACCUCCUCCUUUUCUUUUACCUCAUCCUCCCUGCUCGGGUUUACCCUCCCUCUCUGACUCUCUUUCUCUGCUCUUGUUGCUCUGUCUUUUCUGUUGGCCUGGAUGGACGACAGAAGGGGACUGAUGAGUCAUGACGUUACUAGGUGUGGUCCAGCGGUGUGCUCUGCCAGCAUGGAUCACAGUGGGUGCUCCAGUAAAAGUGAUGCAGGUCUCUUCCCCCUGCGCACCCUUCAAAGUUAAUUUGUUUUGUUUUGACACUGCUGGUGUAAGGCCGCAGCACAGUGUGUGUCUUUGUGGUUGAUUACAAAGCUGUCGAGUCAUUGUUGCUUCUGGGGAAUGUGAGUCUGUGUCUGUACAUCCUGAUAGCCCAGAGGAGCAGGAAGUCCUGGAGUUUGGCACUGCCAUUGUACUUCCUAGCAGAGACAUAUUGUGGGUUUGUCCAUGAGUGCUGCACCACCACGUGUGUGGCAGAUUAGUGUUGAAGAGAAACCACAUGCUGCCUAUCAGCUCUAGCAGACUGACUGUGUGCACAAUGCUGCUGUGUGUGGGGGUGUGUGCGAGAAAAAGAGAGAGAGAGGGCAGCAUCCAAACACCGCGGUAAGUGUGAGCCAGGGUGAGGUCACAGAUAGCCUUAAUAUUCAAAAUAGGCCUGUCACGAAGUAGCAAGCGAUAACUGCAUCUCUUUCUGCUCUUGAGUUGUAUGACUACUUUGAGGAUCGAAUCAAAUGCUUUUUACUGUUAAGUUUGAGUAACUAAGUGAUAUGAAGGAGUAACUUUAAAACUUCAAAGUCAUAUGCAAUAAUAGACAAGUAAAGGAUACGUAUCUAUUUUUAUAGAUGUCUUCUUCAUGGGUUUGAAGGCAGUGAGUGGGCUGCAACUGCUGAUCAGUCUCUCCUUUAUACUCUGAUUUUAUAAGCUAUGAUGUGAUCUGAUACAAAUUGAUAUGAUAAAAUACAAUAUGGGAUACAAUAUGAUGCAAUACAGCAAAAUAUGAUACAGGAUGGUGUGAUACAAUGCAACAUGAUUCAAUAUAAUACAAUACUUUAUGGUAUAAUAUGAUAUGAUCAUAUAAUAAGAUACGAUGCAAUGAUACAUCACAAUAGGAUACAAUACAACACUAAACAAUAUGAUAUGAUGCAAUAUGAGACAUUGUGAUGAUAUUCAACGCUAUGCGAUCUGAUAUGAUACUAUACAAUGUCAUGCUAUACUGUACAUGAUAUGAUAUAAUAGGAUAUGAUACAGUAUGAUUAAAUCUUACACUGUAUACGAUGCAUCAUGAUACUUUAUAAUGUGAUAUGACAAGACAAUGUGGAUAUGAUAUGAUAUGAUAUGAUAUGAUUUGAUAUGAUGUGAUGUGAUGUGAAAUGAUAUAGGGAUGCACGAUAUUUAUCAGACUGAUUAAAUAUCGGCCGAUUUUGGGGGAAAUUACGUCAUUUUUUAUCGUUUCGAUAGGUGCAUUUUUCCGAUAUAAAGGUCCGAUAUAUUAAUGAAAUUACGAGUAACGUUUGCAGGCGGAGUAGCCGCCCGGCCGGGACGUGCCAGUCACGCCAUCUAUUGCGCCUUACUAGCAUGUUCCAAGCCUGUCCCUGUCACUGGCCGACUGAUAACAAAAUGUCUUCACCAGCGUGGUCGUUUUUCUCAGUGGCAGAAGAUGACAACAGCAUUGCUGUUUGCAAAACCUGUUCAGCGAGGAUUCCAUGAGUAGGAAAGAAGACGUCAAGUUUUAACACAACGAAUCUGAUAGCUCAUCUGAAAAGUCGCCAUUGCGGCGAAGCGACAUUGAAAGAAUUUGAGGCAGCCGCUGAAGCUGCUAGCGGUGCUAAAGCUAAAACAACAACACUAGGGAGGGUCGAUGUCCCCAUCAGCAGGCGUUUGAAAACUGCAAAAGCUUUUCAAGAGACAGCGAAAAGGCUAAAGGCUUUGUUUUUGUGCUUUAUUCUUCUUCUGUUAAUUCAGAUUCAAGCCUUUCUCGCAGAGCCCACAAUUCCUGGAUCUAACAGCCCCAUGGACUACUGGAGAAGCAACAAAGCCCGGUUCCCAGACCUUGCCUCACUAGCACGGAAAUACCUGUCCUCUCCUUGCACCAGCAUAGACAGUGAACGUUUGUUUUCUGCUGCUGCAAAUGUUAUUGAUGAAAACAGAAACAGACUUGGAUGUGAGAAGGCGGGGAUGCUUCUAUUUGUUAAGAAAAAUCUCCCACUGAUGCCCUCACCUAGAAAGUAGAAAAGGAAAUGCAGAGAUAGACAGUGAAAGUGAAAAAAAUAGUUUGGGGGGAGGUUAAGAAAUGUUGAAGGAGGAAAUCGUUUAAGUGUUUUUUCUUUCUUAAAUUUUGAACAAAAGGAAUUUUUCUAUCAUGCCUGAUGCAGUCACAGCAUUAAUAUUUCUGUAAAUCUUUGGUCGAUAAUUCACUUUAUUUUUGAGGAUGCACUUUCAUUUUUUUGCUGCACAUCGCACUUUGCACUUUGAUUUAUUUAUUCAAUUACAUUUUUGUAAUUGAGGUUGACAUUUAAGUCAAUACAUUUAAUUUUGUAUUAAAAAAAUACUUGACUUACCUCCAAAAUUCCUUUACAGAUAAACCAUUGUUCUGUUGAACAAUUCAGGGGAUGCGCUUUUUUGGUAAAUAAAUGAAAUAGUUCUGCCUUUUGCUCAAUUAUUGUGAUUUAUAGCAAAUGACCUCAUAUUUUUGUAAUGACAUGAAAAAAUAAACAUCUGAAGAGCCAAAAACUUUUCUUUGUUGUUCUAGAUAGGCCAGAGCAACAAAAAUAUCAGUUUUCAAUCGCUGCAUCCUGCAGAAACUGCAGAUUAUGUGAAGAUUAUAAUAAAUAUAAAAAUAUGAAUUUAUCGGUUAUCAGUUUUGGCAUCGGCCAUGAGAAGAAGGAACUUAUCAGUUAACAGUAUUGGUUGAAAUUUUCAUAUCGUGCAUCACUAAUAUGAUAUGAUACGAUACGAUAUGAAACUGGAGGAGAUGAGAUGAUUAGAUAUUAUACUGUAUAUGGUUGGACAUGAUGCCAUAUAAUACAAUAUAUGAUUUGAAACUACAUAGUAUGAGAUGAUACACUAUCAUACCUUAUCAUAAAUUAUAUUUCACACAGUGGUUUUAAAGGAUAUCAUUUCAUAACAUAUCAUGUCACAUUGUAUGGCACUGUACUAAACAUGCACUCAAUCAAUUUACGAUUUCCCUAAUUUUUUGGGGGAUUGGUGGUCAUCUAAUCCUUACAUAUGAAAUCAAUCUUAUCUACCAAUCUUAUCAACUCCAAAUGGUCUGAGAGUCAGCCAUUGUUGUUUUUUACUUUGCCAGACUGACAGGCCCGCUCUCAAGGUCAAGUGUGCGUUAGCUGUACAGGUAAACAAUGGUCACCCAGAGCAUGGUCAACCAAGCAUGUUGUCUGUUUGGCAGUAUUACACAGAAAUAGAUUUGCAGUUUGUUAUUUAUGUAAGGCCAAAAUAAGAUGAGAUUAUUGAAGGUGUAUGCUGUAAGUUAUAAAAAAUGGUAUCAGCCUAAAUUGCUAUCGACAGGUCAGGCUUUUUAAAGAUCAAUGAUUGGCCUAAAGAUUGUGAUCGGUGCACUCCUACACUGUACCAUAUCAUAUUUUACAAUAUCAUUUUGUAUUGUGUUCGACAGAUUGUAAAGGAUGUAUCAUAUCAUAUCCUAUCUUAUCAUCCAACUGUCACCUAUUGAAAACUUGGCGCCAUUCAGUUUUUAUCAAUAUUUUAUACACAGCCUCAACUCUUAAGGGAACUGUGGUUGUAUUGUAUUACAUCAUGUUGUUUUGUAUCAUGUUGCAUCAUAUUGCAUUGAGAUGCAACAAGGCAAAUCGAAUUUUAUAAAUUGCAUCAUUCAGAAUAAAAAAUAUCAAGAAUAAAUCUGCUGUUAGUGGGCAGAAGCUGUAAGCCCAACCAAACUUGUAGGUGGACAGCCAUCACAUGACAAGCCAAUACCUUUUUCCAUUACUCUCCGCUGCUCUGAUAAUGCUUCAGAAACAUCCACCAUUCAAUUCUUAGUGCUUUGACCAAAACUCAAGCUCAAAACUCAUAUGUGAGAUCAGUAAAUGUGCGAUGGAUGGUAUGAUAAAAUGGCGUUAAGAAGCGAAGAGGUUGUGUAACAUAAACUCUUAAAAUUAAACUUUAGAGCACCAGCAACAUACUCAAAAAGCUCCUUUGAUGUAGCUUUGACUAGUAAUUUAUGUAAAUUGGCAUCAGCAUGGCCUCCUCUUUGCUGAUUAGACGCCAGUUAGGCCAAUAAGUAAUGCUGAGAAAUGAUUGCUAAUUCAGAACAAGCAUCUUAGUCUCAUUGAAAUUCUUUGAAAUAAUUCUCUGCAGCAUGAUUCUGUUUUUAUUACAUGGUAUUUCUUAGGUGGAUAAGAAGCUGUGGGAUGUGUUUAAUAAAAGAGUAAGUAGAGAAUGAUAAUGUUAACCACAAAACCACACGAUGCCUUGCAUGGAUUUGAGCCGAAAUCUUUGUUCUCUGACUCUGCAGUAAAAUUUCUCCUUUUGUUUUGCUGUUAAAAAGAAAUUUAAUUGGUUUUGUGAGUACACACGAGAAAGUGUUUCUCUGGACUUGUGCAGCUCAUGCUGUUUAAGGUUGUGUCUCCGGGGGAGGAUUGAGCAAAGGUCGAAGGAAGAAAUGGAGGAAAUUCAGGUCCCCGUGCAUUUCGGUCGACAAACAGCUCCUUGUGUUGACAGAGUUGGAUCUGUGUGCUCAUAGUGUGUAUGUCUGCCCAACGUGAAUCAGCAGGGUAUUAGCAUCUGACAUUUCCAUAAAAGUCAGAGAAGUCAUGAUAAUGAGGAGGGUGUGAUUGUUUCACUUCCACGUGCAUGCAUUCACAGUUCUGGUAAUGUGUUGACAUUUGUUGCACUUUGACUUACUUCUUAUAUUACAUAGCUUUACUGUAUAUAAUAAUCAUAAUAAUAAUAAUAAUAAUAACUUUAUCUGUCAGACAAGUAGAGGUUCUCCAUACUGGCAUUGUUGUAUGUGUCCGAUAGUACUUGUUUUUAUGCAGAAUACAGGAACUUUGAUUUUACCUCAGUGUCAAUCGGCAAAGGUGAAAUGUGCUUGACCUUGUUUUUACAGCAGGAUUUGAUUUGAUAUGUCUGAUCAAACUCAAGAUUUAAAUGUUUUUACUUCUUUGUAGAGAUGUUUGUUUUGGAUGAAAAGCUACUGCAUAAAAAUACAUAUAAGACAUAAAUCUCACUACAUGCUUUUUCACUGGCAGGUACCACUAGUGACACUGUUGAGAAAUACAACAUGGUUGUAUUGGGGUUUUGACAAAUUGGAAUCAAGUAUUUAUUAAUACAGCUGGGUAAUUAACUUAGGCUGAGAUUCUGAGGCCACAUGUAACAUGAUGGGACAUUGCAAAUCCUUGAAUUUCUCUGGAGCCAUAUGUUGACUUUGAAGCUCAUCCCUGCAGGACUUAUUAAAAGCAUGAACUCAGACACUAGGGCUGGGUGAUAAACCGAAAAUUUACCAAUACUGAAAUCUACGACAGUAACCAACGUCAUUUUGCCCAUGUCAAUAUAUUUCAUGUCAAAAAAAUGAAUGAAUAAAAGUUGGUUUUUGAUGUGUGUAGGUAGGCUAUGGUCUCAUGUCCCUUUAAGAUGCUGUCUGACAUCAGAGACGUGACUCCACCACAUCCAGUCUAAAGCGAAGUGGAAAAGACAGGUGAGGAGAUGGAGGAUGGUUCGAAAGUUGUAGCAGCUGGAAGUGGACAAAGUUAAUGUGGGAGGGGGUGAGCAGCUUGUGGAGUAGUUAUCGUCCAUUUAUCAUUAUUGAGGUGAACUGCUCAAUAUAUCGUGAUAUUGAUUUGAGGCCAUAUCAUCCAGCUCUAUCAGACACUUACUUUCUAUCUAAAGAAAUAAUCUCAUCUAUGUUUUUUCUACAGAAAUGUUAAUGAAAGUUGUCAUUCAAAGCCCUUACAAUAAAAAAAUAAUAGCAUUGUAGCUAAAUAAACUACUGUGCCUAUUAGGUUAAGUCACAGCACCCUUGCCCUUCCAACUUCAAGCUAUACCAUCCUUUGUGUUGGUUGGCAAGACAUGAAUUUUGACCACAGUGUGUUUUAUAAAAAAGUGUUUUCAAAUGUCUUAACACAAGUAAGGGACACUGAUUCAAAGCAGGGUCCCCCUAAUAAGAUAGACCAGUAUAAGCGGAGCUGUGACUCAUCCUGUCUGUUUGUUUUAUUUUUGGCAUCACUGAAGAGCAUCGGGAGCAGUUGCCAAUAAGAUGAGGUACCUCCACAGGCUCUAUCACGGUAAUAUGAUUCACCAAGUCCACACACAGAGAAGCCUCUUUUGGCAUUACAGUCCUGUCACACGUUAGAUUAGAAGUGUCUUUUCAAUUGCAGAGAGACAUCAGGAUUGCUUUCACUAAAUUUUUCUCUCUAUUAGAGCAUCAGGGCGAGCAUCCAAUUUCUGAAAGGUAGCGAGCUGAAUGCCUCAAUCCUUUCAGCAAAGCACAGUAGCGCGCUGAGCUAAAUACUCACAAAAGAGACACAUGCUCACAGAAAUUACUCCAGCAUUCAGAUGUUAAGCAGGUAUAAAGUUUGCUAUGGUCAGCCACAGCUUAAAGUGUUUAUAAGUUAACAUACUAGAGUUAUGGCUGCUCACUAUUUUGAGACCACAGGUGUUAGGGCUAAAUUUUUUAACUUAAAUAAUCAAUGGAUUUCUGGACAUUUCAACAAAAUUAAAAAAAGGCGCUCUGUUUGUGAGAAAAUGUGAGAGGACCAUGAGGUUUCAUCCCCAGGAGAGCUAAUAUACCUGUUCAAACUUUUGUACCAAUCUAAUCCAAAGGAUGUUAGAGAUAUUUAAUAGGGUAAUGUCAAACUUUGACUUCUGUUGGAAGUAAAAUCCUCUGAUCACUUAAAUCAUUGUGAAUUAUCUACUGGGGACAAUGAAUGUCUGCUUUUUCAAAUUCCAUUUAAAUACAUAAAUGGUUGUUGAGCUAAGCGUGAAAUAUAAUCUAAUCCAGACACACGGAUUCAUAUUUUAACCUACAUAUACCCUUCAAGGGAUAUUCCUGUGAAAAAUUAAGUUAAGGUCAAACACACUGUAACAGUAAGUUAGACAACCUCGUCGAGAGAUGAAUGUUGCCGACUGCUUGCUUCUCUAGUUAAACCAACUUUAUUAACGACCACAGAUAGCAAUACAGAGAGCCAUGCGCUCAACCGAAACGCCACUCUAUAGCCACAAAUAAUGCUCAGAACAGCACCUAACUUCAUCAAAAGUACAUAUAGGUUCCCAGCCAUAGUACUAGCCACCAAACAUCUUUUUAUCUUUGCCUAAUUUCUUUAGCAAAGAGACUAAACACAACUAAGUUACUCUCUUCCAGCAGCUGCUUAUUUUUAUGGAGACCUCUGGGUCUUCAUGGAAAUGCGAUCAGACUGGGAUGCUAAGGCAAAAGAACUUCUGUGUCUGCAGAGCAAAAUGAUUAAUAUGGUGAUUAUUACUUCAAGGAAAGGAGAAAAUAAUGAUCAUAAAUGAUCUUCCUUGAGCUGCGUCACCCCGCUGCAGUCGAUGGACUGGCUCGAGGUCUCGCUACAAACAAGCGGCUGCUGGAAGAGAGACGGUGAGUUGUGUUUAGUGCAGGAAUGGGAAUACCUUGUGGUAUCUAGCGGUUAGAUUCUAGACUGAGAUGCUCUUUUGCUCACUACUCAUGUCCGCAAAGGGAUAGCAGCCUUUGAGGACAAAAAGCUUGGGUGAUGCAUGAUAGGUGUAAUCCUCUAUUUAACAAGUUUUUACCUUUUAAAGAGUCUAUCGAUAAAUUACAUUGAUAAAUCUCCUGUUUUGAAGGCAGAUCAAUAAAUCAGUUCUUGCCAUACUGGGACAAGGACAGUUGUCAGGUCUAAUCGCCUAAUCAUGCUUUACUGUAGCUUGAUUCAACUGUGCAUUUACCGACUGACACAUUUGGGGUCCACUUAAAAAAAAAAAAGGUUUCCAGGGCAUUGAACUGUCAUUAUUCAAGAGCUUGAAAGGAAGGCGAUGACAGACAGGCGAGAAGUAAACUCUGGCUGUCAUUAAAGCUGUGUGAGCUUGCACACAUGCAGAUGUUGGUUUUCUUUCUAAUUGUGUGUCACUGUGCAUUUCUCCUCGUUGUCUGGUUAGCAGCAGUUCUCAUCUCUGAAUACGACUAAGACUGGUGUGUGUAUGUGCUCAUGUGCGUGUUCAUGUGUGUGAGUGUGUGAAGGGUGAGCUGUCAGUCUUGCAGAGCGCCUGGCGAGCAGAUGGGUCCACUCCCACCUGCCUACCAGUGUUACUGUCAGUGCCUCAGAGGCUUUUGACUGCACUGUCACAUUGAAUUAUUCCCAUUCUGUGUGUGUGUGUGUGUGUGUGUGUGUGUGUGUGUGUGUGUGUGUGUGUGUGUGUGUGUGUGUGUGUGUGUGUGUGUGUGUGUGUGUGUCUGUGUGCAUCUCACUGUGUGUGACAGUGUGUCUAUCAGUGUCUUUAUUGACACUAACGCAAAAGCAAAAACAAAACAGCGGCCUCUGUGGCCAUAAGCGGUAUUACAAGAAGACGUCCGACUCUCUUCAUGAGAAAAUCAGCAGUUUUUCUUUGUUUUUGUGUAGUUCUUGAUUUAGUACAUUUUAUAAGACUUUAAAGGACUAACCUAGCUUACAGAAAGUGUCACAGGUUAAAGGUCACCAUGGACCAACUUGUGUUGUUGUCAGCCUUUAAAGUGUUUCAUGGUUUUGCAUUGAGCUGUUAUGUUACGUACUGUAUGUCUCUGCAAACGUGAUAUUUGAAAUUGCAGUUAAGAGCAAAACCAGAUAACUGUUGCAGAACUGUAGCUACACUGUGGAAAUGAAUGAGGUCCAGUAAUAUAUGUAUGUUGUUUGUAUUGUUCUUGUUUUGUUGUUUUGUUUUUGUCUUGUAGACUGUUGUGAGAUGUUGUGGUUAUUGAUGUUGUUUGUGACUGUGCACUGCGAUAGAGAGUUAAUUAUAAAUGUAAACUCCAGGAAGAAUAGCGGUGGCCUUAGCCAAAGCUUAUGAAGAUCUAAAUAAAUGAAAUGAAAUGAAAUCUCUACCCACAUUACACAGGAACAAACACCAGCGAAGUAUCUCAGGUUUCCAUUCUCAAGUGUUGUGUUUUUUUAGUUCAAUUACCCGCACCCUUAAUCUGGGCUUGGCAAAAUUGAAGCUUAUCCUAGCAUUUCUAGACUAUGCUUAAUUGUUUUCCUCUUCUGUUUCUAAAAUGUGGUCACUUAUUGUCAGAAUCCUUGACAGUAAUUGAUUGUUGUGCAAGAAUCUGACUUAAAACCAAAGUAAGGAGUUUUUCGCCUGUUAUGAAAAAGACUGAAAUCAACACAGAUGCAACUUUAUGAUCAACCAAAGCAGACAAGACUACCAUCAAUAAGACUGACAGUUUCUAUAUCAACAUUUUUAAAGGUUGAAACUGUGUUGAUAGCACAUUGAACAAACAGCCUUUCCUGUAUUUUGAAGAAAAAGUAUCCAUAGUUACCAACACACAAAUGAAAGACAGCAGGAUGAUUAUUUUAGAAGAGAAUAAUAACAUGUUUGUACAGGAAGAUAUCAGCAAAAUGAUAACUCAUGCAUCUUUUCCCAGAGAAGGCACUAAAACCACCACAAACUUAAAGUUCCUUACAGUAGCUUUAAUCAGUUCCGAUGUUAUUUAUGGUGUCUUUGUCCUUGAAGAUCCAAAGGUUUCAUUAUGAACACCUCCAGAACCUUUGAGCUGUCACAGCGGUUUCUUAUCCAAACAUCCACAGAUUUAGCUCUCUCCUCAAACCUCACAUUCCCAUCCCUCCAUCUGUCCCCUCUCCUCCCAUUGUCUCUCAUAAAUAAAGAAGCUGCAGCACAGCGCUCUGCUGCUGCUGUGCUUAGAAUUCAAUGCUGCAUCUGCCCGCUCUUGAGGGCCCUCAAGCUGCUGCACCCUGCUGGUGUUACCCCUGGGUGAGUGGGUGGGCUGAUGAUUUCAGUCCUAGUAAUUAGAUUAGUCAUCACCGGUGCUGCUUAGGUAUAGACAGGAAAAUAUUGAUAUGAUGCUGCUGUACGGCUGGAUUUGUGCUUGCUUUAAUAAUAAUAAACUUCAGUUAUAGAGCACCUUUAAAAACCUGAUAACAUAGUGCUUUUCAAGGGUAGUCUGUAUUCAGAGCAGGCAAAGUCCACUAUUGUUACUAGAAAAACCAUUAAAACAUAAUUAAUGUCUAUUAAAGCAAAAAAAAAAAAAAGAUUGUACUGAUAUACUUCAUCCUUUAAGCAACAAGAUUUGGAGGCUUACAUGCCAGUUUGAGGAAGACAGACUGAAGCAGUGACAGCUAGCUUUUUGCCCCUGUUGAGCCAUUCAGUGACUUCAGUCGCCAAGUUUCACUUCCUCAUUUGUAUGCGGCCGCUGUAGUAUUUUUGCUCUGAAAUGUCUGAGUCAGUGUUUGACCUCAGUGUCACACACAUACGCCUCCUUGUUCUCUGUAAUGCCUGUGAAACUUGUUGUGAUACCUACUUCAAACCUUGACAGAGAUAAAGUCGAGGCUUGCUCCAUUUUGUCUGACUCUAUACUUACUUGAAGACCUGUCCUUGUUGGCUAGUCGUGUUAGUUAAGUACAGAGUGAAGAAUUCGCUAAUACAUGAUUAACACUUCGAACGCCGCUGGAUUGCCGGCGAUCCCACAUGACACCAUUAAAAUUGCUUACAGUUUCUCUGGAACUAUUCCAUGUAUCUCUAUUAGGGCCCAACCGAUUUAUCGGCGAGACGAUUAAAUCGGCUAGCCCAUUUUAGACUAAUCGGCCAAAACUCGCCGAUUUUCGCCAAUAUUUUCAGAAAUAAAAUGCGGAGAAUAAGAUUCGGUUUCACUUGGAAAAUGUUCCGCCAUUUGAAAAGUUCCCUGACUUAUCCGGUAGAUGGUGCAGCGACCUCAUGACAAUCUUCAUCCACUAACUACCUCACAGCACAGCAGAGUGACGGUAAAUAAACUACUUUUUGAAAUACACAAUAAGUCAACAAGUUUCAGUUCAGCCCACUUCACGAUGUUCCCCGCUGUGCUGGUCUCGGUCACGCUGAGUAAACGGUGAAGCACCAUGUAAUGUGCAAGCUAAAGUUUGAGUUAGCCAUCUGCUAUUAGCCUUGCUACACUGUUAGCCGUGCCAGUAACGGUAGAAUAAACAACAGCACACAUUUGGUGAUAAAGCAACUUCUCUUACUGAGGCAGCUGCAUGUCUCCAGAUGAGACCGGACCGGAAAUGUGUCUUCAUUGAAAUGCAAUCAGACCGAGACGCUAAGGCAGAAGAACUACCACGUCUGCAGUGCAAAAUGAUUAAUAUGGUGAUUAUUACUUCAAGGAAGUAAUAAAGAAAUGAUCAUAAAUGUUCUUCCUUGAGCUGCGACACCCCGCAGCAGUUGAUGGACUUGCCUGAGGUCUUGGUACAAACAAGUGGCUGCUGGAAGAGAGUCAGUGAGUGGUGUUUCGUCUCUUUGCUAAAGAAAUUAGGCAAAGCUAAAAAGAUGUUUGGUGGCUAGUGCUAUGGCUGGGACCCUAUAUGUUCUGUAGAUGAAGUUAGGUGCUGUUCUGAGCAUUAUUUGUGGCUAUAGAGUGGCCUUUUGGUUGAGGUUAGUUUAUGGCUUCUCAGAACACUGUAUUGCCAUCGGUCGUUACUUAAGUUGGUAUAACUAGAGAAGCAAGCGGUCGGCAACAUUCAUCAGAUUCAGCCAGAAUAUCCCUUUAAAUCGUACAUCCUUUAAAACAACAUAAGCCUUGAAGAUAUGCACACAUUUGCAAAUGAGGGGUGUGGCUGAAUAACAAGUGGGCAUGUUAUAAACUGUCUUGGCCUGUGUCUAUUUAAAGUAGGUUGACUAAAAGCUUGGCUGAGUCAGCAUUUCCCUUAUUUAUUAAUUUCCUCUACCCCUCAUAUUUUGACCUCCUUUCUUUAUCUUCUGUCCUGGCUUUUCUUUUUUUUUUUUUUGUCUCGGUCCCUCUUGACUCUCCUACCCUGACGGAGCACCUGCCUCACUUGUCACUUACUACUCCCCUCCUCUCUGCCAUCUCCUGUGCCACCCACGCCUCUGUGUUCCCAGCCUUCCUGGAGGGUUGUGAGUGUGCAUGAACAGGCCCACUGAUGAGAUCAAUUAUCUAUCAGCAGUCACAAAAGUAUUGAUUUAAAUUUCUGAACACUCAUGCACGUACACACAGACACACGCAUACAUUUCUGCCUUUCGCUGCGGCGCUCCUUUGUCCUGUGAGCCUUGGGGAAAUCAGAGGCUCUCUGAGUACAACGUGAGCUUGAUUGUGUUUGUGAAAUGUUCAAGCCAUGCCCUAAAAUGGGAGCUGUUUAAGUGUGUGUUUUAAAAGAGUGAGUGUGCAUGUUUCUGUGUGGGUUUGUGCAUCCUAGCUCCGUCCAUAAAGCUGGAAAGCCCUGGCCUUUUUCCCAUGGGGUUAUGCAUCCAGGAGACGGCUAUUAUUCUUUUAUCAUUCAGCUUUUUGUAGUCAUUACACAACGCUCUUUGCCUCUCAUUCCCAGUGGUCUCAUCCUUCAUUCUGUCCUUCUGCCUCCUCUCUUUCUAUACAUUUGAUGCCCUUUCUUUUUCCUCCCCUCUCCCCUCAUCUUCCCCUCUUGCUCCCUGGAAGUGAUGAGGUGGUUUAUGGGUUGUUUGUUAAAGCGUAGAAGCAUAACAGCUCCCCCCGUUUCUCCCUAGUUUCUCCGUGUCUGCCUCCCCUGGCCCACUGAGAAUCGUUUGAGGGCAGCUUUUCCCUCCUUUGCCACUCUUCUGUUGCAUGAUUUAGAGGCUUCAUGGAGCAUGCAUGUGUGCGCACAUAGACACACACAUACAUGGACUCUCUGGGUCGCUUAAUUGCUCUAUUUCUUGCUCAUUUUUUAUCCCCUCACCCAAAAAACCAGCAGAAAGUCACUUCACACAGCAACACAAACACUUAUCGGAUCGCACAUUUAAUACAGAAUGUCUCACUUUUUUUUUUCCCCACAUACACGAGGGAGGCGGUACAUCACUGUGCCUGAACACUGCAUUGGUUUCCCCUCCAUUAUCCUGCGAUUGGACAGUUAAUGUUGCAGGAGGCGAGAGAAAUGGAGGGAGAUAGGGGCCUAUAGCUGCAGCAUUCGCUUUCCAUUUUCUGCUCACAUGAAACAGCAGGAAUGGUUUACUUACAGACUAUAAAAACGCGCAAAUAAGCACAAACAAGAGCCCCCACAGCAGGAAAAAGCAGGAAAUAUAUUUGUUUACAGGUCUUGUAAUAUGCAUAUGAAAGGCGACAGAGCAGUAUAUUCUGCAGCCUCUCUAAGACACAGCCAAUUACUGCGCCAGCACCUCUCUGUCGUUUAUCAGAGCCUUACACCUGCAGUAAACACGCUGCACUGACAACCGCUGGGUUAUAUUAUCUCAUUACAUGCAGUAUAGCAUGUUGGAAAAUGUGCUAGCUGUUAUUCUUGCUCUUCAAAACUAGGACCUGUUCUGUUCAGAUCAGACCAUUUGCUUUAAUGCCUUACAUACUCUGUCUGAUCAUAAGACACCAUGGAGUUGUUUAAUUAAAAAAGUAUUCAUCAUUAAAUAUCAACAAUUUUCUUUCAGUAAUGGAAAAAUUCCAACUAAACUCAAUUCAGCUUAGUUCAGCGUCAUUCAACUCUACUUAAAACUCCUGUGAGGACUUUUUUGACAUCUCUGAAAUAGACUGAAGUUCAUAUUGAUGCUUUUUAUGAUAUCAAAAAGCACACAAGACCACAGUGACAAGAUAACAAUUUUCAUACACUACUUUUUGAUGCCUGAAACUAGUGCGAGAGGGUUGAUGUCAGCCAAGAAGCUGAAGAAUCAGCCCUAAUUUGAAUUUUAUACAAUAGAUAAAGAUAAAUGAUAAAUUGACUGUCAAAAGCCAACAGGAAGAGAUUAUUGUCAGAGGAUGCUAUUUAAGCUUGUAAACGACAUGAUAAACACAGACUGCUUUGUCCACAGGGGGCGCCAAAAUUGACACAAACUGAAAGUUCCUCACUGGAGCUUUAACUAAAACAAAUUAAGUCAGCUUCACUUAACCAUAACAAACAGAAACAAAACAAACAAAACAAACUUAACUAGAAAUAAAACAAACCAAGUUAAUUUAAAUCAAGUUUAACUAAACACAACUUAUUUAAACAAAUCCAAACCAAACUUAAUGCAAUGAAAUCAAAGUCAAAACAAAUCUAACUUGACUUAACUGAACUAAACUCUUAUUCCCCUCCCAUCAGUCAAGUGCCAUAUAACUGAAAUGUUAUACAGCGAGUGUUACUGAUAAUGGAACAUUUUACUGUCAAAACGGAUGAAUCUUUGUGUCAGGUAACUCUUAUUUCACAAAGGCAGCAGAGACCACUUUAUCCUCAAGGAGAACAAAUCAAAAUUUCCUCACAGGAGCUUCAAAAUCUUCAAAUUCAUAGCAGUUUGAGGAUUCAGAGUUGUCACAGCACAAAGACAUGAAUCUUGGUAUUUAUUUAAAUCACACAAUAUUAUAAAAAAAAAUUCAGCAAGUCACUUAAAGAAAGCUCAUUUAUGGUCUAUACAAAUAUCAAACAGUGUGAUUUUAACGACAGUGUCUUCUGAAAAUACAUUUAUUAAGAUGUCAAAUGUUCUGUAUGACGUACAAAAACAUGCAUCAGACGAGCUAAUAUCUCAGGAUCUAAUGUAGGAGGGUUUUAAUCUUCAAGCUACAUUACUGUCCAUUAGGUUUAAUUGGGCUUGAACAAUUAGUCAGUGUGACAGUUGUUAUUAAUGACUUUAUUCAGGACAUGAAGUUCCCGCCUUCCCUCAUUUGCCCACAGGAAUGCUUUGAAUGGACUUCAUCUCUCUUUCUCUCUCUGUUUUCAUGAUAAGUGCUCUCUUGGCGCUCUCUCUUCCCUUUGUACUGUCUGACAUGAUCUAAUGAGCCGCUAGAGUAGGGCACACCACCUACUCUUCAAAAACUCAUAAACACAGAGCUCCGCUUUGAUUUGUGCUGGUCAUACCAGCCAUUCAUAAAAUGGUUUUGGAUGUCUGUUUAUCAUGGUGUAUGGACCCCGAGAGCAGGAAACUUUCUGAUCAGUGCUGGAUGCUGUGUGUUGGUACAUGAACAUAAACACUGUGCUGGAUAUGGGUCCUAUCCUGGUUUGAGCUUUUUCUUUCCUUUGUGGGCACUUUGUAUUGUAAAGUUGAGGGUGUUAUCUCCUUUUGGGGUCCUCAAAGAAGUUAUUGUUGACGUUCAGCUGACUGAAGAUAAUACUGAUGCCUUUAUAUGAGCUACCAAAUGAAGAGGACAAAUAAGCAUGAAGGAUACUAUUUCUAUACUGUUGUUUUUUAACGUCUUAAGAUGCUACAGAGGGUGAGACAUGUUACUGAAACAGUUUUUUUAUUGUAGUACUAUAAGAGAAAGUCACCAUGAGCGAUGAAUCUGGCUGUUUUAAGAAAGCAGAAUGAAUUUUUAUUUUCUUGUCAAAAAGCACCAUAUGAAUAUCUAAUGCUGCAUUCUAGUUGUACUCGGAAGUCAGGAUUUCUGAGCUCCGAGUCGGAAAUUCAUCUGGAAUGCCCCCCUGAAGUCGGAUUUCCAACUCAAAAAGUCAGACGAUCCUCGCCAACCCGACUUGACGACAACGUCAUAAAUCAAGAUGGCAGCGCCGUGCAUUUACAACGAAGACUUGCAGUAAAAGCUCUCGUAAUGUGUUAUUUAUUAGCACUUUUGUGAAAUUAAAAGAGUGGUAUAUGUUGUACUGCCCAACGUCUUACUUUGAACACAGUGCACAGGUGUUUGUCAAGUAAAUACUGUGUUGUAUGUUGUUUACAACUGGUAAAGCUAACAACAACUAACAACAGCUGUCAACGGCUAACAACAGCUCACAACCACUAACAAUGACUGACAACGGCCAACAACAGCUAACAGUAGGCAUCCAUCUUGGUUUUCCCACUUGUUAACUGGAACGCCAUCAACUCGGGUGUAACGUCAUUCCCAGCUCCAAUGUCCGGCUUCUGAGAUAACUGGAACACAUCAUAAGUUGUGUAUUUUCAAUAGGGGAUUGACAGGAUUGACACUUACCUUAAGUAACUCACAGGAGCUUUAAUAUACCCAGCCCCUCGGCUGACUGGUAUUUUGCUCUUAAUCUCUCUAAAAGCAGCAGAUUGGGGUUGUGGAAAAGUCAGUGAAUGUUUCAACAUUAACAGUGUGUUUUUGUUAAGUUUAAAGAUAUCUUGCUUCUUGUUUUAUCUCAUAUUUUCAUUGUAUCUGGAAAAAAAAAUCACAGACCCUCUCAGCCUUUCAAACGACUCCUCCCACUCUACAUGCUAAACUGUCAGUUGUUUUUAUAACAACCUUCUGUACUUCAAAGAGGUCAGUUAAGAGGUUUCGAUGUCUAGUCUCGCUCUCAGUGUCCUCCUCCUCAUCCUCCAGUCGGCCAUCUGGACAGAUCACAGUGUGUGCUUCGCAGGGACACACUCAAACAACCGUGUCAGAACUAUUUUUUAAAACACACGUAUUGGCAGAGCGGAGACCUCUAUCGGCGAGGGGAGCAAAAUAGAGCUCGACUGUCACAAUGGUCAAAGAGCACAGGGCAAGGAGGCAGAGGAGGGAAGCAUGAGGAGGAAAGAGCAAGACAGGGAGGAGACUCUGUAGGGUCUGUUGCCUGGCAACCACAGAUCAUCUUCUGAAACAGUGCUGGGGUUAAAUAGGGAAGAAGGAUUGAAGAAAGGUGGCAAAUCACAGAGAAUCAGCUGAUAGCAGCAAACGUGUGAAUCUACUUAUGUUGAGAUCUUAGUGUCACAUCUAGCAACAGCAUUUAAACACAAACAGCUUAAUUGAAUUGUAGGUAGUGAGUUAUUAGAGAUGGAUUUGUAGCUGUCGUAAACCAGUUUUCUCAGAUAAAGUCUUUCUAUUGUUAAAACACAUAAAGCUGAACCUAACCCUGGAAAAGAAUAAAACAUGUUGCAGCAAAAAAGAAAGCUGACAGCAAACAGGAGACUCUGGUGAUGAGGGAUUAUUUAUACAUUCAGAUUAAAUGUCUGAAAAAGAUGAAAAAGGGUAAUGAUGUUAGGGAAACUCCUGUUUAAAUAAAAGCAACCAUGGUAUUAAAUCUAAAGUGUUUAGCAUAAUAAUAAUAACUUUUGUUAUUAACUUUUUGGCUUUUGUUGUUUUCUUUUCUGAACACAUCCAUGCUGCAGGAUCUUUUGCUACCCAGUCCUAAUGGGAAAAUUAUCUGAAUACAUUAUAUACUUGAUACAGUUACAGGCUGUGUCUAAUAUUGUGACUCAAAUAUUGUUAUGAGUGCUAGGAAAGUCAAGUCAAGUCAAUGUUUAUUUAUAAAGCACCUUUAAAGACAGCAGUCAAACAAAGUGCUGUACAUUAGAUAAAUAAAAGAAGUAAAUAAAUAGAUAACAAUAAAAAAUAAAAUUAAAAACAGUAGAAUAAAAUACAGACAGUAAAAGAAUAAAAGCUACAGUGCCUCUGAUUCCUGUGUGCUCAUUUAUUAAAAGCAAGGGAGAAAAGGUGGGUUGAAUGAGCUGAAGGCAGAUGAUGGAUGACUUGUCCAAGCCUGCAUAUAAGGAGUUGCAGUAGUCUAUUCGUGAAGUUAUAAAGGCAUGAAUAGUUUUUUCAAGAUCAACCUUUAAGAAAUAAUUUUUAGUCUUUGCUAAAAGACGAAGCAGUAAAAAGCUUGUUUUAACAACAGCAGUGAUCUGACUAUCAAGGAAAAACUCUACUUGCCGUAUCUGAAGACAAAGAAAAUACCCUAGUGGACAAAUGUUUACCUCCAUAAGUCUUAAACAGAGGGCUGACUAGUGUGGAAGCUGAAAUCUAAGUUUGGGCUUGUCUGAUUUCUCUACUUUUGGAAUAUUUUGCAUGUAAAUAAAUGAAAAAGCAUAUUGAGUUCUUGGGUAACAAACGGGGUUUACUGUCCCUUAUGUCUCAUUCAGCUUUGUGCAGGAAAGCCAGUGAGCUUACACCUCCUUUAGAUCUUGUUUAUGCUGCUUAAACAGCAUACACCCUGUCCUCCCCUGCCCUCUCUUGCACCACUCACUCUUCCACUAUCACUGACUGUCCCAUUUUGUGCUCAUAACGUCUCCUCUACCACUCAGUAGUAGAGAGAGGUGAGUCAGCAAGAGCCAGAUAAUUCAGGGCGAUAAGUGGAGGAUGGCGGAUGUAGGAGGAAAAAGGAAAUCAAGCAUGGAAACGGGUUUUAACUGAGUGGAGAUGAAGAAAUUACUGCAAAAAGUUGAGUUGUUAUUAUUAGCGAUAAAGAGGUGUGAUGAUGAAUCUGCACAGCUUGAAAGCACCACCGCUGUCGGACUCAUACUGCUGUUGUCACAUGGAGUUGAUGUGUCUGCCACGGUUCCUCUUUUGCCAGCUUUAAUGUAUUUAUGACCUGCUUCUUACUGUCUGCCACAAGUCAUGGUUUGUCAGGUGCCUUAUUUUAAGCAUUGCCUCCCUCUUUGUCUCCCCCUCAGCUAAUUUCCAGUGACGCAGAUGGGGCCAUCCAGAGGGCAGGGCGCUUCAGGGUGGAGAACGGCUCUACUGAUGAGGUAAAGAAUACCCUUUUGUGCGCCAAUACAUCCCACCUAGUAGAUGGAGAAUAAAUCAAAAUAUGGUCUUUUGUAUGUCUUUAUUUGGAUAGUCUUUCCAAAAUUAUUCUUCUAUGUCUGUAAACCAUGAAGCAUUAGCCUGGUGAAGGUUGGAGAACCAGCUAGCAUGGCCAUGUCAAAAAUGAGCUUUGGGGAGGUUAACGAACUGUAACCAUAACUUUAAGUGUCAUGAGCAAGUAGGAAAAACCAUCCUUCUGUUAACUAACACUAAGAAGGUCUAUACUCUUGCCGCUUAAAGUCCCAUUCUGACUUUAAGCGGCAAGCUUUAAGGAGUUUUUUUUACUUCUUAAAGUGUUCUCAGUGGUCUUUAAAUUGUGAUUAUGAAGUUUUUACCAAAAAUCGCAUUACCCAUUUCAUUUUAAAGGGCUUUUCUUCUGCAGAGCUUCAGUAGAUCAUUAGCAAUUCCAGACCUGGCUGCAGAAACAAAUGAGAGGGGGGGCAUUACAUUACUUUUUUCAGGGGGGCACUCUUAUUUAAACCUUUAUUUUAUCAGCUUCAAUGUCCUUACACACUGGGACAGAUGCAAAUAUAGGACGCGAAAUUAUGAAAUAUUUGGAGGCGAAUUUCGACGCGCCCAUUUCCCUCGUCUUCACGUUACACGUUACUGGUAUAGUAGAAGAAACAGGUCACAUAGGAGCUAUUCAGCUCUCGGACACUGAUCUCUUUGGGGAAACGAUGAAAGCUAAUAUCAUGAUUGGCUUACUUACGAACAUUGCAAUCCGCUAACGCACAUGCUUGUUCUGCGAUUGUCCUCUUUAUUUCUCCUCUAUAUGCAGAGUGUGGCCUACAUAGCAGGGCUCUGGGGGUGGAUUUUGGAUUGGUUAAGUAUGAAAUCUCACUGUUUCUGAACCUGCCAUUUGGGUCUGCCAGAGAUUUACAGUAAUUGAAUGAAAAAAUACUCAGAAAAGCAAUUUCGCAUUUAGUUUUCUCAUUAUAUGUCCUGUCGCAUCAGAAAAAUAUCAUAUGAACAUAUAAAAAUUAAGAAAAACAUGAUUUUCAUCGGAGUGGGUCUUUAAGGUAAGAAACCAUUGUACAUAAGUCAAAAUGUAAUCACAGGAUGAUAAUUGAGACAUUCCCUCCAACUCCUAACUUUUAUUUCAUCUAGAGUGUGUGUAGUUUCCUGCCAGCUGAAAAUCAUUUUGAGUCUGAGAAAGUUGGAGGGGAAGACAAUUUCAGCACGAUAUGCAGCCUGUAAUGAGGAGACCAGCUGCUCCCUGCUUCACCUUAAUAUGUCAGUGUAGGAAAGUUUGGCUUAUUAAAAAGUUGUUGGUUAACUUGCAACUCUUACGACUUCAACUUUGUUUUACAAUGAUAUAACACAGGUGGAUUAAACUGCCUCUACAGUUUGGUAUAUUUGAGAAUGUAAUGUUCUUAUAAGAUGAAAUAACCUUUCCCAGAAUCGCUCUUUUUAACAGAGAAACUCUCUGCGUCUCAGCUUGGACUGUACAUGCUCUCUCUGCUGGGUUGUUUGUUCAUAACACCAUUUUUUUCCAGAGAAGACUGCUGUGAUUCAAGCUGUGACCAUCAUGUUGACAUCACGCUGUGUGUAUUUCUGUGUAUAUGUGUGGGUGACAAACAGACGUCGGACUACACUCCAGGCAGCUGGAGGAGAACUGAUGUCCACCUGGAGAAUCCAGAGUACCACACCAGAUGGUUCUUUAAAUACUUCCUGGGAAAAGGUCAGUCCUUCUCUGCUGCGCUAUUUUAUAAAAACAACACACUCGCACAUGUAAAGCGAGAGAUACAAGGAGGUGAGGAAGGUGAGGGGACGCUGCAGACAUAAAACCUCCCCAUGAAUGUUUUUCUUUUUUCUUCUCUGAUCCGUGGGGUUGCUUCUUAUCUCACGCAGUCAGCCUUGUCUGCAUGUUGCUCCGCUUUUCAUUCAAGGCCAGAGCUUGUUAGCAUCCAACCAUAUCCCCACUGAGAGUCUCAACGACACUCUAAUCUUAUACACCACCCAGGGAUGAAGUCUGUGGAGAGUGUACAUCUUCAGCAGCAUCAGGCGAAGCAAAAGCUUCCCUUCAGGAGAUAACACAAUUAGGAUGGGACUGCCGGUACAGUGAGGCAGGAGUAUUCACAUGAGCUGGCCCCUGGGAUGGUUCAAUAAUGCAUUAGAAUUUGUCACCUUCCUUCUUCGCCCUCGUAACCCUCAACACCCCCCAUACCUCAUUAACACCCAGCCUGUUCUCAGUAUAGGUGACAAAGCAAGUUGUUUAACCUAGAGAUCAUUGUGUGAGGAGUCUUUGAAGUGACUUCAUAUCAGGAAGAUUGCCAUCAGCUGAAAAGCAGAGAGACAGGACAGGGGCUUGAAAUAGAUGGAGAUAAUUAUGAAAGGAAAGUAUCACAGCAAGUGGAAUGCUCUCCUCUUCCAGCAAGGGUCUGAUCACUGCUACGGCAUGGGAAGUUCAGUUGGCUCACCCACUUUGGACUGCAGCUGAACCAUCUGCGUCUCACAGCCUGAUCACCGUACAACAUGAGCUCUGGGCCAAUUAUUCCAACAUGAGCAGAUCCUGUCUGGUGAUGCAUCCAAUAAAAUCACUCAAUUCUCGAUUUUCUAAUAGUUAGGUGAGGCAGAUUGUCUUUGUUUCGCCGUUUUCUCACAUGAGGUCUGGAGAUAAGACUCGAUUGGAUUUAAUCCUUCCUUCUCAGCGAGGAACAGCUCAAGGUUCCUGAACUAAUAAGUAUUUAAUUGCAGCCCAGUUUUGCAAAGUCAAAGCUUACCUGGGGCAUAAAAAGUGUGAAUUAAAAAGGCCAAGUAGAGAAAGGAAAUGAAUAAAGAAACUGUUGGAAGAAAAUAUUAGAGAGAAAGCCCCGUAGAGAAGAGACAAAGGAAAGGACACAGAAAUGGAGGCAGGGACCUUGCCUCUAAUUAGGUUUGGAGGUCUGUUUGUUAUUGUCUCUAAGGUUGUUACCCUGUCAACUGGAGAGGUGGAGGCAGGAAUGUAUGACCCAGCCAUGGUGUGUUAGAAGAUCUUUGUAUGCGCUCAUGUCUGACAGAGGAAACAGGAGAUGGGGGGGGUUAAAAAUGAAAGGGUGGCGAAGAUAAUGGAUGAAAAGAAAGAAUGUAGGAGAAAAGACGGCAAAACACGAGGGCCGGCAAAACACGAGGGGAUGAAAAGGGAAUCUGAAUAUCUUAACAACAUAACAGCAAACUACAGAGUCCCCGAAGCUCCAAGAAGUAAAAUUUAAUAUAUUGUGCACGCUAUAAAUAUCUCGCUGAUACAAGUUAUCAUCUUGUCCAUAUAUUGCUUUCUGUAGAACAAGUGAAUUAUCUCGUGCACACAAUGUAGUUAUCUUUUUGGAAGAGCUUACUAUCACAAACUAAUUCAAUUUGCACACAAUAAUUUCCUUUGUAUUUUUUCAGUUCACCAGAACUACGUGGGCACAGAUGCAGAGAAGAAUCCCUUCUACCUGUCGGUGGUCCUCUCAGACCAGAACAACCAGCGGGUCCCUCAGUACAGAGCCAUCCUCUGGAGAAAGACCGUGAGUUCACAACUACAAAACUCCCUGCCACACUAAAGGAAGUUCACCAAAUCAGUAAAAGUUUCAAUAUAACAACAACAACAACAACAACAAAGUUUGGGUAACUUUUGAAGUUUUUGAUUCACACCAGUCCAUCCUGAAACUUUAUCUGUAAAGUAAUUUGUUUCUAAAGUUGGGAGUAAUAAAUGCAUUAUAUCUGUUUUAAGUGGAGUCUGGUCACAUUAUUUUGGACCAGGAAAUGGAAAUACUUAAGCGAAAGUACAAGGGCCCGACUGAUUUAUCGUCGAGUCGAUUAAACCUAUUUGAGACUAAUCGGUGAUUGGCCAUAAUCGAGGUAGUUUAAAACACUUUUCUGGUCAGAGUUUGAUCAGUCGGUCUUCCUGUUGGCGUGAAGAGCAGUAGCCUACAGUAUAUCUACACUAUAUAGUACACUGUAGAUAUCUACAGUAUUUAUGUAUAUUUUUUAUAACUUCAUAAAAAAAAUUUUUUAAAUCGUCUGAUUAAUCGGUAAUCCCCCCCCUCCCCACAAUAUUCGGUAUCGGCAUCGACCCCAAAAAAUCCAUAAUGAUCGGGCCCUAGAAAGUACUACUUAGUACUGAGUACUCAGAUGUUUAGAGCUCAGAUUAACUUUAAACUAGAACAUUUUCUACCAGUUUACACAGUUUAUGAUGGUCCUUUUUUCCAGGAUUUAAUUAUGUGAAAAAACAAAAAUGUGUCUUAGAUGUCCAUGAAACUCCCCUGAGUCAGUGUGUGUGUGUGUGUGUGUGUGUGUGUGUGUGUGUGUGUGUGUGUGUGUGUGUGUGUGUGUGUGUGUGUGUGUGUGUGUGUGUGUGUUUGUGUAAGAUGCAUGUUGCGUGUUUGUGGUUGGGUGACUCAGCUUCAUGACCAAGACAGCUUGUUACUAAUUUUGGCCUCUGGCGUCAUCUGGAACCUGAUUAGGGUGCUGCACCUCCGCAGACUGAUCACAUUGAUUCAUCUCCUUUCUGUCUGACUCCAACUGGAACAGGAUGUUGCAGUUGAGGCUGAACAGAUCUACCCUGUUCGUCUGUGCUGCUCUGGUUUAAUCUGGUCCCGUUCUAAUUGCUCUGUGACUGAUUGGAAAAUAUCUUAUUAGCAGUUUCUUGUCGUGGAUUUUCUCUUACAAGUAACGGAGGAGCACAGCAACAGGUUUAGUUCCCCAGGAUGAGGGCGAGUGAAGCCCACUGCGCUCAGAGUUUCUAAUCCCUGAUCUGUGUCUUUCUUGUUCUUCUCCCAGGGCACGCUGAAGAUCAGCCUCCCCUACAGCCCGACAAAAACACUAUCAGUCAAAUCCAUCCUAAGGUGAGAGGUGCUGCCUGGAGCUUUGACUUUAAUAUUGCUGGUUAUCGCAUGAUGUUGGUGGGAUAAAAAGGUUGUUUUACUGAACAUGGCUGACAACAUAUUGGCCCUAGGAACCAAAGCUGCAAAAACACAAUAUUGUAAAAAAGUAAUGAAGAGAAAAAGAGUCUGCAGUGGAUCAUGAUUGUGUUUUAUAGCAGUGAGAUACAUUUUAGCGCCAAAAUGUGGAGACUCUCAAAAAUUUGGCAGAAAGUCUUCUGAUAGCAACAGUAUUAAAACCAAGAAGCAAAAUGAUCUUUUUUAAAUAUUAAUCUCGCAUCAAAUGUACAAGAGGAACAUAUAAUGACAUAUAGCAUUUAGAUUCAUUAUGCUCCCUUGCUCACCCCUCCUAUCAGUCAACUUGUAAAAGAGACAAUGUCCUUUUAGGACAAAAAGCUCCUGUCAUUUUAAACGUGAUCCUCCACUUUACAAGUUUUAACCAUCUAAAACUUAUUGUAUAUAAUUUUCUUUUUUCCACAAAAACACUCACUUUUCUUCCUCAUGAACUGGUGCACAAAAGUCAUAUGGUCCCUCUCUUUAUGUAGACACAUAGGGCAUAUUCUAAAUUAACGUAAAAUACAGUUUUUAUAUCCAGGUAAUUUAAACACAACUUUGAACAAUAUAUUCCAUUUUUAAAAAGUCAGUUGUGUCAAAUUUAGCUAGAUUCUGCGUACUGCACCUUUAAAAAGAGAAACACUGUGUAGACAUAAUCUGAAAAUGAAUUCUAAGUGAUAAAUGUCAAAACAUUUAGUACUGAAAGUUUUUAAUCAGUCAUGUAUGAUGAAUUUAUUAAAAGCCUGUCUAGGUGUUGCAUAUUUUAAACAAUGUUAUUACUUAUAGGUACUUUCAUUUGAGACUUAUCAUAAAAUUAUUUUCUUAUCAUGAUCCACUGUAAAUAAUUAAAAAUAAAUGUGAAAAUUACUGUUAGAAAUGAGAAAAAAAGCACUUCAUAUGGUCAGUGCAGUGGGUUACAUGUUGCCCUGACAUCCUCUUGUCCUGCAAAACCAAUCAUAAAGAAUAAAUUAUUAGUUUAGAUGUUAGGAGUAUAUAUGGCACGUGAAUAAAAGACAACAUUGUAAAAUAAGUUCAAUUGGUUUACUUCAAUAUUUAAAGCUCAUAUGAGAAGUUUUUGAUGUUAAUAGAUAGACCUGUGUACGUCUAUAUUGAAGCUUUAUUGUGAUAUCUAAAAAAAAAAAUCGCAUCAGUGGAUAGACUGAUAGUUUUUAAUGGCUGAAAUCAGUAAACAGCUGCUUUUUUAGACAUUUUCAUCAGUCGACAGUUCCAUGUUUGUAGUGAGUUCAUUAGUGAGCUGUAACAGGAUACAGAUACAGUGAAGUCAUGAAACAGUAGACUGUAAAUUCCUCCGGCUGAGCAGCGUCACACUCUGAAUGAGAACGAAUGAUACAAACAGGAAGAGAAAGCCCCUAAAUCAAGUCUCACAUGUUUUUCUGUGUAACACUGCAGGCUGUUUGUCUUCCAUCAAUCCUUAAUACUUCUUUCUUCUUUUUUUCAUCUCCUCUUUCCUCCAUCCUUUAUUUACUGCCAGUGCGAUGAACAUGGACAGGUUUGAGAAGGGCCCCAGGGAGAUCCUCAACCCGGAGAUUCAGAAGGUGAGAGUAACACCAGAACAUCAUAGCACCGGGUCAGCCGCACCCAAACUAAACUAAAAUGUAUCCUCAGGCUGUGUCGCCUCUCUUCUUGCAGAGCUGCUCAGUGCGAAUGAUAAUUGUUGUGUCAUCUUUCCUCAGGAUCUGCUGGUGUUGGAGGAACAAGAGGUACGGGGACGGAACUGCUUCACACUUCAGCUCAUAAUCAGCUGUUUAUUUUUGGAUGAUUGUGUUUUUUUUGUGUGUGUGUGGUUACAGUCUGCUUGUCUGGUCUCCUUUUGUUAUGCUGAAAGUUUACAUAUCAGAACAGAGGCACAACUUUGAUAUCACUGUUUAACAGAGAAAAGCUGCUGCAGUACUGAUGAGAGCUGUGUAAUAUUUCCUCACUUCUCUGAGAUAUGAUAAGAUGCAGCUCAAACAAAGACGUGCUUUGGAUCUUGUGCAUGCUUUACGUUGUAAAUCUUGAGCUGAGUUUUGUUAUUUUUUCAGUGUUUGGCACUUUGAAGUCCUUUCCUGACGUAGUGAUAAAACAGUGGAGGAAUUUUUUGAUUAUUUUAACUCAGCUUCGAUUUUUUUCAGGGAUCCGUCAACUUCAAAUUUGGCGUCCUGUUUGCCAGAGAUGGGCAGCUCACAGACGAUGAGAUGUUUAGCAAUGGUAAAUCCAGGUCUUGUCUUAUUUUAUCCAUCCCAGUUAAAAGGAGAGUCCUGAAUGUUUGGAGAAAAAAUUCACAAGCUUGCCAAGAGGUAGAUAAGAAUUUUAUUUCAUUCCCUUCAGAGCUGGACACAGGAGUAAGAUAAUUUAGCUUGGCGUAAAAACAGUAAAAAAGAACUAGAUCAAAUUUUUCUGCAUGAAUCAGAUUGUUGUUUAUCACUCACUGUCUUCCUUCCAUCCAGUCUGACUUGACUAAGACAAGCUUCAAAUGUUAGCUUUAUGUGACUGCCAACCGGACUCUCUGUGUUUGUUUCAGAGACGGGGAGUGAGAGCUUUGAGAAGUUUCUCAAUCUUCUGGGUGAUUCCAUUACGCUGCAGGGAUGGGCAGGUUACCGCGGAGGGCUAGACACAAAGAGUAAGAGAUCAUCCAGAGAAAUCACUUCAUAUACAUGUUACUCUGAGAGUCUUUCAACAUAUUUUAAUGUAAAUCUUUGCUGCCUUUCCUGCAGAUGACACUACAGGGACUAAGUCCAUCUACACAGUAUAUCAGGGCCAUGAGCUCAUGUUCCAUGUGUCCACCAUGUUACCCUACUCUAAAGAGAACAAACAGCAGGUGAGCUUUUUUGGAAAUACCCAGACUUUUCCUCCGGUGUUAUUGUGAAGCUGAUUGAAGAGUAUUUAUGAAUUGUAAAGAAUCACACAGGCUGAGAUUUUGUUACUCUUCAAGUCAUGGUUGACGAUCUGAGAAGCAGUUGAAAAAAACUGAGCCGUUGAGACAUAUUUGAAAGAAGCGUCCCACCCCCCACACAAAAAACUUCUCCCCUCUGUGCUCCAGAUUAACUCCCUGCCAAACCUGUAUCGCCCUCCCUACGACACACCCCCUCUGGUAGAGCAAGAAGCUAACCGGCAAAAGAUCCUACGCUAGCUUCAAAUAGGAUUCACCAUGUCGGAUUGCUCGUGACUAGCGGCAGUAAACGCCAGCUCUGCUAGCGAGCACAGUCUGCAGCUGCCUGAACAGCUACAGUGUUGACAUUCCUCUCUUGGUCACAUUUCCUCUUCGUCUCUGCCCUUUCUCCUGUUGGUUAACAUUUUCUAAGUACUUUCGGCGGUGGGGCAAGCGGAAGUGUUUUUCUGUCCUGCGCCAUCACAGCUCCUGUAGCUGAGCUGCUACGCUACUUUUAGCCGCUCAGACCUCUGAGGAGGGCGGAGAGAGUGGGAGGGGACGAGUCAGAACUAUGGAAGAGGGGUGUGUCGAAUACAGCGAGGUGAUUGGAUGGCGAGGCAGAGCAGGACAUUAACCAAUAGGAGCUGUCCAGAAUGGAUGGCUGCCAUAGGUCAAUGUUUUUGCAGCCCUGCACCUGCUUGGUUAAACAGAUUUUUUCCAUUCUUUUUUAUCUUCACUUUGUGGAGAUCACACUAUAGGACUAUGAUCACCAUAUAAACGGGGUUCAUAAUAAUGACCAAAUUCUCCAAUCAUCAACCAUGCCUUUAAGUCCCUACUAUGUCACAGUUUGUUGUUUCUUGAUGUCUGUUUUCUUUAAUUUGGUUGAUGUCUCUUUCACUCAGAUCCUCAGUGAAUCUCCAAAUAAGCUAAUAAUAAACUAAUAUUUAUCAUUCCUGCUGUGUUGUUUCCUGAUGCUGUCAGGAGAUUAGGCUGUAACUCCUUUCUGAUUUGUGUUGUGUGUGAUUGGUUGGUCUCCAGUGUCAGCUCUGAUACUCAGAAUUAAUAACUGUUUCACUAAGUUUCAACCAAUUAGAAUCAGGUAUUUAAAGCUCCUGUGAGGGACUUUGUGUUGAUUUUGGUGCCCCCUGUGGACAAAGUAAUCUGUACUUAUCUUGUCUUAUACAUGUUUAAUUAGUGCAUUUAAGAUAAACACCAAUCCCGAUGACUGUUAAUGGUCAAAUGUGUCACUACUGUUAGUAUUUAAUGUGAAAAAGGUAACAAACAGGACUGACCUCCGGACACCUACCCCUUCACACAGGUUUCAGGCAUUAAGUCUUUUCACUGACGGUCUUGUUUGCUUUUGUAUAUAAGAGAAAUGCAUCAAUAAGAAUUUUCUUAAGAUUUAAAAAAAGGCUUCAAACAGAGGCUUUAAUAAAGCCACAUGAUGAGAAAGAAAUAAUAUGUAAUGAUAGGAUGCAAACACCAAAGAUUAACAUGGUAAACAUCAUCCCUCUUAACAUGUGCGUCAUAGCAUCAUUAUUGCAAGCGUUGUGACUUUUGAAUCGAGAAGAAGAGUCGAGUACUGUGAAGCUGAAAGUGUUGCUGUUUAAUCUUCUAAAGGAGACAUUAAAACAAAUCAGAGGAGGGAAGUCGUUAAUACAUUUGGGGUUCUUCACACCUGCUGCCUCUGUGACAAAAGUUUCCUUUCUCUUUUUUCUUGUCUCGUUUUUGUCACUGCUCAUUUUAAGGAUUUAAAUCCUUUUUUUUUUUUUUCAUUUCUCUCCGAGCUAACUGCCUAAGCUGAGCCCCUUUGGUUAUACCCUAAGACUAAUAUUAGUCAAUCUGUAACUGAACAUCAGUCAUGGGUUUCAUCUUCCUGUCAUUUUGCAGUGAAAACACCCCACUUUGAUAAAGCACUGAUGGAAAGCAGGCACAAUAAUGCAGAAUGGAAAUCUGCCCACUUCAGAAAUAAGGGACAUUAUUGCUUUACUGUAGCGCUCCAUUCUGCAAUGCCAAUACUGGUACAGUUUAAAUAGGCUGGUGCUUAGCAGAUCUGACGGAUAAUUGGAUUUCUCCUCAAGAUAGAAAAAUACAUUCUGGUGGUCAAUAAUAAAGGAGCAGUCUGUACUUGUUGGUCUGUUGCUUUAGUCUUAUACAAGGCUGUUUGUGAAUGAUCUACCUGAGCACACAGUCGCUCCACAAGGUCUGAUCAGUCUAAUUGGGGAAGAUGUAUCUGUUAUUGCUCCUGUGAUAUGAAGGUAUUAAAAGUAAUAAGAAAUUAACAGGAUACCCUUUGGGAAGCAUGACCAUUUCAUUUAAAGGCAUGGUUGACGAUCUGAGAAGCGGUUGAAAAAUACUGAGCCGUUGAAGCAGAUUUGAAAAUAGCGUCCCAUUCCUAACACACAAACCUCUCCCCUCUGUGCUCCAUGAUAACUCAUCCCCAAACCUGUAUCGCCCUCCCCUGACACACCCCCUCUGGCAGGUCAAGAAGCCUCAAAAAGAUUCUACGCUAGCUUCAAAUAGGAUUCACCAUGUCAGAGUGCUCGUGACUAGCGGCAGUAAAGGUCCUUACACACCGGGACCGACGCGAAUAUACGAAAUAUUCAGAGGCGAAUUUGAUGCACCUGACUAUACACAUCAAGUGCGAUGCAAUUUUGCGACUUUCCAGGGGAAAAAAAGACUCGUCCCAGGUGGAAGCAAGUGGACUGACACAGUUCAGUUCUGAUUAGACACUAGUGUUGAGAUGUCUGUCUGUCAUGAUAGCAUGUACUGAGUCGGGGCCAGUACCAGAUAAACACAUUAAACUAUAAUCCAUAAACGUAAGGUAACAACUGAGACCUAAUGGUGCUGUGACAGCAACGCGAUUGAGUUUGAGACAGUGACAGUGACAGUUGUAUCUGAACAGGGUAGCUUACGAGCUAAAGUUACUUAGCACAGAUGAAGGUUAAAACAAAGAUGUUUAGCAAACUGUCAAAGCACACAAACCAUCGUCAAAUGGUUCCAACACUAUGACUCUCCACGCGUUGUCCUUCAGGUCGUUAUCUCUGUAAUAUUUGUGUUUUUUAUCAAAAAGCACUCUGUUCUCCGACACAUAAACGAUCAGCCGGUCAACCAUGUUGGAUAUACCGGUGAAUCUGACAUUGCAACAACACCCAAUCUGAAUGGUCAGAAGCGGACACACAGUAUGUGAAACUUUAGAAAAUUUGACUGUGGUAUGAAAACAUAAAUGCCGCAAUAUUGCAGGAUGGGAAAAUGUCGCUGAUGUGAACGCUUGUAUUGACAGGAUACGAAAAAAAAAUAUUGACGUCCAAAAUAAUCACAUGAAAAAUACAGUCCCGUUGUGAAAGGAUCUUAAAUGCCAGCUCUGCUAGCGAGCACCGUCUGCAGCUGCCUGGACAGCUACCGUGUUGACAUUGCAGAGACUAACAAGAGUAUUUAUGUAAUAUGUGCCAUAGGCCUGGACGAUAUAGAAAAAAAGCAUAUCGAUAAAAAAUAAAUCAUAUUGGUCGAUAUCGAUAAUUAUCGAUAUAAUUAUUAUAAUUAUUUAACACAUAUUUUAAUUGCAGCCCUGGAUGUUUUAUGCUAUUGCUUAAUGACGUACUUUUAAUAAAGAACACACAAGCACUGAAAUCAAAUUCAAACCUUUUUUCAACCACCUUUUUAUUUUUUUUUUACCACAACUGAAAGUUUUUUAAAAAAGAACUUAAAAAAAGAAAUCAACUUAAGUGGCCUGAGUGACUUCAGUAAAUACUGACAAACAUAAAGACUAAAGUGACCAGAAAAUCUGAUAAAUAAAUAUUUAAAUAGUCUUUUGAUGAAAAUAAACAAAACAAACAAAUAUAUAAAUAAACAGAAUAGCUUUAGGUGGGAAUAGCAUACUACCAGUUUUAACUGUGUGAGAAACUGCCCACAGCCUGGUGUCUGAACACUGAAAUAUUUCUCCCGGGGUCGGGAGAUUUAUUUUUUUUAAUUAUCAUGUGAUUGACUUAAUACGCAAACUGAGCACGAGAAGCAGGACUUAUCCACGCCGGUGUUGUGUCGUAGAAUGCACCCCUGCCGAACGCACCCCCUGCUAGUAGCCAUGAUCCAAAUACUCGCGUCCUUAUAAAAUAUGAGCUCAUUUGCUUCCACUUUAAGAAGCUAAUGAGUGGACGGGAUGCAGGGUUGCAUUCUACAGCACAACACCGGAACGUAUUUCCUCCGCACCCUUCUCAGCUUUUUAACCCCUGACCCAUUUUCAUGCCUGAAGCGCUGUGUUUGAGAAAUACUUGCGGCCGGGCACUUCAUAUCGCGGGUCAAGAGUGGCUAGAAGCUGGUCGAAGCCAGGCUUUUCAACGGUAGUUAUUGGCAGUAUGUCCCUCGCUAUGGAUCAUGUUACUGCAUGGGUGAUGUCCUUAUGCCGCUUGGACGCUUUGUCGUAGUUUUGGCAAGAAACGAAGUCCAGUUUGGUCUGCUUCACUUGCUUUGUGCUGGUGCUGGCAGCGGUUCCAGAGGAUUCCUCCGACGACGACGUGGAGCCGCGGCGCGGCCGACACAGCUCGUACUCCCGCAGGUGCGAUCGGUUUAGAUGGUAGAACAAGUUGAUUGUGUUACCAGACUUGGUUUUUACUAAUUCUCUGCAAAUUUUGCAAACGACCGCUGUUCGCUUUUUGUCAGACUUGUAAAAACCAAAACAUUGCCAUGCUGGUGAACUACUGAAACCUUUUUUCGGGACAAUGUCCUCAGCUUCUCCUUGCUGUAACAUUAUUUCUAAUACACGUGCUGUCUGUUGUGGUUUGAGAGGGGCUGGGCUUGGUGCCGUAGCAUACCUGGGUCUGCGUUUGUGAUUGGUUGGGAGGAAGUAAUGACUGUAGUAAAAGCUACAUGAUAGGCUAUGAUGAGAAAGAAAGGGAAACUGUGUUUUUCUAUCGAACUUUUUAUCGACCCGUUUUUUUUCUAUCGCACCACACGUCUAUCGAUCGAUAUAUAUUGUUAUCGAAUUAUCGUCCAGCACUAAUGUGCCACGAUAGAAGGCAAAAAUUACCUGUUCAACAAAAACUCUGCUGUCUCUGCGUCUGUUUUCAGGCCCAAACCCUGGCCGAGCUUUCUCCACCACUCAAAGAAUGAAACGAUGUUUAUUCGAUUUAGAUUCCUUCCUCUUAGUCUCUGCCCCUUUUUUCUGUCGGUUUGCAUUUUCUUAGCACUUUCAGGGGUGGAGCUAGCAGAAGUGAUUUUUUUGCGUCCUGUUCCAUCACAGCCCCUGUUGCUAAGCUGCUACGCUACUUUUAGCCGCUCAGAGCUCUGAAGAGGUUGGAGAGAGUGGGAGGGGACGAGUCAGAAACAUGGUAGAGGGGUGUGUCGAAUACAGCAAGGUGAUUGGAUGGAGAGGCGGAGUAGGAGAUUGACCAAUAGGAGCUGUCCGGACGGAUGGCUCCCAUUGGUCCAUGUUUUUGCAGCCCUGCACCUGCUAAGGUGAACAGAUUUUUUCCAUUCUUUUUUUUUCUUCACUUUGUGGAGAUCGCACUAUAGGACCAUGAUCGCCAAAUAAAUGAGGUUCAUAAUAAUUACCAAUCUCUCAAUCGUCAACCAUGCCUUUAACUAAAAAGUUUGUAAAUUCUGGUGUAAAAGUUAGGUAACAAGUCGUGUUUUUAACAUAAAUCUAACCUCAAAACUACAAAAAGAUGUCAUGUGAGAAUUCUUUUUAAAAUAACAACACCGCUAUAUUGUUGCAUAGCAGUAUCUCACAUAUCUUGUAUCCCUGUUUGCCUGCAUUCAUCCAAAAUCAAAUCAAAGAAAAGAGAAAAUCAGGGCAGGAGAUCACUGUAUUAAUGACAAUGGAAGGUUUUGAGGAUGGUUUUUGUUCAUAUAUUUUGUCCGUUCUCUGCUGCAGGUGGAGAGGAAGAGACACAUUGGAAAUGACAUUGUUACCAUAGUGUUCCAGGAAGGGGAUGACGCAUCGUCAUCCUUCAAACCGUCUAUGAUCCGAUCGCACUUCACCCGUAUCCUUCACGAGGACAACUGUCAUAGCAAUAAAGAGGUCGCCAAGGACGAGACGGAAAUUACUUUAGACCUUUAACACUCAAACAGUUCAGGAUUGUUUUUGUGUCUCCUUUAAGUGAAAUCAGAGUUUCCUUAACUUUCUCACCAGAUAUUUUUGCAUUAGUUAGGUAUAAUAGCCAGAAUGACAGUUACAGGUGAGUACUCUGAGUCACACUGUGGUUUCUGGUGUUAAGUCUAAAGCUGUUUUUUCACAUAUGCUCAUCCCUCCACUGGAAAUGACCUUGAAAUAUGGGGAUUAGGGUUAGCUGCAUGAGAAAGCAGCCAAAUCUUUACUCAAACUUUACCUGGAUUUUCUGCCAGGCACAAAUACAGUUUUCUCUGGGACACUGCAGGUGAUAGUAAGGGAAAUUUACAUAAAGAACGUUAAAAGUAGGAGUGAUUUCUAUCAAAUGGUAUACAAGAAAUCUGCUUUGAGUGUUAAUCGAUAUACGUAUCUGCCUCUUUUCACAGGUUGAAGAUAUUCUCAGAGGAAAGUGUUCCACUCUUUGGACCCCCUCUUCCAUCUCCACCUGUGUUUACUGAUCACCAAGAAUUCAGGGACUUUUUAUUAGUCAAAUGUAAGAAAAAGGAACAAAAACCAAAUCAAAAAACACCCAAGAAAAAAGCACCUUCAUUUCUUUCUUCUGGUUUUCUUCUUCAGUAAUCAAUGGAGAGAAAGCCACACUGGAGACGCCAACGUUUGCUCAGAAGCGUCAGCGGACCCUGGACAUGUUGAUCCGCUCGCUUUACCAAGACCUCAUGCCCGACCUGCACAAGGUACGUACACCUGCAGUCUGACCAAGACUGUGUUUUCUAGUCUUUUCUUUGAUUUAUAUACUUCUUGUCCAUCCCAGUUGUGUCACUUGAGCAACUGUAUCCACUGCUGAGCUUUAUUCUGACGUACUCUACUGCAGCCCUCAGUCUCUCUCUGCAUACUGCACCACAACGACAAGAUACCACUGCAAUGCUGACUUUCUCCCUCUCUCUGCUAACACCACUUUUGUUCUUAAAACUCUUUUUUUUCUCUCUUUUUUCACUGUCGCUAGAAACAACACUUAGUUUCACUGCUGCUGUUCUAACCCCCUGCCAGGGUCCACCUCUAAGACCCUCUCUGCUUUCUCUCUGUCUGUGUCUGUGUGUGGGUGCCAAAUCAUGGGUGCUGGCGUUCCAUGUUUAGGUUCCCUUUUCUCCUCAGAACAUGUUAAACCGGCGGUCCUUCAGCGAUGUACUGCCCGAGUCUCCAAAGUCGGCACGCAAGAAAGAAGAGGCGCGGCAGGCGGAGUUUGUCAGGAUAGGGCAGGUAAUAAACAUGUGAAACACCCCCCUUACACACACACGUACAUAUAACGGGGUGACCAAUCAAAGCCCUGCAGUAGGGAGGUAGACACGCCCACCAGUACACACUCCAGAAACUGAUCUCCAACUGAGUUCAGAGUUUUCUUUCAUUUUCUGCAGAGAAACUCUCAACUGAUGAGGAGAGAGCAGGGUUUCUGAAAUUACUAAUAAGAUUUCCUAAAAUGAAGACAUCUUUCACUUUCAGCUGAACUUCAACAACAACUUCCACUGGAGUAGUAUCAGGAGGAGAUAAUCAGGAUGAACAGAUGGAAUAAUUACAGCAGACAAAAUCUGUUCCAAUGUACACAUGAGCAGCUGUUGUUGUUUAUUGACGGUGUCUGCAGGCUCUAAGAGAUUUGUGACAGAUUUGACUGUGUGACAAAGUAGUAUCUGCACGUAUUAAUACAAGGCUGCGUACUGAACACAGCUCUGAAGUUGACCUUGUGUAACCCUGGGAGAGGAUAAAGGGAAUCGUCGAUCAGAUAAUAUCAUUCAUUGAGUUUGUUCUGUUGUGAAAAAAGAUCAUGAAUGAGGAUGAUGAGAUGCUGGUUUAGCUCAACACAUUUGUAACGCUCAGGGUCUAGAGUGUAAAACAUGGAUGUCGUCUUCGUGACGUCACCUGUAGUUUUCUGGAGUGACGUUUUGAAGCCAGGUACAAAAAAGGAUUAGGAAAAACAAUGAAAAUAAAUAAAGUCAAACAAAGGCUGUGCACUAAACUGUAUAAUAGAUGGUAGAUGGACCUCUUAUGGGGGUAGUUCAUGUCGAACAAAUCUUGUGAUUCCUGCUAAAAAUUGAAAGUGCAUACAUACUUAUCCAGUACUUAGAGGAUGUGUUACAGCUCAUGUUAAGGACAUGUUCAAUUUGAGCUGUAAUCUGGUCCUUUUCUGUGCUGCUACAGUCUAUUUCUUAUUUUGCCACAAUGAUGUAACAAACAGGGUUUGCUAGAUGGAGGCAAAUUGAACUGUUAUUGAAGGAGAAGCUGCAGUCAUCUUUAUUAACCGCCUACUCUCGUUUGAAAGUGGGAUCUGUGACACGCCAUGAUGGACUUAGUCAAGAGAUAUGAUUCCUGACAGACAGCAGGGUGAACUGCUUCCAGGGGGUCAGGGUGAGAUGAUGAUGUAAGACCUGGUCAAUAAGUCCACUGUUGAGUGGUCAUUACCGGUCUGAUAUAAUGAUGAUUGCUGUUCUGUUCUGGAUACCAUAAAACUGUAAUUUUCCAGGUACAAAUUCUGGGAACAUGAAACAGAUAAGCACGAGAGAACUGGUACUGACCCUGGAUCACAUUCUUAAAAUGAUCCACUGCCUGUUGUAGUUUGAUUUACCGGAUAAAACAGAGUGCUUCGACCUAUUUCUUUGAAACCUAUGUACAAAUCUGUGGUACUUUUUCUUUCUAUGACAGACAUUAACAGUCUAAAGCAAAGACCCUUAAAGGUGGGGUAGGCAGGAAUCCAUUAAAGAAGCAUCUUUUUUUGUGGUGUAUAUACAAAAAAGCUUUUAAUAUCAGUCAAUAGCUAUUAGUUAUUGAUGACAUUUGGUAAUAUAAUGAUAUCACUGUGUUUUAUUAUGUCUGUGUUGUCAACAUCUUAAAAUUUCAGAACGCUCUGCUCUUUCUGACUGUAAACAAAGCCAUUCCCCCUUCCCCCAACCUGAUUGGUUGUGAGGCAGACGCUGCUCCCCCGUGUUGUUCACAAGCCCAAACAAAGUUAGCGUGCUUCAAUAUCGGACAGUAGAAACCAACCAGAAAGUACAGAAAAUUGUCUGAAUCCUCCUUUAGCUACGACUGCCAACACAAGCAAGAAAACGAAGUAAAUAUGAGAGACUCUGGCAGAAUAAUGGGCGCUUAAAAUGGAGGUAGACCACCUGAACAAGAGCGAAGAAUGCAGGUCAACAAUGAUGGGGGGAUGCUUUGGGAUCUUACAGACCCUGUAACCUUUCUGCUUGACAUGGAAACCGCUUUAACAAAGUAAACCAAGUGUCUGUAACAGAAGUGUUUCUUGUCAAACGGGACCUGUUGUAGCGUGAUGUAGCGCCACUAAACUGUUUACCUCGGGUCCUGGACUAUGUCACUUAGUCCUAGUUAUAGAAGUCCUGCAAACAUUGUGUUUGCUGGUAGUCUGUUGGCAUCUACAGUAGCACCAAUGCUGUUUACUUUCAUGUUGACUGGGCCCCAUUUGUAAUUAUCUGAAGUAUUUAUCUGCAUUAUAUCUGAAUUUAAUUGAAACGAUACGAACAGGCAGGAGCGUCUGUUUGUGGGCGGGGCUUGAUGGAGCAGAGAUUGCGGGAAGAGGAGGAGCUGAGGGAAAAACUGGUUGGGAGGGGUAGAGUUUACAUUCAAGAUUUCUCCCAAAAACUGGCACCUCCUCAGAUCCUGCCUACCCCACCUUUAAACCAAUCACAGUAUUUUCCCUAAACAUGGUGAUCCGUUUAACCAUGUCUACUUGUUAAUGUUAAAGGAGGAAGAUGUGAUGUCAACUUUAUUGCAGGAUUGGCAGAGUAGAGGAGGAAUAGGAUCAGGAAAGAUAGCCGACACCAACAGAGAAGACUUGUGAAAAAUAUAUGAUUGUCUGCUUCAAAUCAGGACUUGAAUCUACUCUGCUGUCGACAGUACUUAGUCGAGUGACCGCUGACAUUUCAUCAGCAAGGUUAAAUGUGUGUUUCUGUGCACAGCUUGGCUGCACUCAUGCAAUAUUUAGAGGUGAUCUUUUGGCUUCAUUUAUUACAUCGGGAGGACAUAGAUGCGUGUUGUCCAUAAUAAUACACAGUCUUUGGUCUGGAAUUGUUUGCACAAUAGUUACCACAGUAGGAGAAAGUAUUUUGUAUUGAACCUUAACAUGGUUAUUUCACAGUUAUGCAGUCUCUCAACGGGCCAUAAUCGAAUAUAUUUUACAUUUAGCGGUCUAACAGUGUGAGAGAACAACAGUUUGCAGGAGUUUUUUUUCUGUGUUACCCAUAAAGUGAAGUCUCAUGAACUUGUUUGACUCUUGUUGUCAGAGAAAAGACACUCAGAGGGACCAGAAUACAACAGAGGAGCAAAGCUGUCAUGUUUUAUUUUUAAGUUUAAAUUAGAUAAACACUUUAUAGAUAGAGAUCUGCAUUCUAGAAAGCUAUGUGUACUCUAGAUGAGCAAAGCCAGCUCUUUGUUUGCAUCAGCUCUUAAGAUGUAUUUUUCCUUCUGCACUAUUUUCUGUCUCUUCUUUUCUUAGUUUGUUGUUUCUGUGUUUUACCUUUGUCCUUCUCUGUGUCUUCUCCCUUGUUUGUCUUGUUUCUGUCACUCUUUGCUCAUAAACAAGAAGUCAGCCAUCGACACUCUGCUCUGUAACGUGUGAAGACAAAGGAAGCUAGACGUGUUCAGUCAUUGAUUGCUCUGAUUUGUCGAGACAAGGCGUUUGUCCUCAACUUAACUAUCUCUGUGUAUGUUCACCCUCUGUGUUAGCAUAUUAUGCAGACUGAUUUCAGACUGAUAAGUCGGAUUAUGUACUUCUUACGGGUAUUUUCUUCCUACGCUGCACUGAUGAACCAUUGUGUUGUUAAUUGGUGUUGAUUGGAUUAUCUCCAGAUUGCCUGUUUACGCAGAUGUGUGUAAGCGGCUGACUGGAGAUAGCUGGUUGCUGCUUGAGCAUUUGGGUAGAAUGAAUUCUGGUUAAAAUUUCAAUGCACUGAUAUUCAUAAAGACUUAUUUUAACAGUUGUCAGACAUUUUCUUUCCUCCUCAGUGAGCUGCUGUCACAAUUUAGUCUAAAUAAGCUGAAAAAAGGGACUCGGCAGCAGCAGGCUAGUUAUGCAAAGAAGUGAUGGAGUAGAAGGGUGUUAUAUUCGACAAACUCACACUGCUGCUGUCCUUAUUUUAAUACAUUUAUAUGCACAUUUUACAGGCUGUGGACAGUCCACCCUUUAUUUAAAGCAGGGUCGUUUUAACACCAAGCAUAUGAUUGAUUAUUGAAGCUUAAUAAAGCAAAAGAGAAACCUAUUUUGCUAUAUGUAACACAUGCAAGCAGUGCUGCAGUGAUAUACCUUUAUUCUGUACUGUACUUUUUAUGAAUACACUUCGUCUCAUUAGCUUCUUUUCAUAUUUAAAGCUCCAGUGAGGAGUUUUUAGACCUUUAUGAAAUACAGUGAAAUUCAUAUUGAUGCCUGUUUAUGACAUACAAGAACAAACAAGACCAUCAGUGACAUGAUAUCUGAUUUUUAUAUCCUAAUUCAUAAUACCUGGUAUCAGUGCUAGGAGGUCACUAAAACUGCCCUUUUUUACAGUUUCCACCUAAAAUGCUUGACUGUCAAAGGUCGGCAGAAUGAGAUUUCAAAUACAAAUAGAUAAAAGUCACUGCUUCAGCAUGUAGAGGACAAGCCAAGCAAAAACUGAUUUGUCCACAGGGGGCACCGAAACUGACGUGAACAGAAAGUUCCUCACAGUAGCUUUAAGAUUUUAUCAAAAUUUAUGAAAACCUUCUCAGAUAGUCUACUGAUGAUAAAUAUGCAGCAUCAAUAAAAUCUACUAUUCAAGCCCCAAAGUAGUUAAAAAACCCCAGCCACUUCCACCAGCUCCUCCGGGGGGAUUCCCAGGCGUUCUCAGGCCAGGAGAGAGAUAUAAUCCCUCCACCUUGUCCUGGGCCGGCCACGAGGUCUCCUCCCGGUGGGACAUGUCUGGAACACCUCUAACAAGAGGCGUCCAGAAGGCAUCCUAACCAGAUGCCCAAGCCACCUCAGCUGACUCCUCUCAAUGUGGAGGAGCAGCGGUUCUAGUCUGAGCACCUCCUAAGUGUCCGAGCUCCUUAACCUAUCUCUAAGGCUGAGCCCGGCCACCCUGCGAAGGAAACCCAUUUCGGCCGCUUGUAUCCGUGAUCUUAUUCUUUCGGUCAUUACCCAGAGUUCAUGGCCAUAGAUGAGGAUCGGCACGUAGAUCGACCGGUAAAUCGAGCCAUACCGGCAAUGUAAAAAUGUUUGCUUGUAAGAAAUAAUUGAUUUUGACUUAAGUGGUCCUGACUGAACAAAGGUUCAAGAAUCGUCGCCAAAAAUUAAAACGUAGCCUCUUUAAACAUUUGUCUUUAUCCCAAGAGUCUUUGAAGGAGCCAAAUUCAUAGUUUUUAUCGAAAUUAGUUCACAUUUAGAAGUUCCACAUACACAGGUCUGUAUCAGUUCUCUUUCCUGACUUGGAUUUCAAAUAUAGGACUUUUUAUUUUCACUGGAGGAUUUUCUGUAUUCUUCUUUUAGUGCCCGUACUUCAAUAAAUGAUCUGAGACUUUCCUCCAGGCAGAGCUGCAAGCCAAAGUAUUCACAAGUGACAGAUGUCUCUCUGCUGUGUGUGUGUGUGUGUGUGUGUGUGUGUGUGUGUGUGUGUGUGUGUGUGUGUGUGUGUGUGUGUGUGUGUGUGUGUGUAUCAUAUCUGAUGCUGUUUCAUCUUCAGGCUCUGAAGCUGAAGACUAUUGUGAGAGGAGACGCACCAACCAGCCUGGUUACUACAGGCCUGUGCAGAAAGGAGGUAAGAGAGCGUCUUUGAGAAAAUCUGAACUUAUAGAUAAUUCAGUGACAGAGAAUUUUUGUACAGAUUGAAAAAGAAAGUUUAAUUAUUUUCUCAUAAAGUUGUGAGAAAGUAAAUUUCUUUGAGAGUGGUAGUUAAAUCACACUGAUGAGGUGCUGAAGGGCCAAAUAACUAGAGACAAUUUAAUAAAACGCUCCACGUUCCUGACUUUCGUACAGACAGCUGGCUGCUCACUGUAAACUAAUACUAUGACUUUAUCACCCCUAUAUUCUCAAAAUUUAAUACUUUAUUCUCAUUGUAUCAUGACUUUACUACAAGUAUAUUUUUAUAACAAUAUGACUACAGUACAGCUGGAUUUUUUACUAUAGAGAAAAAAAAAAUAGUUAUUUUUUUUUCCUAUGAGAAAAUGACUUAGACAAAAAAAUUUUUUAAGUCUAAUGCUUAAAAAAAUAUACAUUUUCUUCACUGUGGCCCUUAUUUUCCAUUUUAGAUUUCAGUAUUCGAUUUUGUUGCAACAAAUAAAUUUUUCUGUCCAAAUUUUGGCAGAAACAGUUUAGUCUCAAUUUUUCGAGCCACAAAUAAGACAAAAAAGAAAAACUGUAUCCACUCUCAAGAUUAAACUUUAUAACAGGGUUAUCUCAUUUUUUAUGAUAAAAAAAAACACAAGAUAACUUUUUUGGUAUAAAUACUAUAGAAAAGGGAUUAUCUUAAUUAACAACUGAAUUGACUGACUGCUGUAUUUACCACUUAACAGUUUUUAGACAUCACUUAUUGUGCUCACCUGUUGAAGCACCUGAAGGGAGUUUUUAACCAGUCAUAGAAACAGACUGAAAUUAAUAUUGACACGUCCUCAUAAACUAUGAAAGCAAAUGAAUAGACCAGGAUUAUUAAUUGCGGUUUCUAUAAAGUUAUUGUCAAUGCACUGGUGUUGGUGUCAGAAGUGGUUCUCAGUAAGCUGCUGAACUCACACAGUUUUAGCCUUUCAUUCAAAGAUUUUCAGAGAAGUAGACUAUGCUUGACUCAAAAAGACAAUGGGAUACUUAUCGUUGGAAAAAAAACUAAGUGACACAUAACACAGAGAAAAAUAUGCAAAAAGAGGAGCAGCUUAGUCCACAGGGGGAGCACAAAAAUCAACAUCAACCUCAAGUUUAUGCCAGGAGCUUUAAAAACUGCAAUAACAGUAAAAUAAAAUGAAUUUAGUAAACACCACACAGUAUAAUUGUCUCAUUUCUCCGCUCAUUUCUCAACCUUUUCUUCGUGAUGAACGUCCUCUUGUCUCAUUUCGCAUACUUACACUUGAUAAAAUGCAGAAAUAAAAAAAAAACAAGCUUAAAUCACUGAAAUUAACAAUUUACAAAAGCUUUUAGCCUGUCAAAGACAAAGCUGAAGAGCCUCAUAUUAGUUUGAAAGUGUUUGCCGUUUGAUGAUAAUGUUUUUUAUGGUGUUUCUUUCAAGCAGACAUCAGUUCAUAUGUGUCUCUAUGUGUUUUUGUGUCCGUAUGCUGCAGCCGUGGGAGUCCCAGCCGUUCUGCAGCACAUUCCCCUACGAGAUCGUGUGCAGCGACUCGUGGGGUCAGUCUCUACUGGUUGCUACCGACACAGCGGGGGUCAUGCUGCUGGAUGGUGAGAUCAUCCCUGAUCAAUAUCUCCCUAUGUCCUUCAAAAUAAAAGCCACCCAUGCGUAUCCAUUCAAUACCUCGCUCAGCUGAACGCUGCGGCAGACAUUUUGAUAAUAAAGAUGUUCUUGUUUCAGGGCCUGAUCCAGCUCUACCUAAUGCUGGUGAGUGUUUUAUCAUUCAUCCCAAGUUCUGAAUACAACAUAUAGAGUUUUUAUGUUUUGAUUUGUAAAUUUGACCACCUUUUAUUUGCUUUCUGUGUGUAUUUUUGAGCAUUAAGACAAAAAUAGCUUUUUUAUUCUGCUUUUUAAGGCUUCAUCUAGCAUGGUCUUACCAUGAGAAGCUCCCCUAAAAAAGUACAAAGUUCCUGGCGACAUGAAAUGUACACUGUAUUAAAAAUUUUGCAUUGCCCUUUAAUUGGUGAAUUUUAACUGGAGUUACACACACUAUUUAAGACUGAUCAUCCUUUAGCUUAAAAUUUCUGUAAUUUCUUAAGUGUGUUUGUAAGGAAGUUAUAAGGUUUAGCGUCUGCACCCUGUCAAAAAUAAUUUCGAUAGGCACUAAUAAAAAUUCUCAGCUUUGUCAUUUAAAAUAAUUUCAGAUUCGUUUUGAUGUUUGUUGUUUCUCAGAGCCCCAGGUGCUCCCUCCGGUGCAGGUGUUCGACAAAACCAUGGUGGUGAAGCAGAUGCACGUUCUCGAGCCUCAGGACCUGCUCAUCACCAGGGCGGACAAAGGUAGACCACAGAUAAAUCAGAUUCUCCUUAGCACCCCCACCCUGGUCAUCAGCACCCGUUUCAUCCCCGCUUUCAUGUCAUGUACCACAAUUUUUUUUCUCAUUACUCCUUCUUUUUGCUCUUAUUCCACCUCUGUCAUGUCUCUCUGCGCUGUUGAGUAUGUACUUACCCUUUCCACCUCCAUCGGCCGAGUGAACACAUCGAUCUCUGGCUGUGAUCUGAGGAAGCUGACCUAUAGAGAACCAAACCCCGCUGGGCUUUUGUGUGUCUGUGUGUGUGUACAAAAGGGUGUGUGUCUGUUUAUCCUGUAGGAGUGUAUCGACCGCGGGGGAAUAUAUUGGGCAGACGCUAUAGCAACAUGUAGACCUGAAAGCAUAAAAAGAACCAGAAUAGUCUCUUUGUAGAGUCAGACAUCUCCUCGGUUCAUCUCAACAGAGCCUCCAAUUGAUUAGCGUAAAGACAGUUAGCUUACUAUAAUAUUGAGUUUCUUAGUUUUGACGAUGAUAAAGUGACAGCAGCACCAACCUUCAUCUCAACUGCGAUGAAACCUCUGAAAGGUCUGAGUAAUCCUCUCCAUGAUCCGAUUUUGUGGGAGGAGGCUUAAAAAAGAGAGAGACAGCAAAUUAAGAGUAACCUUCAUACAAGACGGAUGUGACUUCUGUGUAAUGUUUCCAGGGAAGGACGCUCGGCUCUAUGUGUUCAGGCUGAGCUCGCUCAAGAGGGGCCUGGAGGAGAAGCAGCUGGUCCGGAGCAAGUGUGACAGCCGAGAGAACAAACUGGAGAAAACUAAAGGUAACAGGAAUACACAAAACAUCGAGAAAAAUAAACUUUUACAUAAACCCACAUAAGGAGCUUAGAUUUUUAAACCAGAUCAAUUCACUCUGAUACAACAAAAAUAUGGAGAAUCAGAAGAUGGGCUCACAGUAUAAUGCCUCCUUAUGCUUGCAGGUUUAAAUUUGGAGCAUCAGCUUUCUCAUUAAAUUGCUGUAGACUUUAAAAACUUUAAUGACAAUAAUCCUGCUUAUAAAAUCUUCUCAACAAAUUUCAAACAUGCACACAGCUGAGUCCCUGUCUGAUGAAAAAUUAGCUAUCAGCGGCUGACUGCAAUCCCCUGAUACCCCCUCCUUAAAAAAUCAAUGCAUCUAUUUAAACCAGGGCUGCACUUCAUUUUAGCUCAGCGUGUUUUUAACUACAAUUUCAUAUUGCAACAAAUGCGUAGCUUGUUAUACUGAGGUACAUGGACUUUUCUGUAUCUAUGUCUUGUGCCAUGGGGUUUUACACUUAUUAAUUGGAGUAUGUAAAGGCUCAACAAGACGCAAAAAUUGAAAAUAGCAAAAGCAGCAAACUCUAUAAAGACAAAAAAAAAAAAGACAGAAAUUACAAAAAAUACAUAGUUCACACAAAGUACUUGCAAAGCUUUGAAAAUUUCAUUUAUUCAUUUAUUUUCAUACUCUUUCUCUUUCACACUGAGAUCAUUUUAAGCAACAGUUGCUGUUUGGCGCCGAUGUCUUUCUCGUUGAAGUGCAAGCUCCAAUUUAGAGAAGCUAUAGCCCUUCCUGCAGUAGUGAUGGGCACAGCAGUUCUUUUGGGUGUACUGAAUCACUAGAAUCAGUUCAGGAGGCAGGAGGAGCCUGCGACUCCGACCUCCUGAACUGAUACACAGCUGAACAGUUCAGGAUUCAGUUCAAUUCAGAGCUUCUGGGACCAGGAGACAAGAGUGUUUGGCUUUGUUGCUUAAACAGGUUUGUAAAAAGAACUUGUUUAUAAGUCAUAUUGUUUUAAGUGUACUGUCCUAUGGUAUACAAUUUAUCAGGUCUGCUCGGAAAUUGGGCUCAGUGAGUGAUUCGUUCACCGAACAUUUAGAAGAAUUCACACUGAACAUGGAUCAUUCCCGCACAAACUGCUGCAAUGAUUGGAUGCUGCGGGUUUUAUGCACUACUUGUUACAUGUUAUGUCCUAUUGUAUGCAAGUUGUUCUGGUGGCAAAAAAAGUUUGUUUUAUCCGCCAAAAAUGAUUACAGAGAAUGUAGUUUAAUGUGUGAUUUGUUUACCAAGUGAUUCAGGCGUGAGUGCAUGCAGUCCCUCAUUCGCCGGCUGCUCGCCCAGCAAUGCUGCGUGUUAUAGCAGCUGCUCGGUUCAGUACGUUCACUUAAAAGAUUCGGUUCCUCUGAACGAAUCAUUCGCAAAUGACAACUCUAUCCAGCAGUCACUGGAUCGACAAUUGGCCACCGUUUGCUGCAUUUUUUCCAACAAUCUACUCCCCACAUUUUCUUGCCUCUCUUCUGCUGUUCAGUCAAAAAGAGGCCUCACCUCAGUUGAAGUUCUCAGCUUGAUUUCUCGUCAAAAGGAGCCAAGCUGUUCAGGAUCCUAUUAGGGUUAAUUUUACCAUAAUUUUUUCAAGUACCUCUUGACAAAAAAAAACUAUCCCCUAAAAUUGCAUCAAUAUCAAACCUAUAUUUCUUUUCAUUUAAUUAACCACAAAUUAAGAAAUAAUGCAACUGACAUACAGAGAGUGCUCUCAUUUCAUAUUAUCCGAAUUCCAACCUUAUUCAUCGACAGCUUCGGCUGAAAGAUCACUGAAAAAUAUUUCACAGUCUACUGCAAAUAUGAAUUUUCAGGAUAAUGUGUAAUCACAAAAAGAAAAUAACAUUUAACAAGUUAACUCAGGGUAUUGUGACCUUUCAAAAGGUCAUUUCAGUAGUACAAACACAUGACCUUUAACCCUCUGCAGCUGUGGGACCAGCUGACCAUGCAGCCUGCAUUGAUCUGUUGGAUCUCUCCUUCCUGCCCCCUCCUGUUUUGUCCCAGGUUGUCAUUUGUACUCCAUCAACACUCAUCACAGCUCGGAGCUGAGGAUAGUAGCAGCCAUCAGGAACAAACUCCUCCUCAUCACCAGGAAACAUCCACGGUUCGAGGGCUUUAGCGCCGUGGCAGCGGGGGCAGACUCUCCGGUGGAGGAGUUUCAGUACAUACGGGUACAACAAAGUCCAAAUAAAUACACUGAAAUAAACAAAUGUGAAAAGUGAGAGUAAAUAGCUGUAAUGCAGAGUCUUCAAAAGCAUUACAGGAACAACUCGGAACAUUAUAGCACAAGAAUCAACCCUAAAGAAGCAAGAAAAAAUGGCUUAUUCGUGACUAGAUUAAAAAGAGGUCAUUUUAAUUAUCCCUCUCACAUUACUGAGGUUGUGAAACUCUCUCUGCCAUGAGCAGAGUCAGAUGGUCUGAGUCUCUUUAAGCUUUUAGGGUAAAAAUAAAAAAUGUGGUUAUGUUUCUGUUGUGGUAAUUAAACUCAUCAGUGCAUGAAGGCGCGGGAAUCAAUCCUGAACUGUCGAUCUUUCAGGAGAUCUGUCUGUGUGAUCCGCCGGUGGUAAUGGCGUUGGUGGACGGGCCGACGGGAGAAAACGACAACAUGAUCUGUGUGGCCUACAAACAUCAGUUUGACCUGAUCAAUGAGAGCACAGGAGAUGCCUACAGGCUACAUCAUGUAGACGCCAACAGGGUGAGGCACACAUAUACACACACUCACACAAACACACACACAUGUUACAAGGCUGCUUGGAUGAGUCAACAUGCUGUCAUUCACUGCCUCCAGCUGGAGAUGAGAAAUAAAUGAGGACGCUGAAGGAUGAACAGCUGCUUUCUUUUAACUGUUUUAUUAUUCUGCUACAACCAUUUUUCAUGUUCAAGAGGAACCACAACAAGUGACAAAUUAGUGAGAAAAUUGCUGCAGAAAUCUGUCUUUUACUUCAUGCAGAUUUUAACCAUUUUCAUCAACAUCCCUUUGUGCAAAUAGUUUCUCUGCUUUGACCUCUGGAUCUCAUACAAAAUGUUUCCUUUACACUGACUCGUCUCUGCCCGCAGGUAAAUUAUGUAGCAGCCAUUGAUGUGUAUGAAGACGGGGAGGCGGGUCUACUCUUGUGUUACAACUGUGAGUCUCCCAUUUACUCUGCAUGUUUCGGCUGUUAUUUGAUUCACGCCUGCGUCUCUGCUGUCAGAGCUCAGCCUUGCUCAGAUGCUGUACCUCUCUAGAAUAUUAAAUUAUACCACAAACUCCCUCAGAAUAGUAAAAUCUAAGAAGAAAUGUAACCCUCCACUAUUGGGAGAAACAGGGGCCUAGACAUUUUUGACUGGGGUGGCCCUCACCCAUGCAGGGGUGGCCUAAGCAAAUUCCAAAAUUCAUCAAAGGAAAGCCAUUUAUUCACCUCUCUGUUUUAAUGUCCAUAUUUAUGUUUUUGAAUUAGUUUCUGGAUUAAUGAGUUCAGAGUAAGCAAACAUUUUCGCUGUCUGCUCGCUUUAUCUUGUUUUUGACAGUCCAAAUUAAAAGUCAGUUUGAUAAACCACAGAGGGAAAGUGAUUGCUAUGUUUCCUCUCCAUAGUUUUUCACAAUAUUUUUGCCCCAUCAUGUCUGUUCUCAAAACAGCUAAAGAAAAAAACAAAAGCUAGAGAGCAUAAGUGAACAAGAUUUAACUCAAAUGAUGUAGUUAAUAAGAUAAGGAUAACAAACCUCAAAUUUGACAAGUUUUAUUUAAAUUGAAUUACCAAGUACCCUAUUAUAUCUACUUGAAUUCACAAUACAGUGAAAUAUUAUAAAGAGAUGAUAUUUCUUCAGUUAUUUUUUAAUACUGUUAAGUAACACAACACUAUGGUAAUACCGAAGUCUCAAUACCAUGAUUCUGUAAGGCUCAGAAAACUAGAAAAAUAAUUUUUUCUCUCAAAUUCAGUGUUUACCUAUGUUUCAUUCCAAAUCUUAAGGUCCUUACACACUGGGACCGACGCAAAUACACAACGCGAAAUCAGGAAAUAUUCAGAGGUGAAUUUUGACGCGUGGGGGGGCACUGACACAACAGCAGACUGACUGUUUUUCAGUUCUGAUUAGACACUAGUGUUUAGAUGGCUGUCUGUCAUGAUAGCAUGUGCUGAGUCGGGGCCAGUACCAGAUAAGCAUAUGAAACUAUAAUCCAUAAACGUAAGGUAACAACCAAGACCUAAUGGUGCUGUGAAAGUAGGGCUGGGGCGACUCGUCAACGUAAUCGACAUAAUCGAUUACAAAAAUUUGUCAACGCAAAUAUACAAGCGUUGACGCAACGGAUGAUGAUGUAGACUAUGGUUACUUCAGGUAACGGUAGAAGCAUGGACGGCAAACGAGCUCCACUUAAUGGGGUCGAUUUCAAACCUACCUUUUUUAUUACCAUUUGUUAUUGUUAAUCUACAAAUGGUAAUUAAUCGAAAAAAUAAUCGUUAGUUGAUAGAAAAAUAAUUGUUAGGUGCAGCCCUAUGUGACAGCAACGCAAUUGAGUUUGAGACAGUGAAAAUACAUAUGGUAUGUUGUAUCUGAACAGGUUAGCUAAUGAGCUAAAGUUACUUAGCACAGACGAAAGUUAAAACAAAGAUGUUUAGAAAACUGUUAAAGCACACAAACCAUCGUCAUAUGAGAAAUCCGACGCUACGACUCUCCACAAGUUGUCCUUCAGGUCGUUCUCUAAUGCUUGUGUUUUUUAUCAAUAAGCACUCUGUUCUCCAACACAUAAACAAUCAGCCGGUCGGCCAUGUUGGAUAUACCAGUGAAUCUGACGUCGCAACAACACAAAAUCUGAUCGGUCAGAAGCGGACACACAGUAUGCAAAACUUUGGAAAAAUGGACCGUGAUCCGAAAUAAUGCUGCAAUAUCACAGGACAUGAAAACAUCUCUGAUAUUGACAGGAUAGGGGUUUGAAAAAAAUAUUGACGUCCGAAAUAAUCGUGCAAAAAAAAAACGGUCCCGGUGUGAAAGGAACUUUAUUCCAACCAAGUUGAGACAGUGUGUAAAAUAUUGUUAAAAAUCAAAUCAAAUCAAAUCAUUUAAACUCAAUAUUUUAUUUAACGAUAAAGAAAAUUCUGCCAUAUUGAAAAGCUAGUAGCAGCCAGCUACAACUAGGCCAGUCGUGAUUUUUUACAAUUUUUACCACCUGCCCCUAACAUGGCAAACUGACGAUGAUACCAGAGGUGACCAAUCAGAUUUCUGGGCUGAACCACCCCCUGGUUCUUCUCUAAACACACCCCCGUGUUUAAGUUAUCUCUUUGUAUUUUUUGAGUCACAACAUAAUUUUGUCACCAGCUGUUGUUCAAAAUAGGCGAAAAAGCAAACAAAAACAAUAAACAGAAAUAAAUUAGUCCUUUAUUUUGAAAGGUAAACCUCUUUCCUGUCUUUUUUUUUUACAGAUAUUUGCUAUUAUAAGAAAGUCUGUCCGUUUAACGGCUCCACACCGAUGAUCCAGUCCAACACCUCAGACUUCCACUUCAGCUGGAACCAGAUGCCCAACGCUAUCGGUAUGUUACCACAGAAACAACACUCCACCUGAUCCAGCCGGCACUUCCUGCUCCGGCCUGGCCUGAGGCUUGCUGUCACCAUGGUAACACCAUGUGUGGUUACAAGCAUCCAAUUGGCUGAUGUGAUUAUUUGUGUGUAUAUUUGUGUGUGUGUUUGUGUUUGUGUGCGUGUGUGUGUGUGUGUGUGUGUGUGUGUGUGUGUGUGUGUGUGUGUGUGUGUGUGUGUGUGUGUGUGUGUCUGUGGAUGUUUUUAUGAAUGCAGAGAGGGAACACAAUCAGUGGUAAAACUGUAACCUUGACCCUGUUGAUAACACGCAGCUCCACUGUGUUCCCUGCUGUCACACACUCAUAUUCAGAUACACAGUCACACAUUUAAACAAGCAGUAACAAAAGGUGUGAAACGUAUUAGAGAGCCUUGGCUUAAGCUACUCCCAAAAGUAUUUAAAAAUUUGCAAGGAGUCUGAAUAAAGAGCCACCAAAAAUAAAUCACCAAACUCUGAAGUUCCUCUCAGUGCAGAGCAUGUUUUCGCUCAUUAUCUGUCAGUGUCUUGUUGUUUUACUGAGUCUUCCAUGGGAUAAUUACAGAUAAUUACAAAUGGGGCUCAGUUAACGUGAAAGUAAAAAGCAUUGGUGCUACUGUAGAUGCCAACAGACUACCAGCAAACACAAUGUUUGCAGGACUUCUACAGCUAGGAUAAAGUGACAUAGUCCAGGACCGGAGGUAAACAGUUUAGUGGUGCUACAACAUGCAGCAGGUCCUGUUUGACAAGAAACACUUCUGUUACAGACACUUGACUUACUUUGUUAAAGCAGUUUACCUGUACAGCAGAAAGGUUACAGGGUCCGGAAGAUCCUGAAGCAUCCCUCAUCAUUGUUGACCCGGCUUUUUAGCUCUUGUCAGAGUGGUCAACCUCCUUUUAAAGUGCCCAUUAGCGCCUCUCAACCAAUCAGGACAGGGGAGGCGGGGAAUAGCUCUCUUUACAGUCAGAAAGAGUGGAGCGCUCUGAAAUUUUAAAAUGUUGACUACAUGGACAUAACAAAACACAGCUAUAUCAUGAUAUUCCCAAAGGUCAUCAAUAACUAAUAGCUAUUAAAUAAUAUUAAAAGCUUUUUUGUAUAUACACCACAAAAAAAGAUGCUUCUUUAACAGAUUUCUGCCUACCCCACCUUUAAGCAUGUAGAGGAGAAGAAAAACAAAGUUUGUUCACAGGGAGCACCAAAUUGACACAAACUUAAAUCCCUCACAGGAGUUUUAACAAAAGCUUUCUAUAAAACUGUAGUUCUCUAUCUUUCUUUGGCAGCUCACUCCCACCCAGUAGCUUUGUUAGUUAGGGGGUGGCAACAUGGUUUCCUCCACGCUGUGCUGCAGUUUGCUCUCACCUUGUCAUACAUUUCACAUCAAAAGAGUGGAGAGGGAGCAGUAAGAACCUCCUGGAGAGCCACUCAGCUUGAAUCUAGUGCCUCUUUUUUCCUUCCAAGCAUCAGCGGCUAAUGAUGGCAUUUCAAAAUGUCAGUCUGUGUGACACUAUUAAAUGUCUCUUCUUGUAGGGGCUGAAAAGCUGAACAAAUAGAAAAAGUUGUUUUUCCGUUUAAUCGGCUGAAAGCUUGGUUGAAGUCUGACUAUCUGUUGCUGAUAUUAUCAUAUGUCCAUGUCCUCUUGGCAGUUUGUGCAUUCCCCUACAUCCUGGCGUUCACAACCGACUCCAUCGAGAUCCGGCUGGUGGUCAACGGCAACCUCGUGUACACGGCGGUGGUCCCAGAGCUACAGUUAGCGUCCUCACGGGUCAGUGUUAAUUCAGCUGUUAUUGUGUGUCAAAACCUGCCAUAAGAUGAGUCAUAAUGCUGUAAAAUUCAUAACAAGUGGAACUAAAACACACUCGGCUCACGAUGGUAAGAGCCCUUUAAUCUUGAGAGUGUGUCAGUGUAAGCUGGCCCAACUCUACAUCGUAAAAGUAGCUGUCUCAGCUCUCUCAUUUCAAUCAAUCUUUAUUACUCUUGUGGGAAAUAUGGCUGGCAAUCUGCAAAGCUACGGAGCAAUAAUGCAUUCAUAAUUCAUACGCUAAGAUAAUGUAAAAGAGACCAUGGUGCACCUGAUAAAACAGAUACCUUUACCUCCUCUGUCCUCAUUUAAUCUUCUUGUAUUUUCGUCAUGUUUCACUUUACUUCUCGAUCCUUUGUGUCCACUUUCUGUCCUAAAUAUUUCAGGGCAUCAGCGCUUAUUCACUCACUCUAUUGUUUUACUUCCUCUCUCUUACUCAUUCUCACAGUCGGACAUCUAUUUUCUUUCAUCUGCUCCGGUGAGCUCAGCCUCAAACUGCAGUUCAAGAGACACCAGUUCCCAGAGUUCCCCACAGACACCCACUGGCUACGAGAUGCCCGUGUUCCCCUCGCCACUCGGUGACGGUAAGCCCCGCACAGGGAACGCACCAGAGGAUGUUGAUUUUAGUGCUUCGCUGUUAAAGGUUCCCAAAUGUCAGUGUUGCCUGCAGACCUGUUUGACUUUGGAUAACUGCGGUGUUAGCCAAAAGCACCGGAGCAAUUUACAUAAACUCGUCUCAGCAGAAAGGUUCAUCAAAGGUGCAAAUUUCACCCCCAAGACUUCCUUCUUUUUUUACAGUUGGUUGUGUGAAGUUUCUUCAAGGGCAAGAUUUUUAAUUGCCUUUAUCUUUCCCAUCAUUCCCCCCUUUAUACUGACAAAGUCAAGUCUGUUACUGAAGUGAAAAUUAAUUUUUGGUGCAAAGCUGACACUCUGCAUUAACCAGAUGCUCAGGGAGUUCUUUUUGAGCAACAUUUCUUUACUCCAAGUCAAACAAAACACCACUAAUAAACUAAUAGUUUUAGAGAACUAAGGCAGCCCUGUGAUUAGUCCACGAGUACCACUAUGUUUUCCUCAUUUACAACAUUCCUGGUUGCUCUCUGCUUACAUUGAUUUAGCAUGUAGGCAGAGAAUUGCCGAGGACAAUGAACACUUUAACCAAGAAUUGAAUAGAGCCCUUGUUAGAAAAAGCCCUUGUUAACAUGACCAAAUUGCUGAUAGACAGUUAGAUGUACAGCUGUUGGAUUUAAAGCUUGGUUUACCUGAAGCUGCUCCAAAUUUAUGUGCAGGAAUUCUAACUUUUGGGGGGAAUCCCAUGUCAUGUAUCUGAUAGGCGUCCUGGUAUUUCUGACUUCCAAGAUCGAACAGAGUGCACUAAAUUAUGUCUUUCAGUGAUAUUUAGGAACCACAAGGAAGGUAAUUGUUUAAAAAAUUGCUCUAAGAUUGCAAAAUCAACAUUUUUAAGUGUCCUCAGAAUUUUCAGUCGACCCUUAUGCAAUUUAGAUGUGAAGAAAAUGUGACGAAUCAAAGUCUCAUCAAUCAAAUCCUGCACAUGGAUUUUUAUGCUGUGUUUAAAUAGUAGUAAUAGUGGGUUGCAAAAAACACGUGAAACCUUCUUAUCAGUUUUAAUGUAAAAAUAAUUUUAACUGGGUUCUACAACUUUCCCUGCACUGUCAGGAUUCAAGUUUCUUCAACCACUAAUAAUAAAAACGGAGAAACCGAUCACCCACCGAGUUCCAGUCAUGACCAGUGGUCAGUGUCUGCAGAGAAAAAAUAUUGCUUUAUAGGAAGAUAGAGGAUCAAUAUAAUCGCCUCCCUCCCAACCUCCAGCACACUUUCACUCCCCUCUAUCUGUCUUUGUGGAUACGACCAUUCAGUCUCCCCUCCCCCUGCAACCAGACUGUUACAGAUAUCUGUAAAUGGGGCAUAUUCCUGAUGCACAGCUAUCAUUAACACACACAGGUUUGUCAUUCAGCUGAUGGCAAAGUCAAUUUUUUUCAUUAGACUUUCUAGCUCUUAUAAGUGACACAAAGUCAUCCUCGGGUGGGUUUGUGUGAUUCUGACAGCCACAGUGAAGGACAAAGCCUCGGGAAAACAAUUAUUAAAAUGUGCGACGGCUUCUGCUCCUGCACCAUCAAGGCAGAUAUUUCCUGUUUUCCUCGGGGGAGCGGGUAUUUACAGGUCCCAUUAAGUCUAACAAGGUGGACGGUUUGUCUGUCGCUGCUGCAAUUAGCAGAGGACGGGCUUUGUGCUUUUAAGCUGGUUCUGGUAAUCAUUUCUCUCAAAGGGUUUCUAAUUUUCUUUCCUGUUUUAGCAAGUAAUGCAUAUGAAUCUGCAUCAUUUACCAUAUCCACAUAGUGGCCAUUUUCCUCUGACGUCAAACGCUUUCUUUAGGAAACAGCUUGUGCUCGCAUUCACACACUUUUUUGCCAUUUAUAUUGUGAUGAAUUGACUGGAUGCUAACAGGUGGUGUUGUGUUGGAUAAAAAGUAGGGCCCGACCGAUAUGGAUUUUUUGGGGCCAAUGCCGAUACCGAUUACUAGGGGGGGAAAAUGUCGGAUUACCAAUCAAUCGGACGAUUUUGUAAAUUUUUUAUGAAGUUAUGAAAAAUACAUGUAUACUGUAGAUACCUACAGUAUACUAUAUACUGUAGGCUAUUGCUCUUCACACCGACAGGAAGACUAACUGAUCAAACUCGGACCAGAAAAGCCUUUUCAACUACCCCCCUGCUGCCGCCGAUAGGCGUUACACAUUUCCGGUCCAGUCUCAUCUGGAGACAUGCAGCUGCCUCAUUAAGAGAAAAAGCUCGAUCACCUAAUGUGCACUGUUUAUUGUUUAUUCUACCGUUACUGGCCCGGCUAACAGUGUAGUAAGAGUAGUAGCAGGUGGCUAACUCUAACUGAAACUUGUUGACUUAUUGUGUAUUUCACAAACUGGUUUAUUCGCCGUUGAGUCGGACCACUCUCCUCUGUGCAUCCCUGAGCUGCCUGCUUUAGAUCCGUCACUCUGCUGUGCUGUUAGGGAGUUAGUGGAUGAACAUUGUCACGAGGUCGCUGCGCCAUCUACAGGAUAAGUCAGGGAACUUUUCAAAUGGCGAAACAUUUUCGAAGUGAAACCGAAUCUUAUUCUCUGCAUUUUAUUUCUGAAAAUAUCGUUGAAUAUCGUCGAGUUUUGACCGAUUACCGAUGAGUCUCAAACGGGCUAAAAUCGGCCGAUUUAAUCGGCUCACCGAUAAAGGGCAGCACACUUUUAUCUGAGGCUGCCCUGAAUGCAUCAAUCUAAGACAGUGCAAGUCGAUCAACGUAAAUAUUAUAUCUCACAUUCGUUUCCCUUUCAUUAAAAGCUCAUUUUGCAACAAACACUGCUUAGAUAUAGUUUACAGCUUAAACUGACCUGAAUCAUCCCAAAUUGUAAAGUAAGAGUAUCCAGUGUCUGUGAGGCUCAGCAGAAACACAGGACAAUCUUCGGUUGCCUGGCAACUUUUGACAAAUAUAGUGAUCCAAUUCAUGAAUGAACGUGGACCAUCAAACCACGGGAGACUGACAAGAACCUUUCUGCUGUAUGACAAUACGGGAGGUGGGUGGGAGAUAGGUCUGAAAUACGGGAGAGUCCUGGGAAAAAAACAGAAGUGUUGGCAGGUGUGUGAUGGUUGCUCACUCAUGAUUAUAGCUGCUGUCUGCCUUUCUUAUUCAGUGGCUAAUAGGUUAUCAAAUUUGAUAUUUCGUCAAUAAUAUGCCAUUCAGUGCCUCUCCUGUGAUACCAUGACACUUCGAUGUAUUUUUGCUAGUGCUUCGGUAGCUGAGUAAUAGCUCGUGCCUAAUUGUAGCUAACCAUUUGUUUUAACCUGCAAACUCUUUCUCAGGAUUCUCACCGUUUACUGCCUUUCAGCCGCCUGUUAACCUUAAAAUUAUAGAGUUUAGAACAACACUUAUGUGCACACUUCGAGCAUAACAUCGACAUCAUAGCUAAAUGGCCACCAAACGUGGUCAAUUGGACACCUACUUUGUGUUUGUGUUUGUGUGUGUGUGUGUUCCUUGGCGUAUGUUACCAUGUGUGAUCAGUUUGUGUAACCCUCUUCUUCAUCCCUGGUUCAGAUUCUAUACGGAUCCCCUAUGGUACCAAGCUUUCCCUGUACAUGUCUAAGGAUGCCGAAGGUACUGCAGGAUUCUCCCGCAACUCGUUUCCUUAGUCCAUGAAAAUGCUCACAGUGCUGCCCCACUAACAUGCACACACUCCCAGAGUGUAUCACCCUGUCUGCUCUUCCACGGCAGCAUGUUGACUUGAACGUUGGUUGAAUGUUAAGUGAACAUUAUGUCUUCCCCAUCCCCCUCCUUUUCUGUUUUAACUAAUUAAAGCGUCAGCAAUAGGAGAAAGUGUAAGGGAGUGAAAAGUGAUAGAGUGCAAAGUGCAUAAAAGUGAGUAAGAUAAGAUAACGUCCAUCACAGUGGAGGGCUCUGAAAUUACAAGACGGAAAGGUGUGCAUUAGUGAGGGAGGGAGAAGGAGGGGUUGUGUACAAGCUGAAGGUCGGGAGAAAAAGGGAAAGAGGGAAGGAGAAGACACGUCUGCCGCAGCAUGAUUUACAGAUUGCACUGUCGCCAUGGAGACUUUUGUCAGCCCCUCUCUUCGAUCCAAAGUGGUGGUCCAAACAGCGGUGCCACAAUCUGAGCAGGGUGAGAGUAGGGAGUGUAGCGAUGAGAGAAAGAAGAGGAGGGCAAGGACAAGGGAGGAAAGGGGUGCUGACAAAAAUCCCAUCCUCGAACUGCCUGUGCGCCUGCUGUAUCUGCUCCUCGGGGAGAGAUUCAUCUGAUGUAAUCGCAUCAGUAAUGUGAACAAGAUUCUCUUACUGAUGUGGCUGUUUACCUCCAUCCACCUGCAUUCAUUGGCCUAAAAUCUGCAGUAAAAUACUUUCUUUCUCUGGAGAAGCGUACUUCAAUAAGUGCUCGAAAUUUCAAUGUUUACAUUCAGUCUAUUUCCAAGUGUGAUGGAGUUUGACACUUCCCCUGGUCCAGAAACACACGUGGAAUAUAUUAGUCUUUGGGACGAUAUAUUCUGAAAUAACUGCAUGUUUUUUGCUCUUUUGGUUUGUUAUUUUGUGGCUGUAUGAUAGCAAGGGUACAGCAAAGAGGAUCUCUAACAACACUAACUCAGUGUACCUGUCAAACAUCAGCAGUGACCCUCUAUUUUCUCUGUGGCUUUUCACUCACCUCUCACCCGCUGACAUUUCAGAUGAGACGCUCCUGUUUGUGUAACAGUGCAUCCCCAUUUAUUCAGUAUCAUCUACCAGCCGGUCUCAAUGGAGCUGAGUGUAGCUACUCAACUGCAACACUGCUCCCUGUUGGCAAUGUUUGGCAUUGCAAGUCGCCUCACUGCAGCUGUUUUGUGGGCUUUCUGUGUGUUCGCCAUUUGAAAACCUCCAAACAUCUUUUUAAUGUGUCCCAAACAGACUCUGAGUGUUUGUAGUCUCUGCUGAAUAUUAGAUGCCCCAGAAUUAAUGGCUUCAAUUCGACUGUUAUGUUACAUUAGCUCUCUGUGCUGAGGAUGAUUAACUUAAAAAUGAAAGGCUCUUUCACUAAAUAAAGCCAUUAAUCACUUCAGAUUACUGUCAUCUGACGAGGGAAUAUGAGCUCUUCAACCUCAAGAUCUGUCAAAUUGAAAAUUAUGGAAGGGUGUAGGCAAUGUGUAGGCACUAAAAGCCUAAAUGUUGUAUCAUAAUACCAAUCAUAUAUAUAAAUAUAUGGAGAGAGAGGGAGAAAGUACCACUACUGUAACUAUCUUUUAGCUCAAUACUAUCAUAGCAUUUUGAAUGCUUUGUUAGUUUCCAAGUAUAUAAGCAAAUGUUUGUCUGAAUGAAGUAAUAAUUGAUGUUAGAAACACCCAAGUGACAGACAAACAGCACAUCCCUCAGAGGCUCUUAACCAUCUGGUUGAAAAAGUGUGUAAUCAGCUCUGAUUUAUUUUCAUUCAGAGUAAUUAGAGUCACUUAGGAACCUGGAAAUACAACUAUAAAAGAUUUGCCUUGUAUUUAUCUUUUAUGGACUGAUUCCUUUAUUGAUUAAAUGUCAACAAAAUCAGUAGAUACUGAUAAAGGAACGCAACAGUCUUUGAAGCUUUAAGGCACUCCACAUAAUGAGAUAUUAAGACACUUAAAAGUUUAGCAUUAUGGUCUUUUACAUGCUUGCUGUACACAAUAAAACAUGAAAAAUGGUGUGCCAUUGCUACUUGCACCAUGAUUUUGAGUUGUUGCUCUGCUAUGGUUAAAUUCUAUCUGCAGCAAUCCCAUACAAAUUUAUGCUCUUUAACUUCUACACCUGUCUUGCACAUUGCAUGCAUGUGUUAUCAACAGCAUGUGGAGACAUAACGCUUAUCAAUAUGUAACCCAGUUCACAUGUAUUUCAAUCCAGAAUGUAAUCAUUUUGUGGUUUUUUUUAGAGGAAACCAGCAGAUAAUUUUCUCAUACUCUGUCUCUGCACCAUCACUUUUCCCUCGGUACAGCCCCCCCCCCAGAGAAUUGUGGAGCAGUACAGUUACAGUUGCAUCUUUUAGCCCCACUCUUGCCUCCUCACCUCUCCUAAUGUUUCCAGAUUGAUCCACAGUGAGGGUAACUUCUUCAUUAACACUUAACCUGAGAACCAACAAGGUUCAACAAACAUAACUUUAAGGACAGAGCAACCAUAGAAGAGCAACUAUUUGACAUCACCAAAAUUGCACAAUUUCUACAAAAAGACAAUCAGUUGGCAAUGAACAAAAUACAUUAAAAGUAACAAAAUGUGCAAAAGUAAUGGCCUUCCUUAUUUAUCCAAUGAGCCAAAAACAUGUAAGAAUGCUUCAGGUUCGUCACACUUUGUCAUAUCUGCCACACAUCCCCCUUCUUUUAUCUUUUUUUGACAUCUCAUCUUUGCUCGUAUUGACUCUCUCAUCAUGUCUUUUGUCACCUGCCUCCCCCCUUUUUUCCUCACUUUACCUGCUGCUUUCUCAUUUUCCCGUCCUUUCUCUCCUUCUGGGUUCCUUAUUUUCAGGUGAAGCAUCAUGUAAACAUAUGUUCAAGAUCCCACUUUGCAACUUGGUGGGCCGCAGCAUUGAAAGACCCCUCAAGUCCCCUCUGGUCAACAAGGUUCUGACAACACCGGUUCCAGCCAUGGUGCCCCCAAGUCCUCUCAUUUCAGCGCCGCAUUCGCUAUCAUUGUCCCGCAUGGAGAUCAAAGAGAUAGCCAGCCGUACACGAAAGGAGCUGCUCGGUAAAAUUAACUCUUACUUCUUCUCUGGGAUGAAAUCAAAGUGUUUGAAAAAUGUUUGCAUAUUAGAUUUUUUUUGCUAGGUAUCAGCAAGUUACGCUUCAGGCUGGCAUUUUUAAUAAAAAGUACUACCUUGUCAAGUACAGGAGAAGUGUUAAGGUGUGCAAAUUUGUCCACAGAGGGCGCCAAAAUCAACACAGACCAAAAGUUCCUCACAGAAGCUUUAAAAUAACCCAACUGUAAAACUCACAAAUGUACAUUUUUGAGGUAAAAUGUUUUCAUGUGUGAAAAGAAAAGUAGUGACACCCGUAGAUCACCCCCUGCAUUACUCCCAUAAAAUAUACAACUUGUUGUGUUUAUAUAUUUUUUUUUUAACAGAUUGUCUGCACUUCAUUUAAAAGCUAGGGUAUGAAGUUUAAAGUUGCUUACAUAAGGGUUAUUUUAUCCUGAAGGAUCUAGGCUAGCUGCUUCUGUGCUUUCUAGUUUUUAAGCUAAGUUAAGCAUUUUCUUUCCAAGAGAUCAAAUAAGUGUCACAAACAUUUUCUGUUACUUCAUCUCAAAAAGGCUUGACAGAGGAGCCGAGUGGGAAGCCAGACAGUGGAACAGUCAAACAGAGGAGGAUGAGCAAGAAGAACACUGAGGAAGAGCCCAAAGCGCGAGUGCUGACAUCAACAAACAGUGACAGGUAAUAGUGACUGAUUCAACCGUGAAAAAACUGGAAAUGUGUAACAGCUGCUUUAUUUUUAACCCUCCUCCAAUGUUAGGGUCUGCACAAACCCGUUUUUGAUUUUAAAUGCUUAAAAGAACCACAUUAAUUAGCUUUUUUGCAUCAAGACUUUUUAACUUUGUCAUGAACCUAUAUUUCAACAAAAUAAAAAUUAAAGUGACUGAAUUAUAAAAUGCUUUUAUUAAAAUGAUGGCACUUGUCGUGUUAGGGUCGCUGUUGACCUGGUUAGAUUUAUAUCUAAUAAUUAGAGCAAAAACUAAAAUCUUAAGUGCACUGUCAGGCACCACAUUGACCGUCAGAUCCUCUCCCAAUCAUCUGAGAUUUAGGAAAUUCUCAUAUUUCUGUGUUUUUCCCUGCACAAAAAACAACGUCCGGCAUGUCCAGACAUGUGAGAUCAAUCAGUGUAGAUGUCUGUGUGAGGGCUAUACUGACAAAAAAAGGUCUAGAGGCUCAUUACAAAAAUAUUAUAGGCCAUAUUUUAAUGGAUAAUGAAGCCUAACAAGGUAACCUAGAGAUGAGAACCAAACUGGAUGAUAGUGAAAUGUUUUUACUGUAAUUUACAGCUGAUUUAAGAAACGGGUCAAACUGACCCUUAACACUGUGAGUGCGUAGUAAAAGCUAACUCAGGAGGAAGGUUAAAGAGGUUUAUGUCUUUUAUGUCUGUGCUCAACAGGUUAGCCUCAGAGUCUUUAGACUCAGACCUGGACGUCCAGCUCCAUUGUUCAUCCAGUUCAGAGGCGGAGCCAGAGAAGGUGGUGCUGCGAGCGGAUAGCCCGACUCUCGCUAAUGCCUUCGCCCCCUCUACAUCCUUUGAAGAAGAUGUCCUGGACCUAAAGUGAAGACAAUCCCAUCAUGCACUCCUCUGCCCUCACACUCCUGAAAUGUCACAUUAUUUUGGUUUCUUUGGUUGGUCUGCUUAUAAUUUGUUGUUUGUUGACGUCUUUGUUUAUAUCCCAGUAUCCCCAGUCUCCCAUUCAUCAGAUGAGAUGGGCGCAGACUAGCGGGAGUUGGUUAACGUGUCUGUGCGUGUGUUUGUUUUCACGAACAGUCCCUCUGCCACUGUGUGUCGGUUGUUUGUGUUGCCCUGCAGCAAAUAACCCAAAGAGUCUAUGAAGUUGUGCAAAACGCCGUGGUUUAUUCAGAGCUCUGCAGCAGCCUUGAGGUAAAGCUAACGGUUUGAUCCCAAACCACAAACUGAAUGUAAAUCUACGCACCGAGGCACGACAAAAAUCUUACCCCCAAUGCCGUCUGAAGUUGCUGGAGCUUAUUAUGUGUUGUAUAGUAUGUGAUUAUUUCCAAUCCACUAUCAGAUAUUGUAUGAUAUGCAUUUGUAUGUGUACAUCUGUUUAUACACAAAAAUGCUCACAAUGACAGGUGUGUAUGCCAGUCAUGCCUGUGAUGCAUAUUUAUAGAUAUAUAUAGAAAUCCAUUUUAUUCCCAUAGUAAGUAAAAAAAAAGAUGUUUUAUGCUCUCUGCACAUACGUCCUUAUUCCUCUCCUUUUUCACAGUUUACAGGUAGACAGGGCUGGAGGCAAAGUCUCCCACAAGUGCCAUUCCCCAGCAUCGUCCACUGAACAACACCUCUAACAGCCACCGUAUUAUGGUGUCUGACAGUAGCAGCCAUGAUUGCAGUCCAAUCUACAUCACUAUAGUAACUCACAAACCAUUUACAUUUAACUCCACUAACUGGAGGCGCUCACUGAAAGCCACACGCACACAACCUUAAAUCUGCAUGAUCUGCCUUUGCUACAAGUAUUGUAUCUUCUGCACCAAAAAAAAAAUAGCUUCUUAGGAAACCAAGAGGUCUGCAGCGUCAUACCAAACAUAUCAGCGUAAAGAAAGCUACAGCUUGAAUCAAAGAGACUGUAGACAUUAGGAGAAUCAAGGGGAAGGGUCAAAGGUAUAACAAUAGGUCAAAAAAGGCUAAAGUACAACUUCUAGACUAAUUUGAAGUUUAAAUGAGUGAUUUUCACAUGACAAAAAGAAAAGCCAGAAUUUUGUGAAUAAAUAGAAACAAAUCUAAACUUAAAUAACUCCAUUUGUAAACAAAAUCAAAUGAUCAUAAUUUAAAUAAUAUUUUUAAGCUCUUUUCUGUAUUUUGAACGCACAAAAGGUGGUAGCCUAAAUUUUUUACAUUUUCUUGACUAUCAAACCUCUAAUCUGAUCAUAAAAAACAGAAGUUUCCUCUGCAGGGUUUCUCAAGAAGUUAAGUUCCCCUGUUAGCAUGGAUUUAAAGAAACAAAUUGUGUCAUGUUGUCUCAUUUGGACACAUUUAAUCUGUCUUCAGAAAACUUCAAGUUACUCUCCGGAUACGAUAAAUUCUGUCCACUUAUCUGAAAAAACAGGACGAACCCAAUUUGGAUGACCUGAUUCUGAGAUGCAAAACACCUGGUCCGGAUUAAACCUUUGCACAACUCUGCCUAGGAAGUUCGCUGCUUGAAUUCCUGACACAACUUCAUGAGGGUGCAUAAAAUGAGAGUGGGUUUGUAAAGAGAUGCAUCAUUUUUGUGAGUUCAGCAAAACAUUUUACAUGAAAUAGGAAAAGUGUUUCAAGUAAUCAAAAGACCAAAAGUUUUGAGGAUUCACUGAUAUGUAGGGUAACAAACUGAGAGCUGUGGUUCUGACUAUGUGUUUGUUGGUAUGAGAGCGCCUCUAUGUGGUGGUUUCACAACACAACAGCCUUCAGAUCUUGCAUGAGCCUCCUCCGCCUCCUCCUCGAUCCCCUCGCACCUCUCUUCUGCUCUCUUUUUACCUGCCUCAGUGUGAACCCCUCCAACACUAUAACCUAACUCAGAAAAACUAAAAAAGGAAGAUGAAGAAGAAAAACGGGAUUGGGGGAUUUUUUUAAAGGUACUCCACUUAAAUGUUUAUUAACCUGAACAGGUGUGGGUGACCAGGGGAUACCUGGCAGUUACGGUUUGUAACAGCACUUCUCCCACCUCUGAUGUUCCUCUUUCUCCUGUAUUUCUGUCGAGUACUCUUCGUUCCUACCUCCCCUUGGCAUUUUCACAGUUAUUAUUUUUUAUUGUUUUAUUUUUGUUCAGUUUUUUUGUAUUUGAAUCUAUAUUUACUGUUUAGACUGUUGCUGAACCUCUCUGUGAUAUCAAAAUGGAAGAAAAUGAACAAAAAAAACACCAAGUGUCUUAAAAUAUUGUAUCGCCAUCGUUUUUAAUGCCAAGUACUACUUGUAAAUGUUUGUGUAUCAAAUGUGGCCUCAAAUGAAACUGAACUAUAUUAUUAUUAAUAUUAUUAUUAUUUGAGCAAUUAUUUUAAACAAGUGCUGUAGACCACUGCUGUGAAAGUAGUCGAUUCUGUUCAUUGAUAUGUAAUAAAUAUUUAUGAAAUUUGAA
Molecule: messenger RNA, 89996 nt
Organism: Xyrichtys novacula (pearly razorfish)
Lineage: Eukaryota; Metazoa; Chordata; Actinopteri; Labriformes; Labridae
Source: the annotation of a GenBank genome assembly